CCUCAUUCCAUCCCUGUGAGGCUGCGCGGCCGGCUGCUCCCUGCGCCUGCGCGGGUUGAGGCUCAGUCACACCGUGUGUCCCGGGCUUCGCCGGCAGAGUCUCCUCAGGACAUUGAACGAACCGAGCUGGGAGCCCGAGGCCCGGAGCCACCAAGAUGGCGCAGAUUUUGCCUAUCCGCUUCCAGGAGCACCUCCAGGUAACGGAGACAUGUCCUCCCUGCCCGGGGUCCCCGGCAUUGGAUGGGGGGGGAGAAGAAUGCUGGGAGCCCGUGUGGGGGUAGCUAAUAGCACCAUCAUUACUGGCUGUGUGUACUGCCAAGGGUAUCACAUCAUAUUAUAGAGAGUGGGGGUCAUAGAGCCAGCCUGUCCCUCCCUGUGCCCUGUGUGAGCAAUUAGGGGUCAAUCAUGUAGCAUAGGGCGGGGUAGCAUAGGGCGGGGCUAAGCUGUGUAUUAGGGAUAGCAGUGUGAUGGCAGUAUACUGGCUUCGUACCCUGUGCUGGUGUAUUAGGAUGCGGCGGAUGGCAGUAUACCGGCUGUGCCCCCGUAUGGUGUAUUAGGGGAUAGCAGUGUGAUGGCAGUAUACCGGCUGCAAUUCCCCUGUGGCGCUGGUGUAUUAGGGAUAGCAGUGUGAUGGCAGUAUACUGGCUGUACUCCCCUGUAUGGUGUAUUAGGGGAUAGUAGUGUGAUGGCAGUAUACUUGCUGUACUCCCCUGUAUGGUGUAUUAGGGAUAAGUGGUGCGUGAUGGUGUAUACUGCUGUGCCCCCUGUAUGGUGUAUUGUGGAAUAGUAGUGUGAUGGCAGUAUACUGGCUGUACUCGUAUGGUGUAUUAGGGAUAGCAGUGUGAUGGCAGUAUACUGGCUGUCCUCCCCCUGUAUGGUGUAUUAGGGAUAGCAGUGUGAUGGCAGUAUACUGGCUGUACUCCCCCUGUAUGGUGUAAUAGGGAUAGCAGUGUGAUGGCAGUAUACUGGCUGUACUCCCCCCUGUAUGGUGUAUUAGGGAUAGCAGUGUGAUGGCAGUAUACUGGCUGUACUCCCCCCUGUAUGGUGUAUUAGGAAUAGCAGUGUGAUGGCAGUAUACUGGCUGCGCUCCCCCUGUAUGGUGUAUUAGGGAUAGCAGUGUGAUGGCAGUAUACUGGCUGUACUCUCCCUGUAUGGUGUAUUAGGGAUAGCAGUGUGAUGGCAGUAUACUGAUAGCAGUGUGAGGGCAGUAUACUGGCUGUGCCCCCCCCCUGUAUAGUGUAUUAGGGAUAGCAAUGUGAGGGCAGUAUACUGGCUGUACUCCCCCCUGUAUGGUGUAUUAGGGAUAGCAGUGUGAUGGCAGUAUACUGGCUGUACUCCCCCCUGUAUGGUGUAUUAGGGAUAGCAAUGUGAGGGCAGUAUACUGGCUGUACUCCCCCCUGUAUGGUGUAUUAGGGAUAGCAGUGUGAUGGCAGUAUACUGGCUGUACUCCCCCUGUAUGGUGUAAUAGGGAUAGCAGUGUGAUGGCAGUAUACUGGCUGUACUCCCCCCUGUAUGGUGUAUUAGGGAUAGCAGUGUGAUGGCAGUAUACUGGCUGUACUCCCCCCUGUAUGGUGUAUUAGGAAUAGCAGUGUGAUGGCAGUAUACUGGCUGCGCUCCCCCUGUAUGGUGUAUUAGGGAUAGCAGUGUGAUGGCAGUAUACUGGCUGUACUCUCCCUGUAUGGUGUAUUAGGGAUAGCAGUGUGAUGGCAGUAUACUGGCUGUAUUCCCCCCUGUAUGGUGUAUUAGGGAUAGCAGUGUGAUGGCAGUAUACUGGCUGUACUCCCCCUGUAUUGUGUAUUAGGGAUAGCAGUGUGAUGGCAGUAUACUGGCUGCCCCCCCCUGUAUGGUGUAUUAGGGAUAGCAGUGUGAUGGCAGUAUACCGGCUGCACUCACCCUGUAUGGUGUAUUAGGGAUAGCAGUGUGAUGGCAGUAUACUGUCCGUACUCUCUCUAUAUUAGGGAUGGCAGUAUACUGUAUGUACUCCCUCUAUGGUGUAUAAGGAAUAGCAGUGUGAUGGUAGUAUCUGUUUGUACUCCCUCUAUAUGGUGUUUUAGGGAUAGCAGUGUGAUGGCAGUAUACUGGCUGUACUCCCCCUGUAUGGUGUAUUGGGGAUAGCAGUGUGAUGGCAGUAUACUGGCUGUACUCCCUCUUAUUAGGGAGAGCAGUGUGAUGGCAGUAUACUCUGUUUCAAUGAUGGCUAACCUGCCCCCUCCCACUCCAGAUGUUAAUGCACUACAUUUUCUGUGAUGCUUAGCCAACCUCCACAGUGUUUAUAAUAGUCCAGUGAUGCAGGCUGUCCCUAUGACAAGGAAUCCAGUAUGGUUAUAUAAGACCUUGCUAAGGAUGCAGCUUCCUUGUCACAGGUCCUUCACAAUAAAUAUUGCUCGCUGUGUGUGCAAUAUUGUGUUAGCAUGCUUCAUUAAUCCAGCCAUUUAUUAGUAAGUGUGAAUACACUGAUUGUGGAAUACCCUGAUUGUGUGCUGUGUGAGGUCCCUUUUAAUACUGCAAUGCUGGUUUGGUGCUGUCAUAUGAUGCACUCAGUGCCUGCAACCUUUGCUUUAUUAUAUAUAUUUAUUUAUGUGAUGUUGUGUGCCAGUCCCUACACUUGGCCCGAGCAGGUUGUGGGGGAGCUGCUGGUAUUGCAGAUGUGCGUUUUUCCCUCUCACCCCCUCCUUUUCAGGGUUAUUGAUUUCAGGCAGUGAGAAGGAUGGAGGGGGCGCUGUGAGUAGGGAUGGCCCAGCUCUGCCAUCUCUGAGUACCAGUGGGGGUAGCAGAGAGUUUUGGACUGUGUCAUCCUUUGCACAUCACGAUACAGUUGUCAAAUGCCAGGAUCUUUCCUUUCACAGUGCUAAAGCUGAGCAUCUAUGGAUUGUGCUGGAGGGAGAUCUCUCUCUCUCUCUCUCUCUCUCUAUCUCUCCUGAUAUCAUUUUACAUUGUAUCUGACAGAUAAUAAGUUGGACUGUAGUGAUUUUAACACUGUAUGUAAAGUAAUCUGACUUAACCAAUUAAAAACCCUCUUAAUCCUAAUGUUGGCACAUAUUAAUUAUACAUGUAUUAAUAAUGAGAUUAAAACUAGGCAUUAAAGGAAUGUGUUAAACAAAUGAAUUUAGAACAGGAAGUGCUGACUGUGCUGUCUCCCCCCACCUUCAUUGUAAGAUGGGCUGGGAGUGUCAGCUGGCCUAGCCUUCCUCCUCUCACUAUUUGGAAGAUGUGAAUUAGCUGGCAACCGCAUAUAGCCCUUUAAACAUGUUUGGAGAUAAGUUGCGCCCACGUUUACACUACUCAUCGAUCCUUACAGUGCCCUGACAGUGCAGAUUUGAAUGCUAGUAUAUACUAGACUGGUCCUUACUGCAUAACAAAUUUCAGAAAUUUUUGGGUAGUUGAGCCAAUGGGAGGGAUGUCUCCAAGGUCACAGCACUGCCAGCUUCCUUAUAACUGUAAAGUAGGUUGUGUAAAUGGUCGUGUUUGUGUGCAUGCAGGUGGUGUAUUUGAAUAGAAGCUUCUAUUUGUAUUUUUCUAAUAUUCACGUGCUUGGAUAGAUGCAGUUGAUGUAGUUUAUAGCACUGCAAAAUGAACCUUUGUUUUCCAUUUCCAUUUUUUAAAAUACAUUUUUAAAUCACUUUACUUCCUGUAGAGAGAGAUCCUUUUUAUAAAGCUGCUUUUCUUCAACUGACCAUUGGAUUGGUAUCUGUAUAUAUAUGUGUAGCAUACCACAAUCUAAAACAGAACAGUUUAUAAAUGUUUAGAAUAGACGUAAAAAUACAGUACACAGCAUCAUAUUUUAUUUUUUUUUAAAUCAAAAGCCUGAGUUUUACCACAGUUUCACUACAUUUAUUUAUUUUUUCUCAUUUAUGGAUUUUCGGGUAACUGACAAAAACUGCAUUUCUAGUAUAUUUUGUUUGGCUGGAAGCCCCAACCAUCAAAUAAAAAAAAAAAAACAUUCUCCAUACAACCUCUCAAAAUGAAUGUCCUUUUGAAGUAUUAAAUCCCUUGACAUCAUAUAUCAUUUGCAGACAUGUUUGAAUUGUUCAGUGUACUGUUUCUUAUAAAUACCAUUUACUUUGAACUGCUAGUGACUUUUAUAUGUGAGGCACUUUUUAUCGCAUCCAGUUAAGUUCUUCUGUUGGCUUAACAUAUUCUUUGCACAGUUGUGCGAAACCUCUAAAAAUCUUAUUUUUAGGCAAAUAUUUCAUUUUCAGCUAAUGCACACCCUUCUAACUUGGCUGCACCUGACUCAGCCUCUGUAAUUUCAACUUCAAAAGAUUCUUUACUUUGUCCAUUUGUUCAUUUCUAUAUAGAUCACCUAUGCGUCAUCCCAUUACAAACAUGUGAAUUGCAAGUUUUGUAAUAGUGUACAUCUACAUUUUAUCUCUUGUUUCUAGAAAUUCUCGAACACUCAAUCAUUGCUUUACUUUUGGCCUGACUUUUUCCAAGACUUCCCAGCUAUUAUUCCUCAAAUCUCUUCCUUACAUAUAAAAUUUUCAAUUUUUUAGUGUUCAACACCCACCUGUUCCCUUGAACACUUACUUCUGAGAAUAGAGUUUAUCUACCCAUCUUCAUACCUACAUCAUAAUGGUUUGUGGGAGUACUUGACAACUUGACCGUGUAUUGGUGCACAGCAUUUUGAUGACUCUGCAAUGAAUCACUAUACUGCAAAGAAUUGUGAUGGAUGUGUAAUGUAACACACCAUCAGACUCUUGGACAUUUUGGCAAUUUAUGUAUAGCGGUGUCUCCAAAAUCAGUCCUUGUGUCCCCCCUACCAGUUUGGGAACCACUGUUGUAUAGUGUUCACCAGAACAUUCAUCAACUCGGGAUGCAAUUACUUAAAGUGGAAUUGACAUGUCUUUUUUACAUCACUGAAUAUAACAUUGGAAAUUACUUAUAACUUGUGUUAACCUCUUUUCAUCGGGUUCUUCAAUUUCCUUUUAAAUUUAUAUCAAAUGAAUACUUCAAGCAGCUCCAAGAUUGUGAGAAUUAAGCAGCGAGACUUCAGAGGCAUGAUCUAUACACUAAAACUGCUUUAUUAAGCUAAAGUUGUUUUGGUUACUGUAGUGUCCUUUUAAAUUAAAUGUUGCAUGCACAAAUAUGGAUUACCAAUUGAAAAAGCCCACUGUGGGUGAAACACGUUGUGGAUAAUAUAUUUUACAUUUUAAUUGUCAAAGUAAAGGUUUUUGGUAUCUUUUAUUACUAAUAUUUGUACCGUAUACCUUGGCUUUUUCUUUUUUUUUUUUUACCUGGCAUCAAGUUUUUAUUUUCCCAGUGAGGACCUCACAAAGCAUCCUUGGUGGGUAUUAUACCACCCACGCUGAUUAUAAUGAGCGGGAUAUCUGCUCAGGUAAAUGUGAGUAUUACUCUUUUUUUUAUUUCUCCUACUGGCUAUAUUUUACAGAGAACACUAUCUGAUGUACCUUUGUUUUUACUUUCACAUAUUCCGCUGACAAGAAACAUUUUGGUCUAUACCUCCCAUCAUAUCCCUGAAGUGGGGGAAUAAUACCACUACAAGCAUUUCACACUAGAGCUUGUUUUAAACUCUAUUCCAUGUGAGUAGGCCAUUUGGAUUUGAUUUUACUCUAACCUUUACACUUUUGGAACAUAUUGCACUAUUGGAUCUCUUUUCUUCUUUUAUGUACCUGGACCUCAAUUAUUUGGAAGAACAUACUUACCUGGAGAUAAAGGCAAACUCUUAUAGACUUACCUAUAUACCUUAUUGUGGACUGUGUUGGCCUGUUUGCUUUUAUGUAGUACUGAUUUUAUACUAUCCUACUGACCACGUAUUAUUGUUUUUACUUCAGUUGUUUUUAGUAUCACGUCAUCCCCUGGCGCACCCUACCGUUUUGUAUUGUUGUUAGUUCUUUUUUAGGAGAGAUUUACCCAUUUAGGUGUGCUGCCUGCCUGUCCUUUGACUUAGCGCUAUUCCACUCUUUGUUUUUGUUAACAAAUAUGGCACUGACUGCACUAAAUGCUUGUGUAUGGCAUUAAAUACAUGAGAUGCAUUAUGAGAAGGCAAAGUGACCCUGAAGAUGAAAGUGCAGUGGAGGUGUUCUCUGUUGCAUUAUUAUUAUUUAUAAAGCGCCUACAAAUUCCGCAGCGCUGUACAAUGGAUGGACUAACAGACAUGUAUUUGUAACCAGUUUUACGCACAUGAACAGAAGGGUUUGAGGGCCCUGCUCAAUGAGCUUAUAUGCUAGAAGGUGUGGGGUAUAGUAACACAAAAGGUAAGGGUAGGGUAGAAAAGUAGGUUGCUAGAAUAGUAUUCACUGACGGCUUAGUGGUUUUUUGUUUUGUUUUUUGAAGAAAAAAAGUAUUGAAGGUGGGCAUAAUUAUAGACUGUAACAGGGCACAUUGGGAACAUGCAAGACCACUGAAAAGCGGGUUGCAGUAUCAAGGCAAGAGACUAUAGGGGCAUUGGCCAGCACCCUAGCUUAUCUGCCUUUGGCAUUAAAUAGGGAUGCACGCUAUGUUUUUGAGAUGGAAGCAGCAGGAUUUGGCGAUCGACUGGACAUUUGGGGUGGAGGAGAGGUUGGAGUCAAAAAGAACACCUGGAGUAAUGAUUAGGGUGUUAAAAAUUCAUCAUUUGGGGGGGCGGAGCCUGACAACCAAGAUGGCCGGCCGUGUUUUCUAAGAGCUCCAGCACCGGUGGGCCAAUAAACACUAAUCCUGGCUAAACUACUGACGCUACCGACUCACAGUGACCAGAGAGGGACAAAGGAACAACCGAGUUCCCCCGGGACCACUGCUGUGAGAGCUCCUGGUCGACUCAGGGAGAGUACAGAGAAACCUGCAGAAUGCCACUCAGAGCAAGCUGACUAUACAGCAAGGCUGGAAGCAAUAUUUACAGAUUUUUGGCAGAAGUUUGAAAGGUGCAGGCAACAGCACGCCGAUGCCACACACGGAUUUCGUCCAUCAAAGCGACCACGAGGAGAACACAAAAUGGCUACCGCAUACUCACCUCAGCACUCACAACUCUGGCGCAGACUAGCAAGUAAGCAGCACCAGCCUGUCCGGAACCACCCAGGUUUUCACUCGUGGCACAAGCCGACCCCAGCUACAAAGCAAACGACCGCAGUGACGACACCCAGCCGAGCUCUAUCAGGGCGGCGAGGCGCACAUAGCCACCCGGUAGAUUCCCAGAGGGGUUAAGCCUGCCUUGGGGUUACCCCCCAACAUCAGCAAUGGUACCAGGGGGAGCAGGUUCAUCGUGGGGACGCAACAUCCAUAAUGUCCUGCACAAGCCCAAGAGCAGUGCAAGGGUGUCAAAUAUUGACAAGGGUGGCCCAAGCGGACUCUCCUCCACCCUACAGGGACACCGACACUCACAACACAAGAGGUACCUCAGCCGAAACAGAGGCAUACAGACACCAUCCGCCCACCGCACCGCCGGCUCCACCAAGACAGCCCUGAGUGACAGAGAUACACAGCCACCCGAUACUCUUACAGCCAAAGAUGGAUCCUUGCUACAGCCUGGACCAGAGAUGCCACAGCCGAAAAGUACCCGCAUGUACAAGGUCCAACACCGGCAGCAGAUUCAUACGAUAGCGAAGGAGAUCACAGCUGCACCUCCCACAUACCAGAGGCUCCUGCCGAAAGCCGGAGUCGGGUGAACCCCCGAGACUUUGGGUCCCAGAGACUGUAAGCACCAACCACUGUGGACUCACGAUGCGACUUACUAACGAUACUACCCUCCUCUUUGCUUCUUAGCCUAGGGUGUAUUUCCCUCUAAUCUUGCAGAGUUAUUCCUGUACCUAAUCAGUGUAGCAGGUCUUAAAUAUUUAAAUAUUUCCUAUAUAUCUCUCAUUACAGACAGCUACAGAUGUCCACUUACUGUAUAGGUGCCAUAUACCAACCAGCUACUGCCAUACUGCAAAACUUGCAAUUGCGCUACAAUAACCUAGUAUUGUCAAGCAUCAAUCAUUUUAGUUUUGUACUUCACCUGUAUACCCUCAUACAAGUACAAAAAAAAGUUUUCUUAGCGUUAGAAAUAUAAGUUUCAACUGACAUGCCAUUAUACUGUUGCCCCUGCAGUUUUUUUUUUUUUUUUUUUAAUUCUUUAUUUUUGGUUGUGUCAGGGUUACAGAGCAUCGUAUAAUAUCAUAACAGCAUGUAUGAACACAAUUUUAAUACUUUGGAUCACAAACAUAACAUAGAAAAACAUAGAAAAAGCCACCCCCUCUGGAGUUGCAAGCAAUAGCGGUAGGCGAAAUGAGGUGUCAGGGGGAUGACCACAGUCCAGCCUCAAAUUUAGUCGUCACCCGCGGACCCCCUGCCCUACCACAGUGACAAGGCUGCCCAUUACAAGCCGAGUGUUAACUACUUCUUAUUGUCUGUACAAAUCUCCUGGGGUCGUCCUCUUAUGGGAGGUCAGCGUAGUCUCCGGUGAAAGGCGUCCCCUGCCGGGCAUUGAGGGUCGGUUUACUUGUCAUUGAGGUCUCCCCAACACCUCAGGUGGGGUUUUACAGUGAUUAAAUAAACGUCUGCUUGGGUGGUCUGUCCAUUUAUCAGAUGGUUACCGGUGUAUUUGGCACUAUUUGCUCAAUCCCUGAUGACUGUAGCCUGGGCUGCUAGCUUCUACCAUGAAUUGGUCAUCUAAGGGGUUGUGUUAGUAUCUCCUUGUCUGGUGUUUUACUCUCUGAAGAUUGCGACCCGCCCACCCCGGGAAGUGCCGCAAAAGGCAGGCAGCCACCCAGAGUCAGGGGUAUUGUGUAAACCCGACUUGGUGGGGGUUCCAGAGUGCCAGCAGCUGUAUUGUCUCAGAGAAGCUUCCCUGCGUCGCGUGCUGUGGCACACGCUAGGAGUAUCUGUAGUCAGGUACGUGGGGAUACCCUGUUCCUACUGGGCAUGGGGGGCCCCCUGGCUUGCCCACCAGCUCUCUUUAUGGUUGGGAUCUUGAUAACACCUGCCUUUCUACCAUUCCCCUCUCGCUUACUAUUAUGUUGACCUUAAGGUACUUGAACCAAGCACCGCAGCUCAACCUCGGGGGGGGGAGGGCAAAGCGAGCAGGGUGGGAAAGGGCGGCAGCUGGGGACUAGGAGGGGGGGGGGUAGAGAAAGAAGAGAUCACUUACCACAGCCGGGGGUGGGGGGGGACGUCCUUGCCACCGCAGCACUCGCUCAGCGAUUGGAAUAGUCUUCCCAUUUCUCCCAGGUCUUAAGGAAGAGUGGAUAGGUGUCCCUCACCUGUGCCGUCAGCUUGUCCAUGAGGCACGCCUCCUUAAUGUAGUGUAUCACUCUGUCCAUGUGGGGCAUGUCAAUCUGAAGCCAGGCCUGCGCGAGCGCCCUUCUGGCUGCCAAAUUGAUUUUAUCUACUAAUUUUUGUUCCCUAUGGGUAAAAUUGUCAAGUGGUUUUGCUAUGAGAAAAGUCCAGGGGUCAGGUUUGAUCAGUUUCCCCAUCACCUCUGUCAGUAGCGCUGCUACCCUGUCCCAGUAUGUCACUACCUUAGGACACGUCCACCACAUGUGUAGAUAUGUGCCUUUUUCUCCGCAGCCACGCCAGCAUGUGUCAGAGGGCGACUUCCCCAUUCUGCAGAGUUUGACUGGGGUAGUGUACCAACGCAUGAGCGUCUUGUAGCACUGUUCCUGAUGCAGAACACAUAUGGAAGCUUUUGUCGCCGCCUCCCAUAUGUCCUGCCAUUCCCCGCUUUCUAGCGUCUGAUUAAGUUCUUUCUCCCAUUGUGUGACAUAUGCGGGAGUUUGAUCGGCCCCUGCCGGGGCAGUCAAGUGCGUGUAAAGGCGUGUAAUGAGGCCGCUACGCGGACCUUCAGCAAUACAUAGUGUCUCAAAGAAAGCCCCUGCUGCCGCUCGGAUAACUGAGCUUUUGGCGAAGUCUCUAAGCUGCAGGUACCUGAAGUGGUCCCUUGUGGUGAGUGUGGCUAACGUCCUAAAGUUGUCAUAGGUGCGGAAGGCGCCCUCGUGAUAUAGGUGACCAUAGCGUUGGAUCCCUGUGUCUUCUAAACCCCUAAAGUCUCUAGGGGCCCCUGCAGUUUUGAAGUGACAGAAUACCCUUGAUACCUACACUUUCUUCCCAUCUGCCGCCUAUACAAACUACAGGACUAAACAGGAUGCUAAUUACUGUUGUCUUUAUUUCGAUAUUUUUUUUUUUUUUUUUACUUUUUAUGAAUCUUGCUGUUGUGGCCAGUAUAGCGAGGGGAACAGAAUUAUUCAUAGUCCUUUGCAUUGUUCUUGCAGAAACACUAGCCUACACACUAAAUCUAUGUGGCAUUAACACAUCUUGCUUAAGACUACCUAUAUAUGACUAGAUUUGAUGCCUAUGAGAAUAUAUUGCUAUGUCAGACCUACUGUCUGUGUUUGGCGGUAUUGGCUACGGGGGAACACACUGGGCUUUACUCAUGUCAGCUCAUGCUGAUAAUGGGCUAGCCCAGUUAAGAGACCAUCACCCUUUCUCACUAUUGCUAACAUGUCAGUAUCUAAUAGCAUUUAUGUCAUAGCAACGCUCAUACACCUACUCAGCCCUAGAGGCAAUACUACUCUUGUAGGCUCGAACCAUGAUUAAUGCUUAAUUUCUAUACACAUAUUCCUGAUAGUAUUCAAAUCGUCUACUCUACUCCUCGUGGCUACCGACUUGGUUGCAGCUAAUGUUGAAGCAAAUGUUAUAGAUCUCUUUAAAAAAAUCUCUUAAAAAUUGUGCUGUUAAUUCUUGCCAUGUUACUGAUUAUCUUGUGUUGUUCCAUCAGCUUGUAUCAGCUGUCGUGGCGAUAUAAACUUGUCUGUAAUUCUUAACACAACAAAAAUAAAGAAUUAAAAAAAAAAAAAAACACACCUGGUCCGCAAGCCUGUGAGGUAGGGUAGUGGUAGUGCCGUUGGUUGGAUUGAGACAGACAUGGUAGUAGCAACACUUGAGGGAAGAAAGACCAGAAGUUAUGUUUUGGGCAAGUUAAGUUUAAGGAAGUGAGCAGCUAGAAAUGGCAGAGGGGCAGUCAGAGAUAAGAGUCAGGAGAGGACAGAUAGAUUUGCGUGUCAUCAGCAUAGAAAUUAUAUUGGAAGCUAAAGGAGCUGUUUACCAAGUGAAGCAGAAUAGAUCGAGAACAGUAGGGGACCAAAGACAGAACCUUGGGGAGAAGAGGCAGAGCCAGAGAAAGAAACAUUGAAAGAGUGCUUGGAGAGGUAUGAGGAGCACCAGGAGAGCAGUAACUCGCAUACUGAGAUUAUGGAAGAGGAGAAGAAUAAGCUGUUGAUGAUCAGCAGUGUCAAAAGCAGCAGAAAGGUCAAGGAGAAUAAGGAUAGAAUAGUGACCACAAUAUUUUGUAGCAAUUAAAUCAUUGGAUACUUUGGGCAGAGCUGUUUCGACAGAAUGAUGAACACAGAAUCCAGACUGAAGAGGGUCAAGCAGAGAAUUUGAUUUGAGGAAGUCUGUGAAUCUUGCAUAUACAACUUUCUCAAGGAUCUUGAAGGCAAACGGCAGUAGUGAGAUAGGGCGAUAGUUGCAUGAGGAGUUAGGAUCAAAGUUGUUUUUUUUCAGAGUUUGGGUUACAACUUUGAAGGAUGAAGGAAAUAUGUCAGAGGAGAGGGAGAGAUUGAAUAUUUUAGUGAGAGGCAGAGCAAGGGAAGGAGACAGUGCUGGUGAGAUACAAAAGAAUAGGAUCGAGGAAACAGGUGGGGGGGCCGGAGGAUGGAGCAGAGAAGAAACCUCUUCUGUUGUAGCCGGUGCGAAUGAGCAUAGAACAGCGGAGGGAGAGGGGUUGUUGAGAAGUAUUGGUAGGGGAAAGAGAGAGAUGAGAGAUCUUCGUUGCUGAUUCACCCCCAGUAAACACUUUAAUAUGGUUUACUGAGGUUGAAGAACACUUAAAUAGAAUUUACAAUUUAAAUAAUACUUGACUUAUUUGUGUACUGGACAUAGAUGUGUCAGUCUUUCCAUUCCUGUAUAGUCUCUUACAUAAAACAUAUAUAUUAAAAACAAAAAUGGGAAAUACAGCUAGAAUCUCCAAAAAUAAAUAAAAAUAAAUCCCAAUACUGUAACACCGUUUAGUAGAUGCAUGAAUAUAAACUCACAAGAUAUAAGUAAAAGCAGACCUAUCGGGAGGGCCUCCCCUGGUGAUAUUGAGGGGCUGAAUACUCUCUCAGCAUUUCAGGAUUCUUCUUGUUUCAGCAGAAAGGAUUCAAUACAAAACAAACUCUUAAAAAAAAAAUAAAAAAAAAUUAAAUUUAUAUAUAUAUAUAUAUAUAUAUAUAUAUAUAUAUAAUAAUUUUCACUUUAUGUGGAAUAGGAUUUUUUAUAAAAAAAUUUUUUUAUAGUAACAGUUCUUCAUUCUAUCAUCCAAAUAAAAGGUGUUGAUGCAUUUAUGGAAGUGAGGAGUACUGCAGACAUAAGUAUAAAGCACACUGACCUCUGCAGCACAUCCUCACAUCAUGCGCUAGGAAUGCUCAGACUCGGCAUAUGUGCCUUCAAAGUGCCUUAUGAGAGCAUGUGCGUUCAGGCAUUCCUUCCAUAGUGCCAUAUGGAUGCAUCCACACAUGGAGCUCGCAUGCACAGCACCAUGGUAGUGUAAGAAAUUUCCAUUGCCCUCACAGCUUGGUGUACAAUUUAAGUUAAAGAAAUAGCUAACUUUUAGUUGGCUAAUGAGUUGUACGAAUACUUUUUAUGUGAUAAACAUAAACAUAUAUAUAUAUAUAUAAGCUGAAUAAAAACUUUAUUUUGUUUCGUCUUGACCUGCCUUUUUUACUGUUGCAUCAGUACUCUACCAUAGACUGGGUUUAACACGUGGUUCAAUAGCUACAGUUAUAAACCUAUUCCUAGUUUGAGAUCUGCACAAGGUCUAGUGUGUGCUGUUUAUUCUCUGGAGUUUGUUUCUGUAAUUAAUUUUGAGGAAUGAUGGAGUGCCACUAGAAAGGGACAACACUGAUACCCUUUUUAUGAAUAAGGAGUUACUGAUACUUCAUCUUCUAGUCAUGUUCUUCUUAUAUACAUUUGCAAGAAAAAGUAUGUGAACCCUUUGGAAUGAUAUGGAUUUCAGCACAAAUUGGUCAUAAAAUGUGAUCUGAUCAUCAUCUAAGUCACAACAAUAGACAAUCACAGUCUGCUUAAACUAAUAACACACAAAGAAUGAAAUGUUGCCAUGUUUUUAUUGAACACACCAUGUAAACAUUCACAGUGCAGGUGGAAAAAAGUAUGUGAACCCCUAGACUAAUGACAUCUCCAAGAGCUAAUUGGAGUGAGAUGUCAGCUAACUGGAGUCCAAUCAAUGAGAUGAGAUUGGAGGUGUUGGUUACAGCUGCCCUGCCCUAUAAAAACACACACCAGUUCUGGGUUUGCUUUUCACAAGAAGCAUUGCCUGAUGUGAAUGAUGCCUCGCACAAAAGAGCUCUCAGAAGACCUACGAUUAAGAAUUGUUGACUUGCAUAAAGCUGGAAAGGGUUAUAAAAGUAUCUCCAAAAGCCUUGCUGUUCAUCAGUCCACGGUAAGACAAAUUGUCUAUAAAUAGAGAAAGUUCAGCACUGCUGCUACUCUCCCUAGGAGUGGCCGUCCUGUAAAGAUGACUGCAAGAGCACAGCGCAGACUGUUCAAUGAGGUGAAGAAGAAUCCUAGAGUGUCAGCUAAAGACUUACAAAAGUCACUGGCAAAUGCUCACAUCCCUGUUAGCGAAUCUACAAUACGUAAAACACUAAACAAGAAUGGAUUUCAUGGGAGGAUAUCACACAGGAAGCCACUGCUGUCCAAACAAAACAUUGCUGCACGUUUACAGUUUGCACAAGAGCACCUGGAUGUUCCACAGCAGUACUGGCAAAAUAUUCUGUGAACAGAUGAAACCAAAGUUGAGUUGUUUGGAAGAAACACACAACACUAUGUGUGGCGAAAAAAAGGCACAGCACACCAACAUCAAAACCUCAUCCCAACUGUGAAGUAUGGUGGUGGGGGCAUCAUGGUUUGGGGCUGCUUUGCUGCGUCAGGGCCUGGACGGAUUGCUAUCAUCGAAGGAAAAAUGAAUUCCCAAGUUUACCAAGACAUUUUGCAGGAGAACUUAAGGCCAUCUGUCUACCAGCUGAAGCUUAACAGAAGAUGGGUGUUGCAACAGGACAAUGACCCAAAGCAUAGAAGUAAAUCAACAACAGAAUGGCUUAAACAGAAGAAAAUAAGCCUUCUGAAGUGGCCCAGUCAGAGCCCUGACCUCAACCCGAUUGAGAUGCUGUGGCAUGACCUCAAGAAAGCGAUUCACACCAGACAUCCCAUGAAUAUAGCUGAACUGAAACAGUUCUGUAAAGAGGAAUGGUCAAGAAUUACUCCUGACCCUCGUGCACGUCUGAUCUGCAACUACAGGAAACGUUUGGUUGAAGUUAUUGCUGCCAAUGGAGGUUCAACCAGUUAUUAAAUCCAAGGGUUCACAUACUUUUUCCACAUGCACUGUGAAUGUUUACAUGGUGUGUUCAAUAAAAACAUGGCAACAUUUCAUUCUUUGUGUGUUAUUAGUUUAAGCAGACUGUGAUUGUUUAUUGUUGAGACUUAGAUGAUGAUCAGAUCACAUUUUAUGACCAAUUUGUGCAGAAAUCCGUAUCAUUCCAAAGGGUUCACAUACUUUUUCUUGCAACUGUAUGUACUGUUCAUCUGUUUACCAACAACCUUCUUAGCAAAAAUCAGCAUUUAGAUUUAAUUUCCUCUUCAGUUUUAGUUGUAAACCAUUUUUAAAAAUUGUUAUGAAAAGUUAUUUCUAAAAUGAACCUUUUCCUGUAUAUGCAUAAUCAGGUUGGUUGUAUUUAUCAGUUCACCAGUCCUUAACCAUGCUUCGACUGUAGUCUUUCCAGAACAAAAAGGGAAGUGAUUUAUAUCCUCUGUGAAAUCCAGCCUGCUUUUGCAGAACAGCUAGCUGCAUGAUACAGCAAAAUCUGCAAGGCGGUCAUCCUCUGUUUUAAUACCUUGAGCUAAUCUCUUUAUGUUAAGAAGGGAACCCUUCAAGGCAAUUUUGUAUCUGAAUUUUAAAAAUGUAUAGGAGUUGAUUUAAAAUGCAAAAUAUCUAGAAUACCGUGAUGCUCUUUUGAUGCAGGCCUCGUGAACAGGCAUGUCUCUAUGGCUUACAUGGCAGAAAAAGCUCUGUUAAUUUGAGAGAAACAAUUUCCUAGCCAUUUUGCAGUGCUGUCCGUUUGCAGACCUCCCUCUGGGAGUAAAAUGUUUUGGCAGUGAUCACACCAAAGAACCUUAUGUCAGGCAUAUGUAAGCGACAUUCCUUAGGUUUGAAAAUAAAUCAUUUCCCGCUAUAAAAGAUCAUUUUUUUCUAAGUGCUUGAUAAUUACUCAAAACAUCUUUAUUCAUGCAUUUACAUUAUCAUUACAAUGCAAAUAGUAUCAGUCUCCAAUAUUUGGAAGAAAAGCUGCAUCUUUAAACUUUUUUCUGUUUAGUUUCAGUGUACAGAUUUUUUGCGAGUUGAGAAACCAAAUGAUCUAUUCUGAAGAAUUAUUUCUGUUUUUGCAAUAUGUUAUUGGGGGCUUGAGCUGCUUGUUUAUCGCCUAAUUAGGAGAUGUUUUUGCUGUCAAACCGUUCCUUUCACCCUGUCAUGGAAUAGAUUACUGUUAUUGGAGAUCUGAUGUAGCAUAUGCAUGAGAAGAAUGGACAUAAAGCUGUACUAGGAGUCUCAUGCAGUGGUGUGAGAUCCUUAUGAGUGUCAUGCAGCGGUGUGAAUCCUUAUGAUUUGGUAUAACCGUGAUGGAAUCUAUUCUAGAUUUAAAUAUAUUGGGACUAGUGUGAAUGGCAACUCCCACUUUUAGUCCUAUACAGUGCCAUCUUAACAACAUUAUGGGUCCCCGGGAAAAGUAGUGCACUGGAGCCCUGCCUACACAAAACUCACAGGAAUAAAAAUUUAAAUUAUAGAUAAAAUUAAGCUUAUAUUUAUUAGUACCUCCAACAAAUGCAUAUACAAUACUGUAAGGAAACCUAGUAUAUUCAAUCCUCCUUCGGUAGUUUCCUCCCGAGCCGCCAGAGCAUCAGUGAGUAUAGCUCUCCGUUCGGUAGAUAGAAUAGACUACAUACGAAUACAAAUCACUUUACAAGAUAAUUCCCUUAAUAAAGCAUAUGAAUCCCCAAACAUCAGCCGAAGUCAAGAAGAAGGGUACAACAGAACUGGCUUUUAAUGACCACACACAGGCUUUUAUGCAAGUCUCCAUGCAAGGGGACAUCCCACAGGGAGGGACACAGUAUAACACACCCAGCACAAACAUACAAUUCCCUCCCCUAGUUCUGGAGAUAAUCAAGUCUGAUAAAGUAAUAACUUGAUUAUCUCCAGGCAGAAAAAUCACAAUUUUCCCCAAUAUCCAGAACACCCCUUUAGACAUGGGGUAUCCCCACAAAUAAUAUGUCCCCUGAUAGCCCCGAUCUGGGUGACCAACAUAUUCAAAUUUCACCCAGAUCGGUUUAGGGGUUCUCAAAAAGUGUGGAAGUCCUUUGUGACCGGGUGGUUUUGUCGGUCUAUUCAGUUAAGUGGCAAAAACCGAAUAAUUCCAAGAAUGGAUUCCCCUGGCUCUUAGCAGCGAUUGUUCUCCUCAUUCGAAUGCACAAAAGUACUGAAUAGCGCUCUUUUAGCUAUUCGGGAAAUAGAGAUCCAGCGUUCGCUUGUUGAGACCGGUGUUCGGGAAGUCGAGUGUCCGAUUUUAGUUCCAGACACUCGACGACCAAGUCCCGCUGCCUUUGCUCGCCUGAAAAAAGAUGGCCGCCGUUUUCUCAGCCACGUGGCGUUCGGUAGUACGAACGCUGGCUGCACAGAUAGAGGGUUCAAUUGAAGCAUUCUUUGAAAUUUAAUGUGCCGGGGGGGGGGGGUAGAUAGUUAUAUCUACCGAAUGAAUAUGGAAGAAAUAGUACACAUAAAAAGGGAUUUCUUCACAAAUACAUAAACACAAACUGCUGAAUACCCAUGCACACCGACCGACUGCUGAAUACCCACGCACACCAACCGACUGCUGAAUGCACACAGACUGCAUUGAGGGGUGCAGUGUACGUGUUUGUGUGUACAGGUGGUGUGUGUGUGUGUGUGUGUGUGUGUGUGAGAGAGGUGCUGUGUGAGGAGUGCCGUGUGUGUGUAUGUUGCAGAGUUUGAGGGGUUCAUGUAGCAAAUAUGUUUUUUUUUUUUUUGUUUUUAAAUAAUGCUAUACAUUAAUAAAGUCUUCAUACCCCCUCCCUUUUUCUUACCAUUGGUGACGGAGAGGGGACAGAGCCAGCCGUGGCGGUCCGGUGGUGGUGAGUUCUGUGUAGCUUGCAGGCUGUCUCCUGUCCUGCUUGCAGGAAGAGCGACCUGCCUUGCAGGUUCCUCCUCCCUUCCUUCGGUUCCUCCUGCCCUCUCUCCCUGAUCGAAGGGCCCUUGGGCUGGUGAGGGAGAUGUCUGUUCUCCUCGCAGGCCCGAGAGGGCCCACGGCCAGAAAAUCUCCAUGGGCCGGCAGAAGAGAUCAAAGUAUCUCCCCUGUCGGUCUGGGCAGGGCGGUAGGGUCCCCAGGCAACUGUUCAGCAUGCCCAAGGGGAAAGAUGGCCCUGGUCCUAAAUAGUAGAUCACAAAAUAAUAUUUUCUGGAUCUUCAACUUGUUAUGCUGCUUAGCCCCUUUAACCCCUUUUGUGAUUAAACUUUUCCCGGACACUGGAUUUGUGACAGAGGCCUUUUUGAAGAUCGUUGUAUUUGUUCAUUCCUCUGUGAUGUAACCCUUUCUCUUGCACCCAUACAUUCUAUAUAUUGUUUUUUCAGGGUACAAUUUUUUUUUUUAGCCCUGUAAUGUUGUUAUUGCAGAGCUAAACACACCUUUACUUGCUGAUUUUCUGAUAGCCACUAGAGACACUUCUGCGUUGUCAACAGUCGACAUCAGAGUCUAACUCUGUUUUGUAAUGUUCGCACCAUCAAAUGCUGAUCAUAAGGAAGCAAUGUGGUUUUGUAAGGGGCUGUGACAAAAGUAACCUCAUCACUGGUUUUUGGAGGGGCCUGUUUGCCAGCCUCCUAUCCUGUGAUUAUGGCCCUGUGACAAAUUGAACCUCGUCAAGGGUUCUUGGAGGGGCCUGCAAUAUAUCUUGCCCAAUGCACCUUAAAAGGCUCUAUACAUGUGAAGUAUGUACUUUUAUACUCCAGACAGAGAGACCGAUCGUUGGCCCUAAUUCUCUGGAACUGUUUUGGGCAUGGGACCAUGUGCAUGGUGGGUCAAAACUAUGACUUCCAGGAAAUUCCUAAACCGAUCUGGGUGAUUUUUGGAUAUGUGAUUCACCCAGAUUGGGGCUAUCAGGUGAUGUAACUUUUAUGGGCGGAGGCUAGGGACACAAUGUCUCCCCUGGUAUAAAAUUAGUGGCCUCACCCAAUGUCCAUGAGUGGGUGCAUGGGGUAGACUAAGCCCUCUUUAUUUUACAGGUUCCAUCUCCAACGGAUUGGGCUUUUUUUGGCACUUUUAUGUGUUUUAAUGCACUUUUUGGGGUUUCAUAAAAGUGUGUUUUUCUGUGCUUGGAGAUAAUUGGGUUAGAUUAGUACAGUUCCUGAUUCAGUUAUCUCCCAAGCACAGAUGAAGGAUUCUAUUGUUUGUGUAUGGGAGUGUCUCACUGUAUGACUCUAUUUUUAUUGGUUUAUUCACUUUGUGUCCCUGUGCCCAACAAGGUCCACCUGGGUGUCAUCCUUGUUGGGAAACUUGCAUAAAAGGCCAGUGUGCCUCCAUUAAAACCUGUUCCUGCUUACCCUCAACAUAGUCUCAUCUCAUGUGUGGGAGAAAUGGCUGUAUCUGUCCUGGGGAUUGCUAUAUCACUAUACUCACGUAAUCAAUAUUUUCCUAUUCUAUUUCCUACAGCUUAUUGAGAAAGAGGAAAUGCUGGUGUGUGCUAGCCCAGCAUCCCCAGUUGUUUCCUUUAGCUCUGUGUAGCAAACAAAAGCAGAAGAAACCUUCCUCACUUUCUGAUUGACAGCCAGGGAAGCGUCUGCCUCUAAUUAUUGAUAUCCGCAUUUUAUAACGGUCACAAAUAUAUGGCAGACUCCAGACACAUAGCCCUUCAGCAAGCUAAAGUGCUUUAGGUUUCUGGAUUGUUGCUUUAAACAUAAAGACUCCUUAAAGGGACACUAUAAGCACCCAGACCACUUCAUCCUUUUGAAGUGGUCUGGGUGCAGUGUCCAGUCCCCUCAAGCCUGCAAUGAAAAACAUUGGCGUUUUAGAGAAAUUGCAAUGUUUCCUUGGCAGGGUUAAGACUGCAGACAUCCCAACUUGCAAAAAUGCAUUUCAGGUAGGUGGCUUCACCAGCUACAGCCAAUGUUUACUACUCUAAUGUUUUUCAUUGCAGGCUUAAGGGGACUGGACACUGCACACAGACACACACAACCUGCAAACAUGUUUGAGCAUCUUUACACACAGAUAUAUGCACUGGCACAUAAACACUCAGAUAUACACGUUGAAACACACACCCAGAUACGCUCUGACACAUACGCUCAGGUGCCCACACUGGUGGGUACGCUCAGGUGCCCACACUGGCGGGUACGCUCAGGUGCCCACACUGGCGGGUACGCUCAGGUGCCCACACUGGCGGGUACGCUCAGGUGCCCACACUGGCGGGUACGCUCAGGUGCCCACACCCUCAGAUACGCACACUGACGCCAACACUCAGAUACGCACACUGACGCCAACACUCAGAUACGCACACUGACGCCAACACUCAGAUACGCACACUGAGAUACACACACUCAGACGCACUGGCACAUACUUUAUAUACAUUUUCCGCCACCCUCUAGUUACCUUAAAUUUCCUUGUCCUGGAGGGUGGCUUUCUUGGAGCUCUGUCUGAGGCUGAUGGGAGUGAGCUUGCAGUAGCAUCUCUCUUCUGCCUCACUGGUGCUGACUCCACGCUGCCUCCUUCCUCCAUUCCUCCCGUGCUGGCAGUCUGUGAAGCAGGGAGGAAAUGACGGACUGUCAUCACUUCCUCCUUUCUGGCUGAUACUACAGAGGCACGGUCGGCUCUUAAAGGGCUGGCACCUGACCAGGCCCCAUUUAGUGACUAGUAUGAGGGAGGGGGUCACAAAUCAUGUAUAAUAUCCUGGUAAUCCAUACACACAAUCUUAUAUACAUUGUAUGUCAGAUUGUUUGUGUGAUUUCCGGGAUAUUAUACAUGAUGUGCGGGUGUCAGCAAGCCACAUGCAAAAUGAGGGAGUUUUCUGGAACUAUCGCGAGACUUGGGAUGUCUGGGACUGCCUCAUGUGGCUGUCUCCGAGACAGCCCUUACAGGCGCUUUCUGCAGUUUCACGGAGUUUAACUCCAUGAAACACUGCUGGAUAUCCUCGUGUUGUGCACGAUGACAUACAGCAUCAAGCAAAACCCCAUAGGAAAGCAUUGAGCAUUGCUCUCCACGCAUUGCGCAUUAGGUUCCAGAUCAUGCUGAUGUUGGAAGAAGAGGAGGAGACUAAUACAGCAUUGAGGGACCUCAGCGCUGGAAUCGGUUAAGUGUUUAAAGGUUGUUUGUUUUUUUGAAUUCUUUAUUUUUUUGGUGUGCAGAAAUACACAGACAACUGCAAUGCCACAACAGUCAGUUCAAGCUUAGUAAAAUCAGGCAAAAUAUAAAACAUGCAUGGCAUUUGAAGAGUCUGCGCAUGUGUGUGGUUUUUUGUUUUUUUUUUAAUAAUUAUAACCGGUAAAAGAAUAAACAGGUCUAAGAGUGCAAGGGAAACAUAUAUAGACCUGAAAGUAAGGUAUCACAGAAGGGGAGAAAAAACACAGAUUUAAGGUACACAGAGUAUGCAUAUACACCUUGAUAGUGUCAUCAGGAUACGAGGGAGAACCAUAGUGUAAUUGACUGGUGUACUUUCCUCUCUGUUAAGCUUGAGGUUAAUUUAUACCUAGGACCGGAAUACACAUGCGAAGCCAAAGUCAGUAACUAGAAGUAAAUGCUCACAAACACACUCUCGGACAACCACUAGGAAAACCACGACAGGGCAAUGAUUAAAAGGCACAAUGAGUUUAAAUAAGCCUACUUAAGCUCGGAUUGGCUGGAAAUCGGCCUUUGACCCCGGAACGUCCGCACGCGUUUCCCGCGUGACGUCGCACACUGACGUCGUCAUCAACAUGGGCGGAGGUAGGGCUAUAAUCCUAACGGGGUUCCGCAGCGUCAUUCCUUCCUGGGCUACAGGGCCUCGGUGUUACGAGGAUAGUACAUGGACGCCAUCUUGUAGAGCAGGUUAUUUUCCAAGUUGGAGCCGGUAUAGUAGCCAAGGUCUUCGCUGGAGUGUGGUAGUGGUUAGUGGGCACAGGGAUAGCUCGCACCGGUCGGGGGGUAGGGGAGAAACCGGAUAAGACAGUCCUGUGAGAAAGCCGUUUUGCUUUGAAUGAGAGUGGCUGCCUCACCGUCCGGCAGAUCCACUUGGCCUCACUGGAACUUCUGAGAAAAGCCACAGUUACACUUAACUAAAAUGCUGCUGCCUUCCACCAAUCUACAGCUUCAUUAUAAAAAGUAUUGGACGCAUUCAGCAGCAUCAUGCUGUAUGUGAAGACCUUCGUAAAUCAGACUGAUUGCCACAGGAGGUUUGUUUUUUGGACAAAUGUAAAUAAUGCCAUUUCUCUGAAAUAAGUGUUGUACUUUGAAAUGUACUGGUUUUGGUGUGUGUGUGUGUUGAAAAUAAUAGCAAUAAUAAUUUCAUUUUUUUAUUUGCUGUAAUCAGAUUUGUUUGAUAAUAUUGUUCCUCUCUGCCAGUAAAACAGUUUCUUAAAAUUUGUACAUCUAAUAUAAUUUAUCCUAUCAAAAUAUACAAUAUCUUUCAUUAGACCAAAUGUAAGUAUAACAAGGAUAUAUAUAUAUGUUUUAAAUAUAAUCUUAGUAUACGUUUAAGUUUACCAACAUAUAUUGUGUUUUGACCCAGCACAUUACAGUAACAUGCAGUGUUUGUGUAUGCCCAGAUCCUCUUAUUUUUUUUUUCCUGUACAUUGUUCACCCUUAGGGCCUUUGCUAGAGAUUUCUCUGGGGAAACCACCUGUCUAUGCUCUGCUUCACUGGCUCUCUCUAGUAGUUUCUCCCUUUUAAAUUUGAUCUGAAGUUGCAAUUAAUAUUUUUUAUAUAUAUAUAUAUAUAUAUAUAUAUAUAUAUAUAUAUAUAUAUUUAAACCAUUUUUGUCUACUGAGCUGCGUAUUUGUUUUAUUGUUUGUGUGUGAGAAUUUUUUUUUUCCUGUCUAGAUAUUCUUCUUAGCCUUGCGAAAUACAGUAUUAAUCCCUUAAAGCUAUACUUUAAGCACCAAAACAGGUUUUAUGUAUAGACCAUGCCCCUGCGGUCUCAAUUCUUGGCCAUUUAGGAUUUGAAGUACUUUGUUUUUGUAUCCCUGGCCCCAUCUCCCUUGGUUGUAAACCAUACAAUAUUCCUGAGGGGAAAAAAAGGUUUUACUUUCACAUCAUAGUUUGUUUACUUUAGAAAUUAAUAUCUCCUGCUUGUUUUUUUUCUUUUCUUUAUUUUUGCAGUGCAUUGUGUACACAAGAUAGUAAAAAUGAGAAAGACCUGAAAAUAUGAGUUAUGCGUGAUGAAAACAAUGUACUUGAAAAAUGUAAAAAGAGAGAAACCAAAACAUUGCCUGCCUGUGGACAAAUGGAUAAUAGGCCAUUUUUCCCGGGUGCUGGAUUAUGUAUAUUCUUUUAGGUACAGUGUGGAAGUUAUUUGCGUAGCUACAGAUAGUGACAAAUGCAUGGGAGCACUAAACCUACAAGGUAGUGUUCCUAAACUAGGUUGGUUGGUUGCCACCUACUGAUUGCCUAUCUGCUUAAACUAACUGCUUUGCAUUGUGAGUGGUUUCCUCUAACCAUGGGGCUUGCGGGGUGUGGGAUGUAAACGUAGGUGUCGCCAGUUAGUGAUAACUGCAGGAUUCUUGAUACUAAAUGGUGCUAUAACACUCCGGUCUGAGUGGCUCUAAUGAGUGUUCAUGAUAGUUAUCGGUAGGUCUGAGCCUUUUGAAGUCACAAAUUAACAUAUAAAACACAAAACUAGAAAAAUAAAGAAAAUAAUACAUUUUGUGUCUAACUUGUGAGUUGCCUUAUUGAAAUGGGAGCAUCCGACAGGGACCUGCAUUGUGAUGGGUCAAGAAAGUCAUCUUUCCUAUUCGUGGCACUGGGGCUCUGGUGGUGAUUGGCUUCAGGAUAAAAGGGACAAUAUUAUUAGGGUUCCUAGAUUUCAUUGAGGGUCCUGCUGCAGGGCAGGCGUUUGAAACUUACAGGGUUCCCAGAAGUGUAGCAUCUUCUGCUGCUGAUUAGAGAGUAUGGCACAUCCUGUAAUGGGUUGUGUUCAAGGAGCCGUUUGCCCACUAUCUGUAGGCCAAGCCUGCUACCUACCUUUAGUUGCUUAUAUCUAAGCCAAAUGAUUUACGCCAAAUUACAGUGGGCUUAACCUGUCCUAAAAGAAUGUUAAGGAUGAAUCCUCGAAGGUGAAGGGUGUUUUACCUUUGUUUCUGUGUAUCUCUUGACUGGAUUGGAAUUUCAGUGAAAUUCAAAGACAGUCAAAAUGAGUCAUUAAAGGGACAUAAUUGUCACCAGAACAACUAGAGCUUAUUGUAUUCUGGUGAGUAUAAUCAUUCCCUUCACACUUUUUGCAGUAAACACAGUUUUUUUUUCAUAGAAAAGACAGUGUUUACAUUACAGCCUAGGGAUACCUCCACUGAUCACUCCUCAGAUGGCUGCUAGAGGUACUUCCUGGAGCAGUGCAGCACUGACAGUCAAUGUCUCCACCCUCUGCAUGGAGACUCAACACUUUCCUCAUAGAGAUGCAUCUCUAUGAGUAGAUGCUGAUUGUACAGGGCUGUGUUUGGCGUGUGCUGGCUCUGCCCCUGAAAUGCCUCCUUGAGAGUAUCAGCCAAUCCAAUGCUUUCCUGUGUCAAAGCAUUGGGAUUGGCCCAGAUCACGACUUCUGAUAAUGACAGCCAAGCAGGCAGAUAGGGGCAGAGCCAGCAACAGACUGGAAUAAAAGUAAGACUUUGCUAUAUUUAGGGGGGCAAGUGUGGGCCAGAGGGACUAGAUGGUGGUUUUAACACUAUAGGGUCAGGCAUACAUGCUUGUGUUCCUGACCCUAUAGUGUUCCUUUAAGAUUUUAUCUUUAUGAAUACUGAUUCUUUGGCAAGGUGGGUAAAGGUAUCCUGGCUACAGGCAGGACACGAUUGUUGGGCAUGCUAUGCUGCCCUAACGGCAUUUAAGCCCUCCUUUUGUAAGACUGCAUAACAAGACCUAAUGUUGAAAAAGGACUAAAGCUUCACUCACUCAUGUAUACUCUAGGAAUGAUCACCAGCCUGUGUAGAGGAAUACCAUCAUCUACCAGAAAUCACUAGUCCCUUAUAUAGGCCUUUAAAUUUGCUGAAAUUUACAGCUUACUCCCUGCUCGCCAACUGUGCAGGAAGUUUAAUUGGAUCAUUUUAUUUCUACAGGCAGAGAUUGAUAAUGAUUGCUAUAGCAGUAUCAAAUACCAUUUUUGAGAACUGUUUGAUUGAACUGUGUUUACUGUAUGUGGGCAUUGUGCUCAAUGCAGACAUUAUUUUUACACUCUGUUGGCAUUUUCAAUAAGCUGCACUAUUAGUAAUGCCUUCACAGUCCUUACAAAGAACUACAAACAAGGCAUUUGACCAUUUUUAUUUCUAUGUUUUUGUCACACCUAAUGUAUGUGAGAAACAUUGCAUUUUUUCCGUUAUUCUAACUGUUAUUAUUAUUAUUAUUAUUAUUAUUAUUAUUAUUAUUUAUAUAGCGCCAUCAGAUUCCGUAGCGCUCUACAAAGGGUGGCCUAACAGACAUUUAAUUGUAACCAGACAACUCGACGUACAGGAACAGAGAGGUGGAGGGCCCUGCUCAAUGAGCUUACAUUCUAGAAGGAGUGGGGUAUAGUGACACAAAGGGUAAAAGUAGGGGUACGAAGUAAGUUGCUAGAGUAUUCGCUGAGGGCUUGUUAGGUAAUUUUUGACAGUUGCAGGAGAGGAGUCAUGGAGGGUGGGGGAUAAAAAUCUGCUAACCGUUUAAUUGAUAUGCUUUCUUGAAGAAGUGAAUUUUCAAUGAUUUUUUUUUUUUUUUUUUAAUGAGUGGAGACUGGGUGAAAUUCUUACGGAGGAGGGAAGGAAGUUCCACAGAAGAGGUGCAGCCCUGGAAAAGUCUUGGAGGCGAGCGUUAGAGGUGGGAGUACGGACAGAGGAUAUACGUAGGUCUUUGGCAGAGCAUAGGGGCCUCGACGGGACAUACUUGUGUAUUAGGGAGGAUAGGUAGGUUGGAACAGCAUUAUGUAGGGACUUGUAAGCAAGCACCAGAAUUUUAAAUUGAGCCCUAUAUCUAACUGGAAGCCAAUGCAGGGACUGACAGAGCGGUGAGGUGUGGGAGGUGCGAGUGGACAGGAAAAUGAGCCUUGCCGCCGCAUUCAUUAUAGAUUGCAAUGGUGCAAUCUGAGAACACGUAAGACCACUGAGAAGAGUAUUGCAGUAGUCCAGGCGAGAGAGAACAAGAGCAUGGAGCAGCACCUUAGCCGCAUCCGGGGUUAAAUAGGGGUGCUAUGUUUUUUAGAUGGAAGCGACAGGAUUUGGCGAUUGAUUGGACAUGAGAGGUGAAAGAGAGGUUGGAGUCAAAAAGAACAUCCAGGCAGCGUGCCUGCGAGGUAGAGGUGAUGGUAACGCCGUUGACUUGGAGGGAGACAGACACUGGAGUAGUAACACUUAAAGAUGGAAAGACCAGAAGUUCUGUUUUGGACAGGUUGAGUUUAAGAAAGUGAGCAACCAUCCAUUUGGAAAUCGAAGAGAGGCAGUCAGACACGAGUCAAGAUGGGCGGAGAGAGAUCAGGAGAGGACAGGUAGAUUUGCGUGUCAUCAGCAUAGAAAUAAUAAUGGAAGCCAAACGAGCUGAUGAGUUUGCCAAGGGAGGCAGUGUAGAUAGAGAACAGUAGGGAACCAAGGACAGAACCUGGGGGGAAGAGGCAGAGUCAGAGAAAGAAACGCUGAAAGAGCGCUGGGAGAGGUAGGAGGAGCACCAGGAGAGAGCAGUAUCCCGUAGACCUAAAUUACAGAAAAUGCAAAGAAGCUGUUGAUGAUCAGCAGUGUCAAAGGCAGCAGAAACAUCUCAGAUCCUGUGUGAAAUAUAUAGAUAAAGGGCACUGUGUGCUUUCUGAGAAUUUUUGUUUCCCAAAUAUUUUUAUAAUGGCUAAAUGAAUAAGUGAAAUAUAAAAAUUGCGUAACUUGCCUGUUGCAUAGCAAAUUUAACCAGCCAGUUCAGAUAUUAUUGAUUGGCUUAGUGUGUCAAUCCUGGCAUAUAUUUUUUUAUUCUACAGCAACUAUCUAUCGAGCAUUAUAUUGAAAUAGGUUCAACUUUACCUUGUUUCUCAAAUAAAAAAAUAAAAAACAGUCCAGUUAACUCUCUAAAUUUCAUAUUCCUGUUGUAUUCAUGCAUUGGUAAAUGCCAUCUUGUGAAAUGUUUAUACAUGCCUGUUAAACUAUGCACUGCAGAAAUAAAGAAUUAAAAAAUUAAACACAAAGAAAUUGUGUAAAUUUACAUAAUUCCAAUUGUCGCAUGUUAUCUGCACAGCGAUCCAUACACAAAAUUGGUGCUUUAUAAUAUGUUCGUAUGCUGGCUAUGCAUUCCUUGCUUCAAUAAAUGUUAUUAUAUUUUUAUUAUUUAUAUAGCGCCAUCAGAUUCUGUAGCGCUGUACAAUGGGUUAUGCUAAUCAUUUUUUCAAUCAAAAUAGUUCUCAGUAGUGAAGUUGUUAAAGAAACAAUAUAUAAAACAAUUUUAUAUAUUUUUGAUGAAUAAUUUAGUACAUCAAACCCCAAAGAGAAAAACAUCAUUUUUUUUUUUUUUUCUUUCUAUUUAUUCUUUUGCAUGCUUUAUAUGGUAGUAUGCAAAAAAAAAAAACUCUUGCAAAAGCUGAAGAAAUGUCCUCUCCUCUUUCCCUGGCAGAGGCUUUCUGCUACACCAAUCAGAGCUUUCCUAUUAGGAAGCUUCUGUGCUGAAGCAGAGUGUGCACAUAUGAUUGCAGCUUUCCAAUACUUAUCAUUUAGCUGUAGUGCUGCUCAUCGAGAAGGGGGGAGACAGGUGCUCACAAGCCCAGUGUGCCUGCUGCUAUCGUUGGCUCUAUGGAGCUAAUGGAAGAGGAAGAAAACCUCUCCGGCAUGCUGACAGCUAGGGAGGCAAACGUUUUAUAAAAGUUCUGAUUCCUAAUCGAAAUUGGUACGUUUAUUAACGGUCACAAAUUAAAGACCGUUAGCAAGCUGAAGUGCUUUAUGUGUCUGGAGUGUUCCUUUAAAGGCACAGUAUGCACUAACAUUUCACAACGUUUGUGCCCUGAAUAAUUAACUGUAGUUAUUUAUUUUGCUCAAUGUUUUUUAUAGUUUUCUUGGAAAAUAAAAUUUUUGGCAGCGUAACACUGAUAUCUGUGAAUGUUGUAUUGCGAAAAAGUCCAUUCCUGUGUACUUGCAUGCAUGGCCAAAAGUUGCCAGGACACCCCUGGAUAUUUUCUUGUUUGUUGCUAGACCUAUUGCCAACCAGAUUCUAUCCUGUAUACCAUUUGAUACUCCAUUUAUCUGGGGAUUGAACCAGUUGGAAAUGCUACAGUUACGUGAAUACUGUAAAGUAAUGUCACCACACAAUUUCCAAGACGGCUGCGGAGCUAUAACAAUUUAUACCCGUGUGGCAACUGAUUUGAUGUGAAUACUUUGUAGAAAAGCAGAUGUUACUUCCUUGUAAAAAAAUAAAUGCCAACCUCUUCACUCACUCAAACUCUGGUAGGGAGGGCAGUCCAUAUAUAUCUUCGCUGAGAAAGGGUGUAUAUUUGUGACGUUUUAUGAAUAUUUCCAUAAAGUUUGUGUUUUGUUUUACAAUAACAUACCAUGUACCUGCCAAUUUACAUUUUUACACACAUAGUUACAGUAAAUUGGAAACAAAAUAUUAUAUUAACUGCUAUAGGCACCUAGACCACUUUAUCUCAGUGAAAUGGCAGAUUAAAACUGUUUUUAUCAGAUGGUCUCAGAGCGGCCAUCUGAUUGGCGCAGUGCAGUAUUUUGCAAUGCAUAAACAAGUUGUAGACAAUCUUAUUAUAAUAGGUGAUGAUUGCACAAUUGUUUUUUUCCUUAAAAAGUAUAUAACUACUUAUUAAGCCACUGUGAAAAUAAUUUGUUCUUCUUUUUAUAGCUCCAGAAUGUUGGCAUCAAUCCUGCUAACAUUGGCUUCAGCACAUUGACCAUGGAGUCAGAUAAGUUUAUUUGUAUCAGGGAGAAGGUUGGGGAGCAAGCCCAGGUGGUUAUAAUCGAUAUGGCUGAUCCCAACAACCCACUGAGACGCCCAAUUUCCGCUGAGAGUGCCAUCAUGAACCCUGCUUCUAAAGUCAUUGCUCUGAAAGGUAAGUUUCCAAGAAGUACACAAUGUGUAAAUAAUUAUUGUAAGUCUAAAGUGAUUGUCUCAAUACAUCUGCCAAGAUCAAUUAGUCGCCUCUUUUAAAAAAUAUUUUUAUCAUCCUGUGCCUCCGUCAUGCACCACGGGAAUCAUGUAUACUUGGUACAGCCAAAGGGUUCCCGUGAGCAUAAGUUAAAGUAGGAACAUGGGGUUGGAAGAUGAAAGCCUUGUUAACUUUUAAUCUGGCAGUUUUGUAAGUAGUACUGAAAGCAGUUCCUAAUAUAACCCUUGAACCUUUAAGAGUCACUGGAAUGUUCAAUGAGUUCACAUUUUUGUGGAAUAAUUAUAGUUUAAUUUGGUCAACUAUUGCAUUAGAAAUUGUGUUUUAAGUGAAAAUAUAUGAAUUAGUUGCUGGGAAUUCUAGGUACAUCAUUUGUCACAUACUGGCAAAUACUCUCAAAUUAUCUCACUUUUAGAGUGGAUUGAACUACAUCAUUUAUUGGGUUACGGUUUACAAUUUGUUAAUGAAAAUUGGAUGGUAGGAUCCACGUAUUGCAGGUGUCUCUGUAAUCUAAAGGCUAUUGAAUGUGGUUAUAUUGUAAUCUUCUUAAAUAAUGCAUGAAUGUCCAAGGCUUUUUUUAGCUAGAAUAAUUCCGUAUCUAGAUUUAGAGACUCUCCAGUCAUGUAAAGAAUAUAAUUCGUAAGUGACCCAGAGUAGAUAAUGGAGGGCAGGACGGGACUUAAUGUGCGUUACUGCAGUCUGCUUCAUGUUAUCCUGAUCAUUCCAAUUUCAGAAAUACCUCCUGAAAAGGGAUUACAUUCUUAGAGUGCUACAGAAAAUAUUUAAACAACCAACCAAGCCAAAAUUCCAUGGAUCAUGUUCUAGAUUUUACAGGAGAACUCUUAUAUCAUUUGGAUGUUAUAAACCAUACCAACACAUCUGUUCCAUGAUGAAAGCAAGGUGUUAUUGAAAAUAUAAGUGAAUGGCUCUAUUUAAAGAAAAAAUGUUUGUGUGACCUUUACUGAAUUGCUCUUCUGUACGACUUCUUGCAGCCUCUAAGGGUUAAUCUUGUAGGGUAUGUAGGGUUUAUGCCUAAUGUUUUGCAAUUACUGAAAAGAGCAUUAUUUUUCAGGGUCAAUAGGUCAGUUUAUUUACUAAAUGCCAUUCAUAAGGAAUGUCUAUGCUUAACCGACCCUUCACCCACCUAUUGUACAUAUGCUCCCCGUAUUUAAAGGGACAUUCCAGGCACAUUGUUUACUAGCAUGCAAAAUGGGGAAAAUGUUUAAGUAUUUUUAGGAAUAAUUUGCCUACUUGUUCAUUUCUAUGUGGUGUUUUUUUAUUUAUUUAUUUUAUUCUUUCCCAUGCUUAACCCCUUAAGGACCAAACCUCUGGAAUAAAAGGGAAUCAUGACAUGUCACAUGUCGUGUCCUUAAGGUUUUAAAGGACCACUAUAGGCACCCAGACCACUUCAGCUUAAUGAAGUGGUUUGGGUGCCUGGUCCAUCUAGGAUUAACCCUUUCUGCUGUAAACAUAGCAGUUUCAGAGAAACUGCUAUCUUUACCUAUGGGUUAAUCUAGCCUCUAGUGGCUGUCUCAUUGACAGCCGCUAGAGGCGCUUCCGCGCUUCUGUGUCAGGAAAACGAGUUUGUUUUUUUCUGGCACUAUCACAGUGAGAAGACGCCAGCGUCCAUAGGAAAGCAUUGAGAAUGCUUUCCUAUGAGACUGGCUGAAUGCGCAUUCAUCCGAUGGCAUCAGAAGAGGGAGGAGAGUCCCAGUGCCGAGGGAGCCCGGCACUGGGAAAAAAAGGUAAAGGAUUAACCCCUUCCGCCCCCUUCAGUGCCACGGGAGUGGGACCCUGAGGAUGGGGGCACCCUCAGGGCACUAUAGUGCUAGGAAAACGAGUUUGUUUUCCUGGCACUCUAGUGGUCCUUUAAAGAGACACUAUAGUCACCAGAACAACUACAACUGAAUGUAGUUGUUCUGGUGAGUAUAAUAGCUCCCUUCAGGCAUUUUCAUGUAAACACUGCCUUUUCAGAGAGAUUGCAGUGUUUACAUUGCCUCUAGGGACACCUCUAAGUGGCCACUCCUUAGAUGGCCACUGGAGGGGCUUCUUGGCUCAGUGCUGCACAGUAAGCAGUCCCGCCGUUCAGCGGGGAUGCUGAAUUUUUCUCAUAGAGAUGCAUUGAUUCAACGCAUCUCUAUGAGGAGGUGCUGAUUGGCCAAAAUGGUGUUUGGCCCCGCCCCUUGCCGGUUUUAGCCAAUGCUUUCCCGAUGGGGCGGGGGCAAGCCACCUAAAUGGUGGGUUUUCACUAUAGGGUCAGGAAUACAUGUUUGUUUUCCUGACCCUAUAGUGAUCCUUUAAUCCUCAACCUACAUAUGUGACAUGUAAGCUCCAUAACCAAAAUUAAUAUAUAGCAAAGAAUGUUUGGGUGUUAUCCAACUUUGGGCAACAAAAAUUGACUGAGAGGGUUGAGAUAACAUUUCUGUUAUUGCUAUCAAAGUUGGAAAGCCAACAUGAAAACAAUGAGUUGAAGUGGUUACAGAGCUUAGUGUUCCUUUAAUUCUUUCAGACAUUAAUAUGAGUGUGACAGACCGCCUGGUACCUCCGUCAAUCUCGCUUCCUAGUAGUCGCCGAGUACUAUAAGCACUGCACCAGACACCAUAACCACCGUAGCACCCCCUUAGCUGCCGCAGUUCGGCUGGGGUCUCGCCGUCCCUUCCCACCCUGGACCAACACCUGGAUCCAGCUCCCAGUGAGAAGAUCUCUCCUCCAAGAGAGUAUAAUAAUUCAAAGAGCAGUAUAGCAAUUCCCCCCACACAUGAGCCAAGGCUUAAAGGACCACUACAGGCACCCAGACCACUUCAGUUCCAUGAAAUGGUCUGGGUGCCAGGUCCCUCUAGUGUUAACCCUGCAGCUGAAAACAAAGGUUUAGAGAAACUGCUAUGUUUCACUGAGGGUUAAUCCAGCCUCUAGUGGCUGUCUCACUGACAGCCGCUAGAGGUGCUUCUCACUGUGAAAAUCACAGUGUGAAGACUCUGGACAUCCAUAGGAAAGCAUUGAGAAAUGCUUUCCUAUGGGUGGUUUGAAUGCACGGGCGGCUCUUGCCGCGCAUGCGCAAUCUGCGCUGACGUCGGCAGAGGGAGGAGAGUUCCUCAGUGCCGAGGGAGCCCAGCGCUGGAGAAAGGUAAGUGGCGGGAGUGGGACCCUGAGGGUGGGCGGGACCUAAAGACCCUAUAGUGUCAGGAAAACGAAUUUGUUUUCCUGGCACUAUAGUGGUCCUUUAAUGCUGGGAAGUCGUUUGUUUAAUGGAAGCACAGUCAUAGAAUUUAUAAAAGUUACAAAUUCCUCCUCGGUGCCUGAGAGAUAAGGAGUCAGGAACUGUACUAACUCAAUUAUCUCCAAGAACAGAAAAACACAUUUUUCAAACACACCAAAAGUUCCCCCAAAACACAUGAAAACCUCACAAAAGUUACAUCCCCUGAUCUGGGUGACCUACAUAUCCAAAAAUCACCCAGAUCGGUUCUGGGGAUCGGGCUUUCUAUGGAAGUCCUAAUUUGACCGACCGUGCACAUGGUCCUAUGCCCAAAACCGUUCCAUGAAAUCGGUACUAAUGGUCGGCCAAGUUCGGUAGUUUAAAAACUAACAAACUACCCAACGUAGUCUAUAGUUCUACCGUGGAGCUUGUUCUCCUCAUCCAGACGAACGAAUCCACUGAACAGUGCCCUUCUAGGUGGUGUAGAAUCCGAAUGCAGGCGAUGAUGGAAGUCCAGCGGUGUUCAGGAGUUUCCGUGUCCGAUGACCAAACACCGCUGCCUGCGUAUGCGAAAAACCAGAUGGGCACCACUUCAUUGUCAUUCAUAUGAAUUGCAGCCACUCAGACGAACAAUUAGAACACUGUGGUUAGAAUCGUUAAGAGGUGUCAAUUGAGCUUAACAAGCUCACGGGUAUUCCCUGGUUCGUGCGCCUGUUCGGUUCCUGAACAGCAUGGGAAAAUGGCACAAACUAAGUCUUUUAACAGGGUUUUUGCAGGGCCCAUAGUCUUUGUGCAGGAGGCUAGCCAGCAAACCACUCCAGGAACACUUCUGCCACAAUGAACAUAUAUUUAAUUCACUUAAUCUGUGCAUGGCCAAAUUUAAUGAAAGUCAUUGAGUAUACACUGAGCAGCCACAACAUUAAAACCACUGACAGGUGAAGUGAACAACAUUGUUUAUAUCAUUACAAUGGAACCUGUCACCUGUGAAAGGGUGGGUUAUAUUAAGCAGCAAGCAGUUCUUGAAUUUCAUGUGCUGAAAGCGGGAACAAUGGCAAGUAAAAAUAUCUGAAUUACUUUAACAAGGGCCAAAUAAUGAUGGCUAGAUGACUGGGUCAGAGCAUCUCCAACACGGCAAGUCUCGUGAGGGUGUUCCCGGUGUGCAGUGAUUAGUACCUGCAAAAGUGGUGCAGGGAAGGACAACCAGUGAAUCAGGGUAAGGAUCAUGAGCGCACAAUGCUGAUUGGGGAGUGUAGGCUGGCCUCUCUGGUCUUCUAACACAGAAGAGUUACUGUAGCUCAAAUUGCUCAAACUUAAUAUGCUGGCCAUGAUAGAACACACAGUGCAUCACAGUUAGCUGUGUGUGUGGCUGCGUAGCCGCAGUGUGCCCAUAAUGACCCCUGUCCACUGCCGAGAGCACCUUCAAUGGAGGCGUGAGUGUCAGAACUGGACCAUGGAGCAAUGGAAGAAGGUGGCCUGGUCUCAUUUUCUUUUAGAUCAGGUGGAUGGCCUGUUGAGUGUACAUAGUUUACAUGAGGAAGAGAUUGCACUAUGGGAAGAAGGCAAGCCGGCUGAGGCAGUGUCAUGCUCUGGGCAAUGUUCUGAUGGGAAUCCUUGGAGCCUUGCAUUCAUGUGGAUGUUACUUUGACUAGUACCAUCUACCUAGAAAAUGUUGCAGACCAUGUACACCGCUUCAUGGUAUUCCCUGUUGUGACUUCUUUCAGCAGGAUAAGUCAAAAAUUAAGGAAUGGUUUGAGGAACGUGACAAGUCCAAAUUACCCAGAUCUCAGUCCGAUUUGAGCAUCUGUGGGAUGUGCUGGAACAGGAACUCUCAACCAUGAAGGCCCCACCUCGCAACUUGCCGAACUUUGCAGCUAAUGUCUUGGUGCCAGAUAUCACAGGACACAUUCAGAAGUCUUGUGGAGUCCAUGUCUCAACGCAUCUGAGCUGUUUUGACAGAGAUGUAUUCUGAGGUAAGUAUUUAUUGUAAAUGCUGUUUUACUGCAUUACACAAAAGGAUAUUAAAAUCCACCCUGGAGUGUUCCUUUAAAGGGAACUUUACUCACCCAGGCUACUUCCACUUAUUGAAGUGGUGUCUGUGCAGUGUUUCUGUCCCCUUAAUCCUGCAAUGUGGAACAUUGCGGUUUUAGAGAAACUGCAUGUUUACAUUGCAGGGUUAAAGCUUCCUCUAGUGCUUGCUGCAGUUUAACUCUGUGAAACAACACUGGACGUCCUAAUGCUGGGAGUCCUCUGCGCUAGAAUCAGGUAAGUGGUUAAAUGGUGUUUAUUGCAGCAGCCGGGGGCGGGUGCAAAGGGACACUGUAGUGUUAGUAGUACAGUUUUAUAUUCCCAAUGAUGUUGGGCACACCCCAGGAUCAUAUUGCAUUAAUGGAGAUUUAUCAAAUUGAUCUGGAAAGUGUCUCCAAUCUGUUCUAAAAUGAUUGAAGAGUGUCUGCAUUUCUCUACCUAAUUUCCAAUUUUUUGCAGAUAAGUGAGCUGAAUUUGUCUACCAGGAGUGAUGGAAAGAUUGAUAAAUAUAUAUAUUAACAAAUAGGGUGUAAUAGUAGGAACAGAUAACAAAAAAGAAAAAACUUACAUAUUUAAAUGGACACUAUAGUCACCAAAACAACUACAGCUUAAUGUAGUUGAUCUGGCAAGUAUAAUCAUUCCCUGCAGGCAUUUUCCUGCAAGCACUGCAUUUUCACUGCCCCCUUGGGACACCUCCAGUGGCUACUCCUCAGAUGGCGGUUCUGGCGGAUUGGAGGUUCUUCCUGUGGCACUGCCGUUCAGAGUCUCCACGCUCUGCAUGGAGACACUGAACUUUCCUCAUAGAGAUGCCUUGAUUCAAUGGAUCUCUAUUAAGAGGUGUUGAUUUGGCUAAGCUGGCAUUUAGACCUGCCUCUUUGAUGAUUGCAGGUUAAAAUCAUAAAUUCUGAUGUCUGCAAGGAGGCAGAUCAGAGGCGGGGCCAGUUCCGGUGGACCUGCGUGGCGCUGGACAUAAAGUCAGUUUUAUUACCUUUUAAGGGGGCAAGCCACCUAAGUGGUGGUUUAACACUAUAGUGCCAGGGACAUAGAUGGGUAUUCCCUAUAUUUUUCCUUUAAAAAAUGUUUUAAAGGAAAAAAAACAAGGUGUGAAACUUUGAUAAAUCUACCCCAUUGUUUAAUUUCUCCUCUUCUUUGUAUGCUUUCUCCUUCCUGCCUGCCAGAUACAAAGGGCAGAGCUUAUAACAGUGAUUAAUGAAGGCACUCGGUUUCAUAGCAGUGUGGUUUUGGAAGUUUGUUUUAUUUUCAGACCUCACAAUAACAUUUUUGCGAAAUCUAGGAUAAAAUAAACCUAAUAUUCAAAAUAAAGUUGGUGACUGUUCCUUUUUAAAGGGAAAGUGCUUGUUAUUGUAACAUAUUCUACAGCAAUAAUGGGGAUCUAAAUUUCUUAUUUUAAUUAAACCAGCUGAAAACCAGAUAGUUGUGUGGAAUAAAAAAUACCACAAUUUUUCAGAUUACAAAAAUAUGCAAUUGAAGAGUGGCUAGAUAAUUAGAAUUAGCAAGUUAACAAAUUGUGCAGGGUGUACUCUGAGCUCGAUUUCCUCAUUCAGCUAAUUAAUUGAUCAUCAGCCACAUCAAUAAUACUCACGGCUUACUUUCUCCUGGAGCCAGCCGUGGUGCCCCAGAUCUGCUACCCGCGGGUGCAUGGUACAUCUAAUUUCACCCCCAACUUGCAAAACAAAGCUGAAGUUACCUGGCAAGCUCGGCAGCAAUAGGCAGUAAAAACAAAAAGCAAAAACUGGCACAAGUAUUGCUGAGCUAUGGCGGCGGGCACAUGGCGCCCUUGAGACCAACAUGGCCGCCUAUAUCGACUCUGUUAAACAACCCUCGGACCCCGUAGAGACCUGCCUACCCACAACGCUGAUACCACCGCAGCCCAAACCGCAGCCGGACUCAGCCCUGGUCACGAAGGCAGUCAUGCAAGAACUGCUGGCGGACAUACGAAAGGAUAUCCAGGGCCUGACAGGCUGCAUGGGAACCUUUUGAACUCCCGCAGCCACACACAGCAAAUAACAGUGAUACAACCGGAGCUAAAGUCGCUACAACAACAGCGCUUAAUUAUGGAACAAAAGAUGGCGGCACUGGAGGACUCGCGCCACACUCAAAAUAUCAAGAUAAUUGGCAUAGCAGACUCGGUCCCGGACACUGAACUGCCUCAGCUCCUGAGGCGCCUGGUGAGUGAAAUACUCCCACCGAAGCAGGCUAAGAUAGUAUGCCUAGAUUGCGUGUUUAGAAUCCCCAAACCAACGACGGCCCCAGCAGCACCAUGGGACCUAAUUUCAGAAGCGACAGGACAAAGAGGCAGUCAUGACCGCCAUCAGGGCCCUUACAUUUUAUACGGACUUAUCCAGAGGAACUAUGGCCUGGCGCACAGCCCUCGGGCCCUUUACCUCCCUGCUCCAGGCACACAAUAUUAAGUACCAUUGGUACUAAUCACACAAGCUCCAAGUAAUCCACGGAGAAGCUAUGUACUUAAUAGCAUACCUGCAGGAAGCGAGGACGCACCUAUCAACCUUUGGCCUACCAGAAGACUCUAUACGGCAAUCCCGCUCAACUCCUAAGCCCUUUGAGUGGAAUCCAGCUACCUCUGAGACAUUUGUCCCAAGGGGGUCCAACCACACUGCACAGGGGACGGCCCCUGCCUGAGCACCCCUUGUGGGCCUGCAGGACCACACCAACCACUCUUACUGCAGCCUCAGUGCUGUCAGAGGACUGAAAAUGUUUUACGGUUAAAUUUUCUGUUUGCACCUUCUUCACAGAGGUACUCACACACUAUAUGAGACACCCCUGCUACUAAACAGCAAUUAGUUACACACAGUCCCCCUGCAACCAUGAACCCCCAUGACAUCAAGGCAGCGGAUUCUUACACACCACCCUCACCUAGCGACACUGGUUCCCGCUGCCAUGACACGGAGAUAAAAUCUUGGGGGCACACUGUACUUACACAUGGAGUGUCACUGACCCCGAAACAUGCCAUCCCCGGCCCCAGCAUAGUUUUGUCCACUCUUAAUUAUGCUUUAAGUAACUAGCACGCUUAUCCGGGCGGUUCAGAAAUCAAUUUCUGUAGUGCAAACCGGACGACCCUACCCACUAAAGUACCACUCGCCCUACGUAUACCGUGGCCAUAAACCAGGCCACCCUAGAACGCAAUAUACAGGCAUUAGGGAUCGCAUCCCCCAGGAGCACCUAACAUCAUGCCGACUAUUUGGUCGCAGAAGACAUAAGAACCCACUAACCUCCCGCACAAGCCACAACUCACAACCAGGUUUACACUAAGAGAGGACCACACAUGUUGCUAAAUAUAUUAACCUGCACCCGACACCUUUUUCAAUGUCAUUGUUCCCCAGUGCCACUGAUAUGCCCUAUUCACUUAAUUGCUUACUCUUUUUAUCCCUCACUGUAGAACUGACUCAAACUUUACUAUCUACUGAAGUUAACUUAAAGCGCUUGAACUAACCUUGCAAAUCUCCAUAUAUAAAAACAAAAGUGCAAUGUUCUCGAUAUUUCUGUUAUGUGAAUUCAAAUCUUUUCGCACCUACUGUUGUGGCGGUGCAAAUCUGCAUGUCCAAUAUUUGCACAAAUAAAAUAAAGAAUAAAAAAAAAAAUAAAAAAAAAUAGCGGCUCAAAAUCUACAACAGAACUUCAACCCUCAGCAACCUGAGACGGAACAUCUCUACCCUGUAAAGUUAACUCUGAGGAGGCUGGAUGAAAUCUUUGACCGCUUCUGGGCCUCGUUGGAGGCAUGCCAAACAGCCGCAAUGCCUCAACAUCAGGAGGAGGACAGGGAGGAUGAGAGCUGGGAUGAGAGCUGGGUGGUGAGUGGGCCCCCUUCGUUCACUUACAUCUCUAAAGCACAUACACCUCCUUUUAAAGGCUAAGGGCCAACAGAGGCAGAGCCCCACGGCAUCGUCCACACAGACGGGGACCAUCCGCUAUCAACGGUUACCUACCACCAAGGCCUUCUGUUUAUCCCCUACAGGGAAGGACUGGGAUCCCAGGAGCCCCCAAGUCCGUGGAUUGAAGAUGCUGGCCUGUCAACCGGCCUGGGGCUGGAGGGAUGUCCCACAGAGCCAUCAGAGUGUUGCAGCCUCCUUAACCCUUUGUCUGCAGGACUCACAUUUCCCAUCUUCAGGGAUAGGCUGAAUGCAGGCUUGCUACCCAGAGCCGUGUCACCAGUCGCAUUAUGGGACUAACCGUAAACGGCAACUGUCACUGUUGGGAUUUCCUCACUUAACCCAUACAUUCCAGCCCAAUUGUGCUCCCUAUAUGCAUGCAUAUCUCGGCUGUUUGAUUUUUUUAUUUUCUUGUUUUUUGUUUUCUUUUCUUUUCAUGUCUUAAGUAUUAAUCGUAUCUACGCUUUACCUACUAUAAUGCUACAUAGAUACAAAGCCAGUGGUUUCUACCGCCACCAUAUCAACUCAUGUCUUGAAACAACCUGUUAACUGUUUAACUAUUUUUUGCUUAGUGUUUAGACAUGUUUGCCAUCCUGAGCAUAUAUCUACACAACAACGUGCCUAUGUCUUUUUAUGCAUGCAAAACGUAUUAUUACUCAAAAAUGUGCUGUAAUAUCGACUGCUCUUCACUGUUUAACUAUGUGUACUAAAUCACUUGCCACUGCUGUCGGGGCAGCACAAGACUGUUUGUUUGUUUCUCUGAUGCACAAUAAAAAUAAAUGUAACACGUUAUUUGUGACCAGAUGACUGUUUUAAAUCUACCGUAUAUACUCGAGUAUAAGUCGACCCGAAUAUAAGCCGAGGCCCCUAAUUUUACCACAAAAAACUGGGAAAACUUAUUGACUCGAGUAUAAGCCUAGGGUGGGAAAUGCAGCAGCUACUGGUAAAUUUCUAAAUAAAAUUAGAUCCCAAUAAAAUUACAUUAAUUGGAUAUUUAUUUACAGUGUGGGUAUUUAAUGAAUGCAGUGUGUGUUUGUGUGUAGUGUGUCUAUAAUGCAGUGUGUGUAUAUAAUGCAGUGUGUGUGUUGUGUGUAAACUGGGUGAGGGGAGGGCAUUUAAAUUUUUUAAUUUUAAGAUUUUAAUAUUAUUAUUUUAUUUUAAUAUUUGUAUUUUUUUUUUUCCCCUCCCUGCUUGUUGUUAAUCCCUGGUGGUCCAGUGUGGGGGCUGGCAGAGAGCUGUUACUUACCUUUCCUGCAGCUCCUGUCAGCUCCCUUCUCCUCCGUGCAGCUCCCCUGUCAGCUCUGCUUACAGUGUAAGUCUCGCGUUCUGCGCGGAGCGUUGUCACAGUAAGCCGUGGCAACGCUCUGACUCCCGUGGGUGUCGCGAGACUUACACUGUAAGCAGAACGGAGCUGACAGGGGAGCUGCUCGGAGGAGAGGGGAGCUGACAGGAGCUGCAGGAAGGUAAGUAACAGCUCUCUGCCAGCCUUCAACAGGACCGCCGGGCUUGUAAUGAGCCCGGCGGUCCUGGUCUGUAUUAUGGCAAUGUAAGUUGCCAUAAUACAGACAUUGACUCGAGUAUAAGCCGAGUGGGGGGUUUUCAGCACACAAAAUGUGCCGGAAAACUCGGCUUAUACUCGAGUAUAUACGGUAUAUUAAGAUUUCUCAUCAGUUAGCAGUUAUUAACGUAGGGGUAAACAGAAAUUAUGUCUUCUCUCCCCUCUUCACUUCUAAUAGCUUUUUAAGAUUUGUGUUUUGAUCCAUUGAAUUAUAUUUACUUACUAUACAAAUAAACACUGCCCUACUACUAUGCAUUUUAAAUUGGUGUAAUCUCUUUGCAUGACACACAACAUCCAUUUUUAAAAUUUAAUUUAUUAAUUUUUUUCAUGCAUUUUUCACAUAAACUGUCUCCACUAUCAUUUAUAUUUUAUUUUUAUAUUUUCACGAAGUCACUUCAUUACCAGUGAAAAACCUCAUUUUCACGAAGUCACUUCAUUACCAGUGAAAAACCUCAUUCGGAUUUACCCAACCCAGCAAUAUGCAUCUGUUUAAUAUUCAAUUUUUUAGCUUGUAUGUCUUUAUUAUUAUUGGUAUUGAUAUAGCGCCAACUUAUUCCGCAGCUAUUUACGAUAUUAUAAAGGAGGAAAAUUUAAUAAAAUAUGAGUAGUGAUGUCGCGAACGGUUUGCCGCGAACGGUUUGCCGCGGAUUCAUCAUUGAGAAAUCUUUGACCCUGUACCUCACAGUCAGCAGCAGACCCUCCCUCCCAGACCCUCCCACCUCCUGGACAGCUCACUAAGAAUGCAGCUUCACAAUGAAUGUAAAAUGGAUGCUGUCCAGGGUCUGGGAGGGAGGGUCUGCUGCUGAUUGGCUGGAAUGUGUCUGCUGACUGUGAGGUACAGGGUCAAAGUUUACUCAAUGAUGAGUCCGUGGCGAACCGUUCGGGACAUCACUAAAUAUGAGACAUUUACAAAGUGAUGCAGAAACAUUAUAUUUUUAUAUUUUCACUGUCACUUCAUUACCAGAGAUCAUGAAAAAAAAAUCUUAUAUCCAAGAUUAAUGACCAAGAUUGACCCUACGUAUCUUCCAUGUUGAAUCAUGGUAAUGCUGAACAUCCCUUGAUAUUUCCCACAUUUGAAAAUAUCAUGACGCUACUUUGCUUUUAAUUUAAUUUAUUUCCUUUUAAAUACUAUGUUGCAAUAUAAUGUGUUUGUAAAAAUGUCAAGUUUCCCUGCUGUGCGCUCUCUAUAACUUUACCCUUCCCGUUUUAUGAAUCGCAGUGCUUUUUCUCUCUUGUUUUACAUUUGUUAUUUAUGCUUUCUGUUUUCUUUCUUCCUGCUUUCUCCUCUCAAACAGACGGUGAGUUACUUUAUCCUGUCUCUUUUGCUGUGUCUGUGUCAGAACAUUCCACGAAUAUUGGGACUGAAAUAAGGAAUUGGAAUUUUCUACUUGAGUAUACUUUCAGGAAAUGGUUCAUUAUAAUAUGUGUUUUAUAAUUUACAUAUAUGUUUUAGAAUAUGCAGUGAAAUACACCUGUGACCUUCAGACAUCAUUACACUUCUAGAUAGAGCAUAAAAACAGCCUGUAUUGGAUCUUAUUCGAUCAAUUGUUUGGCAGUUCCAAAAGUAGAACAGCCUUGGAAACCAAUAGAAUGUUCCUUCUGAUUGUACCAACUUUGCAAAAUUAUAUCAUAUCUCUUUAUACAUAGGCUCCAUUGGGUCUAACUUUUUUAUUUUUAAACUUCGAGUUUAUAAUAUUUGCCCCCCCCCCCCUUUUUUUAAUUUUUUUUAUUUUAAUGUUCAGACUAUUUAUUUUUUAUUUUUUUUACAUUUAGAAAUAUCAGGAAGUAUUACUUUACUGAGAGGGUAGUAAAUACAUGUAAUAACCUCUACCACUUCAACUGGAAGGCUAACACACAGUGAAUGAGUUUGCAUGGUAGGACAGGCAUAAGGCUAUCCUUGACUUAAGAUAAGGCCAGGGACUAAUGAAAGUAUUUAGAAGAUUGGGCAGACUAGAUGGGCCGAAUGGUUCUUACCUGCCGUCACAUUCUAUGUUUCUGAUACUUUGUUUGAUGAAAUGAAGAAAAUUGUUUUGUUUUGCGUUUUUCUUUCUUACUCUUUCUGAUUUGAAUGUAAUCCUGCAGUGGACUACAAAUUUCUCCUAAACAAAUUAUAAAAAAGAUUAUACUUUAGUACAUUUGCUUUUUUUCCCUUAGCAACUCAAUUUGUACACUACUCAACACUACAAGUGUUGCUGUUGAUAAAACAGAGCAACUUUGGCAGACACCUUAUUUAAAGGAACACUCCAAACACCCUACCUUCUACAGCAUAUUGUAGUGGUCAUGGUGCCAGGAGUGCGCUGGUAAGUAGUUAAACCAUUUGCAGAUGUCUUAAAAACUGACCUGUGGUCAGCCAGAUGCCGUUCACAGCCUUUGGGAAUUCUUGAAGCUCCUGCAUGAAACUUCUGUAAGCUUCCCUGAGCUAAAUGCAGCCUCAUGUUCGCAGUGAGCUUCUGGCUGUCCUGCAGGAGGUGACCGGCAGCCUACAGACCCCGAGUAAGUUGUAAAACAGUUUGCCGCUAUAGGGGUUAUGGUGCUUUGUGUGUUCCUUUAAGUUUAAUAAUUCAUUUAGCUAAAUGUUAUGUUGAACUAUUGAUCCUUCUAAGAUUUACCAAAUGGCCAUAUAUAUAUUUUUUUAUAUUAAAGGCAUAAACUCUUGCCAUUUUUUGGGAGAGUGGUCCUUUGCCACAAGGUCCAAUCAAAGGCUUCUGUAUGAGAAGCCUUUGAUUGAAGGAUUUGACCGGCUCAAAGUCCAUGCAUGCUGGGUGGUGGGGGGGUGGAUUUAAAAAAAAAUAUAUAUAUUAAUGGGUGGAGGGAGGGCUUCCAUCUGUGUGGGAGGGAGGGAAGACAAGAGCUUGCAAAGGAGAAGCAGUUACUGUCACCAGUGUGUAGUGCCUGCUGAUUAUAGACUUAAUUUAUGCACAGAUUUGACAUUAGGCAGACUGCCUAAAUCAUGUAUGCUGGGUGUGCAACAGCACACAUUUAAAAUAUCUCUGGAUGUGCAGCGAAACACUCCUUCUUUAUUAAACAAAAUGUUUGAUUCUUGCCUGUUAAAUCUGUUGCUGAUUUUGCUGGUCCCUGAAUAUUUUACAUGUCUGCUGAGAUUAUUCAUGUUUCUUACUAGUCUGUUCUUAAAUUAUUUCAUAUAACUGUUAAUUUAUUGAUGAGUUAUCAAGAGACACCACCUUCUAUAUUUGCGCAUGAAAUCAGGUCCAGUUGGGCAAAAAAAGAAAACUGUUACCCCAAGAACAGGCCAGUUUUUCUCUUACUGUUGGUCAUCUAGGGUCAGAUUCUGUUGAACUGUGUUUUUUUUUUCGUUUUUUUCUUUUAUUGCAUGAGAACCCUGAAAGUUCAUAGAAGCUUGUGUCACAUGUAGUCAGUUCAAGAAUUCCGUUUUAUUUCUGAAACGUCGAGUCAAUCCAUGUUGAUCUCUGAAUAUCAAGGUCUACCUAAGUUUGAGUGUUAUAAUUGGUUUGUGAACUGCUGUACAAGCCAUCACAUUGGCUUCCUCUAAACCCUUUACUAUUGUGGAUCGCAGAUGUUUCUUUUGAAGGGCACAGACGUUUGAUUUUUGUGAAGACUCAUCUUGCGCGGGAAGAACUGCCUCUGAUUGCAAGACAGACUAUUAUGUUUCAAUAUACAGCAUGUUCUUAUGUCAAAAGGGCAUAAAUGGUCCGUCACAAAAUUAAGAAAAACCCAGCAAUAUGUAUCUGUUUAAUAUUCAAUUUCUAACUUGUAUAUCUUUAUUAUUAUUGGAAUUUAUAUAGCACCAACAUAUUCCGCAGCUAUUUACGAUAUUAUAAAGGAUGAAAAUUUUAUAAAAUAUGAGACAUUUACAAAAUGAUGCAGAAACAAUAGGCAGAUGAGUAUCCUGUUCAAACACGCUUACAGCCUAGAGGAGGCUGGGUGUAAAAACACAAUAGGGCAGCAAGAGGGACGGCAACCAAACAAGGUGGGAAAGUAGCCAAACUGGAGGUAUAAGUGGAGUGUGGCUCUUUAGAGAGCCAGAUAUGGGAGAGAGAAGUUACUCUAGGAGGGACUUCUUAAAUAAUUGAAGACUAGAGGAGAGUCUGAUGGGGUAGGCAGGCUGUUCCAAAGGAAAGGAGCUGCCUGUGAAAAGUCCUGUAAGUAUGAGUUAACAGUAAGGGCAUGAGCAGCGGACAGGAGAAGGUCACAGGCAGAGACCGAGAAUGGACAUAUCUAUGAAUCAGCGAAGAAAUGUAACUUGCUAGAGUUGCUUAGAGCGUUGUAGGUAACGGGGGCUGAUAAAACUAACUAAAACAGUUCUCAACAAAUCCUGGGUCACCAUGGCGACUAGGAAUUUUGUCCUGGAGCCUGGGAUUUGUCGAGCCCUGUUUAGUUAUAAUGCAAUCUUUUAAAAUCUUUGGUAAUGGCAGACCCUAAACAAGUGUCCAUUUUGUUUGCUAAUCGUGUACCCACAACGUAUGAGUCAAAAGAACUCCAGAAAUGGGAAAACUGCAGACAAAGGAGAAAGAACUGGGGGUGCCAGGGUAUUAAGAAGGGGGGGAGGGGGGAGAACACAAAAAAGCAAAACAGUGAUGCAUGUUAAUUAAGGCAAGGAGUAUAAUAAUCAUUACGAUACAAGGUGCACAGGGAAAUUAAAUCUGAAAAAAAACAAAACACCAUGGCGGUUGUUUUUAAAUGGUUCUACAAAAUAGAAUAUAGUAACAUAGAAUGUAGGCAAACUGUCAGGAUUACAGUAUGAUCCAGCAGGUAGAAUUGUGUAACACAGCGGACUGAUAGGUAGCGUACACCGGACCUUAGAAUGGCCGGACUAACGUACCAAAGAAUAGUCUGGAAUAGCCGAGGUCAAGGGAUACAGAAAGAGACACAACGAUAAGGAAAAGCCGGGGUCAGGGAUGCCAGAAAACAGGGAAGUCAAAAUCAAUGCCAAAGAUAAAUAACCAAAAUCAAUAACCCUCUCUCGGACAACCACAAGAGAAACCACGACAGGGCACUGAGCAAGAGGAGAACUUGGCCUAAAUACCCCGCCUGUGGAUCCGAUUGGUUGUAACUGGCCUUUGACCCCAAAGGCAGUUACCAGGCUCCUAUUUGCAUGAUUGCUGCUCAGCACAAACCCUCCUGUGGAUUGAUUGCUGCUCGGCACAACUUUUCCUGGCAGGACAGCAAUGCUGCUCGGCACAACUUUUCCUGUCAGAACAGUAAAUGCCAUUAAUACCAUUUUUACGUGUGGAUGAAUACGUGACACAAACAUCAUGCAUUACCCAAGAUCCCUGGUUAUGUAGCCACUGUGGUAAUGAUGAUGGCUGCUGAGCUGGAGAAAUAUCCGUGUUGAACAGCGGUGGAAACACCAUGUAGCUCACAUUAGAACAUCACUGCUCCAUUUUUCAAAGUGUGAGAGCUUUAUUUACUAAAUGCCAUAAGUAGACUGAAUCAAAAUCAGUCUACCUUACUUGUUUUGCAACUGUGAUUAAUAAUACGGUAGUGAUUAAACACAGGAACAAAACAUGGAAGGUAGUACAACCCUGAUUACAGCCUUGUGCGCCCAGCUGCUUACCAAUAUGUUCCUGCUUUUCAAGUAAAUUAAAUUCUUAUGGUUUGAAAAUCAAGGCAGCAUUAUGUGUGUGUUUUCCCCUGAAGGAUCCUUGGAUAUUUGUUUCAUAGAGAAGUUCUCCUCUGAGAAGCAUCUGAUUGCUGACCUUUCAUAAGUAGAAUUGGGCUGCAGUGAAGUGUCCCAGUGCUAAAAACAGGCAAAAUUGGAAAAAUAAUUUAUUUUAAACACGGUCAUCUUUUUUGUGGGGACUCCAGUUGUGGACUAUUCAGUCUUUUCUAUUAAGAUUUGAGGAGAAUAUUUUAAUUCUGAACAUGUAACAUAGAAACAUAGAAUGUGACGGCAGAUAACCAUUCGGCCCAUCUAGUCUGCCCAAUUUCUAAAUACUUUCAUUAGUCCCUGGCCUUAUGUUAUAUCUAGGAUAGCCUUAUGUCUAUCCCACGCAUGCUUAAACUCCUUUACUGUGUUAACCUCUACCACUUCAGCUGGAAGGCUAUUCCAUGCAUCCACUACCCUCUCAGUAAAGUAAUACUUCAUGAUAUUAUUUUUAAACCUUUGCCCCUCUAAUUUAAGACUGUCCUCUUGUUGUGGUAGUUUUUCUUCUAUUAAAUAUAGUCUCCUCCUUUACUGUGUUGAUUCCCUUUAUGUAUUUAAAUGUUCCUAUCAUAUCCCUGUGUCUCGUCUUUCCUCCAAGCUAUACAUGUUAAGAUCCUUUAACCUCUCCUGGUUAAAGUGAUUUUUUUUGACAGUUUUAGAUACAACUCAGUAACUAAUUCAAAGUGUUUUUUUGUUGUGGUUUAUUUUUUUUAUUUUAAAUCCGGUGCGUUUGUGCAUUGUCAUUUUAAACUAUUCCUGGUUGUUUGUAUCAGUUCUGCCAUUAGCAUUGGAUUGCAUUCAUGUCCUCAUGACCCCAGUUCUGGUAUAAACCAUGAUCUUUUUCAGGUUCUGUUGUGGAGUUGGGCUUAAAAGAGGAAAAUUGACUGCACUAUGUUGCUGUUCCUUCUUUGCCAGCAGUUUUGUUGCAGCCCAGUAGUAUUCCUCUGAAAUCUUUUCCAAGAGGACUUAUAAAUAUAUAAGAUGUGGAAAGAUAGUGAUAGCGAUAGCAUUCACAGACUUUCUUGUAAUGUGCCACUGCCAUAAUUGCCUACCCUGCUCUAUGCCAUGGAACUUGUUUUAGUCAAUGUUCUCUUAAACCAAAUUCUAGUGAUUUUUUGUUUUUUUUUAAUUUUUUUUAAAUCUUAUCUGAGCAUAAUAAACGUACAAAAUAAUAAGCAUCAUACUGACUGAAGAAGAGCAUCAAAAUGCAUGGUUCCGCUUGCUCAAGGAAUUAAGUAAGUGUUUGUGCUCGUUCCCCAUGCACUAUGGAAAAAAAAUGAAAAGGAUUUGUAGAGGUAGUCAAGAUGUGGGUGUAGGGCACAAUUGUACAAAAGGGGCAACAUGCCAUGGUAGCAGUAUGCAAAUUAAGGGCAAAAGAGUUUUAGAAUGCUACUGAUUGAGGUACACUAUGUUCUUAAGAAGUAGGGAACUAUUGCUCUUCUCGACUUCCGCCUUGUUGGACCUCCAUUUUCCGCAUCCAUUAAGUUGGGUUUAGUGCCUAGAGCUGGAUAUUUUUUUUUUUAAAACAAAUAAAAUAUCAUAUUUGUUGUGAUUUGAUGAAGAGUAAGACAGGUGUAAAAAGUACAAGUACAUCAUCAUAAACCAACAAGACUAUGUAUGCAGAUACAAAUUUCUUUGCAGGACAUUUUAAAAAAAAAAACAACAAUUUUUUUGUUUAUUAUUUUAACAUCAUGAACACUAAAUAAACUAAACAAAAACAUGGUCUCACACACUUCAUUUCAAAAUUAGGAUAAAUAUGUAGAAAAUAUUUUAUUUAUUGCCAUUGUAGGUCGGAUUAAGUUGAGGGUAUUAAAAAGGAGUGGCCCAUCUAUAGGAUCCCAUUUCAUUGUUUGACAGGUGGUUUAUCCGCUAUUACUCUAGUUAAGAUACCAGUCUGUGAAUUCAAUAAUGGAUUUUAUUUUGGACUGGAGUGAUCUAUCUAAAGAAGUAAUGUAAUUGAUAUAUGUUGCCAUUUUCACACGUUUGUAAUGAAGCUUCAGUAUUUGUGAAGCAGUGACACACCAUGUCCACAUAUGCUAUUAUCUGGCCUCACGUUAGACAUUUGCCACAACGACAUUGGGUCAUUCAAAUGGUCCAAAUUGUCGUCUUUGUAGCUGGAGCAGGCCUCCUCCAACAAGUUCCUAAAGGAGUUGUGCGUAUUCUCUAUUGAGGAGUAAAUGGGCUAGAAUAGAUGAAAAACAAUGUAUAUGGGGAUAUAGUCCGAAACAAGUAUGCUGUAGAUUUCAGCAUGUAUUAGUUUUGGAAUUAGUUCAGGGGAGAAAUCUAUCCUAGAUUGGGUAUUGUAGGCUCUGGAUGUGUGUGUGUGAGAGAGUGUGAUUGCUGACCUCAAUGUUCUAAAUGUGCCAGACAUCUGUGAGGCAAAGCUUCCUCUGAAAGUGGAGAAGGCCCUGGUCUUCCUGGGAGAGGGUUGAUGGAGCAGAGCCAGAUUUAUUCACCCAUCUAUCACCACAUUAAAUUCUCCAAUUAUCAAAUUUGAACCUCUAAAAGAAAGUAAGAGAUUAAAGGAACGCUAUAGUGUUAAGAAUAGAAAGCAUUGACUCAAUGCUUUGCUAAGGGGUUUUUCAACUUGUGAGUAUGUCCAUUGUUGUUUCACAAAGUCAAACUCUUUAAAACUGUAGGAAAUGCUUCUAGUGGCUGCCUGGCAGAUGGCCAGCGCUGCGGAAUUUGUUGGUGCUUUAUAUAUAAUAAUACUAGAGGCAGUCUUAACUCUGCAAUGAAAACACUGCAGUUUCUCUAAAAUUAUCUAAAAAUGUUAGCGGUAACUAUCUAGUGCUAAAAGGAACCCGUUCUUUCCUAAUCUUACCAGCAAAUACAACUCUCCAGGGUUCAUUUAUGCUACUUUUUGUGCAUGCUACAUUCAAACAAAAUGUUACAUUUUUAAAAAAUUAUUUAGGUCUUCCUUUUAUUUUUUUUUCAAGCUGUUCCUAGGCUUUAAACCAAAAAGGGUCUAGUGUCCCUCAGUCAAUAUUGGUUUUUGAAGCAUGCAUAUAUCCUGAACACUUCUGCCACUGAAUUAUGGGUGCUAUAGUGUGCACCCUUGAAUGGCUACCAUUAAUGGCUGUGGGGAAUGCAUAGUCAUAGUAGUGAGUGUUUAGCUUUCUGUUCACUACAGCCCCUCUGAUGAAAUCGAAAUGCCCAACAAUCAAUACGAGCAAUAAUGGUGGAAAUAUAAGAUCUUCCCUCCCCCUCUCCAAUUGUAAAAUAUUUUUUUAAAAAGGGGCACACAGCAGUGGGAGGGUGUAAUAGAAAAGUAAAUGAACUGUUAUGAACUGUGAAUUUUGCGCUUUUUGUUUUUAUUUUUUUGUUUAAAUCUCAGCUGGGAAAACCCUUCAGAUCUUCAACAUUGAGAUGAAGAGCAAAAUGAAAGCUCACACUAUGUCAGAGGAAGUCAUUUUCUGGAAGUGGAUAUCUGUGAAUACUGUGGCCCUUGUGACAGAGACAGCAGUAUACCAUUGGAGCAUGGAGGGUGACUCCCAACCUCAAAAAAUGUUUGAUCGUCAUGCCAGUCUGGCCGGAUGCCAGGUCAUCAAUUACAGAACAGAUGAGCAGCAGAAAUGGCUUCUUCUGAUUGGCAUUUCUGCUCAGGUAAUAAAAAAAUAGAAUUAAAAAAAUCCUUUUAUUUAUUUAUUUAUUUUUUAAAAUUCCGCAGAGAGAAUUAAACGUGCUCUGAGUUAAAUGAACAGUCUUUAAAUCAACUGUAGAGAAAUGCCUUUAUGUUCACUGGCCACUCUAUGUUUAUUAUAAAGGGGAUAUUAAAAUACUGGAUAUCUCCUCCUUGUAGUGGCGAGUCUGUGAUAAAUUUGGCCUCUGUUUUGACAUAAACUGGUAUUUUGGCUUCAUAGCGUAUUAUCAUCAUAUUUAAGGCACCAAAGUAUUGUGCAGAGCUGUACGUUGAGUGGACAUGCAAGUCCAUUAACAAGGAUAUGUUUGACUAACAUAUACAGUUGGUUGUGAAGGGAUUGAUGCAUUAUCCGUAAUGUCUUCUGUAAGGUUCAGACAAUGCUUUUGGUUUAGAACUUAGUGUCUUGUAAGUACAUAAUGAAACCCUGGUUACUUAUCUACUUUUGUUAGUGUGACCAUAUUGGUGUAUUGGUUGCCAUGUUGGUAGAGAUUAGUAGCUCGUAGGGAUUAGUCAUAUUCUCUUGGGUCCUUGAUGUGUUGUGGGAUGUCAUCCCAUUUUGUAGCAUUUUGUAUCAGUGUCCCUCCAUCUUCUCCAUAAUUACCCCAUAUGAUUAGUAUACAGUCAACUAAAUGAUCAGUCUUGGCAGGCUCCAUGCAGUAAUUAAUACUGUUCUGUUUACAAAGAUAUGCUUUGCAUUAAUUAUUUAUGUUCGGAAUUUAAGUUUGCUUGGGAUGUUUUUUUUUGUUUUUGUUAUUUUUAAUGGUUUUCUUUAAUGAUUUUUGUUUAUUUUGUAUUUUUUGGCAAACUACUCAAUUUGAAAGAAUUUUGAAAGCCUUUUCUCUUCUUCAUCAUCGUCAUUUCUUGUUAACACAUGUAUUCUGGACAUGCAUUCCGUACCAUAGGGCUGUCCAUUUGUUGUUUGACAGCAGUUCCAUGUUAACUGAUUGAGAUGUGGUUCUUACUGGCUUAUUGUUCUGUAUGCCAUAUUACCCAUACUUCCAUCUUGUUUCCUGCAUACUCUUUUUUUUUUCAACUAAUCUUUUUCAAUUAUAUAUAUUUACAUACACACAUGACAAAAUUAUAAAUGUAGGACUUUUGUUUUUGCUCCCAUUUCUCAUGAACUGAACUCAAAGAUCGAAGACUUUUUCUAUGUACACAAAAGGCCUAUUUCUCUCAAUGGCACAUUUUAGAGUGGCCUUUUAUUUUGGCCAGCCUAAGGCACACCUGUGCAAUAAUCAUGCUGUCUAAUCAGCAUCUUGAUAUGCCUGUGAGGUGGAUGGAUUAUCUCGGCAAAGGAGAAGUGCUCACUAAGACAGAUUUAGACAGAUUUGUGAACAAUAUUUGAGAGAAAUAGGCCUUUUGUGUACAUAGAAAGUCUUAGAUCUUUGAGUUCAGCUCAUGAAAAAGGGGGCAAAAACAUAGUGUUGCGUUUAUUAUUUUGUUCAGUGUGUGUAUGUAUAUAUAUAAUUUUUUACAUUUUGUUUUAAAUAUAUAUUUACUUCUUUAAUCCUUGUAGCAAAACCGUGUUGUGGGAGCAAUGCAGUUAUAUUCUGUGGACAGGAAGGUCUCCCAGCCUAUAGAAGGCCAUGCUGCAGCAUUUGCUGAAUUCAAGAUUGAAAGAAACUCAAAACCUUCAACUCUGUUCUGCUUUGCUGUGCGUGGGCAGGCUGGUGGCAAGGUAAGUCCUGGUUCUCUACUAAAGAUACUAGAAAGUAUAGUCUGUGUAUGCAGGACACUUGACAGCAGUUCUAGUGCUGCGCAGAUUAUCAAGGAUACUCUUAUAAAUAACCAGGUAUAGUUCUUAUAGUACAUUGGAGAAUGAGGAAGUAAACCAUUAAAGGGACACUAUAGUCACCAGAACAACUACAGUUUAUUGAAUUUGUUCUGGUGAGUAGAAUCAUGACCUUCAGGCUUUUUGCUGUAAACACGGUCUUUUCAAAGAAAAUGCAGUGUUUACAUUACAGCCUAGUGAUAACUUCACUGGCCACUCCUCAGAUAGCUGUUAGAGAUCCUUCCUGGGUCGUGGCUGCUUAAAUGCAUCCAAACAUUCAGUGUUAGACACUGAACUUUCCUCAUAGAGAUUCAUUGAUUCAAUUCAUCUCUAUGAGGAAAUGCUGAUUGGCCAGGGCUGUGUUUGAAUCAUGCUGGCUCUGCCUCUGAUUUGCCUCGUUGUCAGUCUCAGCCAGUCCUAUGGGGAAGCACUGUGAUUGGAUCAGGCUACCACUUCUGAUGUCAGCAGACUGCUUGUUUUUUUUUUUGGCAAACAGCAUGCAGAGCUACAGCUUCAUGUUUGAAUACAGUAAGAUUUUACCAUAUUUAUGGAGGCAUGAGGGGCCCAGGGGGGCUAGAUGGUGGUGUUAACACUAUAGGGUCAGGAAUACAUGUUUCUGUUCCUGACCCUAUAGUGAUCCUUUAAAUGAUUUAAUGCACCAACUGUAAAAUCUUGACCUGUUUAAGGUAAAUAAUAAGGUUUAAAAUAUUUAACCUCUGUGAUGGUUUUGUUUAUAUAUUUUUUUGUUUUCUGAGAUAUUUAAUUUCUCUGUCAUCCUUUCUGAUAUUCUGUAGAACAUGUGAUAGAGCUUGACUAAUAUGUCAGUAGUUGGCCACUAAUAUAUGAACACAUGCUUUAGCCUGGCUGCUGUAAUAACAUUCUAAAUCUUAAAAUUUUACAGUGCGUUGCAUAGUAUUUUUACCAUUUGAUUUAUACAUGGUAUCUAACUUAGAAGAUUAUUUUUUUUUCUUCCCUCUAAUGCAAAUAUGUAUUAUUAAAAACACAAAACAAACUGGAACAUUGGCGGCAUAAAGUAAUUACCCUAUGAAACCCUUACGUUCUUGGACAACAAACUGCUUUCUGGAAUAACAUAUAAAGUUGAACGGAGUCCAUCUGUGUGCAAUGAAAAUGCCACUAUGUCAAAAUAAUACAUUACAAUAUUAUUUAUAAACUGCCAACAUAUUUCACAGUGCUGGAUACAUCUAGAUGUACCUGAGUGGCCCCAGUGUUUUAAAGACAACUUAUCUAAACAAACUGCAUCACGGUCACCAAGUUGCUAUUGUAGGAAGUGAACUUUGAACAUCCCAAUGGUACCGUUAAAGGGAUACUCUAAGUAUCAUAACGUCUAAAGUCUAUUGAACAGGUUGAAUUUAUGAGCAGUUUUUCUCUACUUAUAUUUUAGAGUAGUUUGACCAAAACGUGGGCAUUCAUAUCUUUUACAGACUAGCACUCACUACCUACUUUAAAUUUGGGCAAUGAUAAGCCUGGGACUGGUUAGCCCUGUGCUCCCAACCUAUGAUUGCCAUCCUACGUUGGAUGGACUAAUGCUGAAGUUCACUUUCAAAUUCAUCCAGCUCCAGGAGAACCUUGUUUUUGUCAAACUGCUCCAUACCAAACCAUGUGGACUAGCCAAAGACUUUUUGCGUCAUGACCAUGACAUUAAGAUUUAGUCAUUACUAUUCUUUGAAUGCUCCCUUAAAUCUGUUGUUUGACAAAACAAACAAACCUGAAAGGGUUACUCCAAGUACCAUGACGAUUUUAGUGAUUUGAAGUGUUCAUGGUGCCUGGAGUCUAUAUCUGCAUGUUGAAACAUUUUGCUUUGCACACACAGUUUAAAGCAUGCUUUCCCAGCCAAUUACACUGGGAUUGGUGCUGAUUAGCUGGCAAUGCCCAGCACCGAUUACAAUCGCUUGUGAACAAUGCCAGUGAGCAUGAUGGCUCAGCCAUCAUGUUCGUAAUAAAUUUAAAAUGCUGUAUGCAGCACUGACAUUCAGCUCACCUGUCCGUCUCGGGCCACUGAAAAAGCCCAAGCUGACAUAGGGGAGCACCAUGUAUCUACUGACACCUGGCUCUCCUGCUGUGAACAGGGAUUUAACCCUGCUCAUACCACAUUGCAGCAAUAGGCAUUUAAAUGCCUACUUAAAAUGUUUGAGCACAGCAUACAGCUCACCUGUCACUCUGGGAUCACUAAAACGGCCCCAGCUGACAAAGGGGUGCCCCAUGUAUCAAUUGAUACCGAACAGACUCUGGUGUGAGUGAGAAUUUAACACUACUAACACUAAAAUGUAAGGAUGUGUCAAUAUGUCCUAAUGGUGUUAUAGCCCAGUGUAGUUAGGACAUUUUGACAAUUCCUAACUUUGUUAAAGUGAUUAAACACAUAUGUAAGAUACUGUAUGAGUGAGGUCUCACAUACUGAAGCAGUAGGUGAUGUAACCUCCACAUGCACACAUUUUCCUAACUCUACAGAAUUUGUUAGAGAAAGUUGGAAGAUUAAAAACAGAUCUCAGAUAUAAGUUCUGAUAUGUACUUAAUGUAUCUCCAGCUGCAUAUCAUUGAGGUCGGACAGCCUGCGAAUGGGAACCAGCCUUUUACCAAGAAAGCCGUCGAUGUUUUCUUUCCUCCUGAAGCUCAGACUGACUUCCCGGUGGCAAUGCAGGUAAUAAAUACUGUACAGUAAGGGGGUUCAGCAGCUCAGUUUGAUUCCUGUUUGCUCUCUUAGUAAAUUUUGUUAUUAUUAUAUCAAUACGUUUCUGUGUAGGUGAUAUGUAUAUAAAUUGAUUUGACAUUUAGAGAUUAACAAAUAUUAUGAUCAUUCCAAAAAAAACAAUUAGAAAGUUUUUCCUCUUCAUGAGUAGGUGUACCGUGUGAUAUUUCUGUUUAUGAUUGGAAAUACCUUUUUUUUCAAUUGCCCAAAUGUAUCAACUGUUUAUCCAAAUGUGGGCUGUUCAGAAACUUAAAUUGAUCACAGAUGGCUACCCACUUACUAAAUCCAGACUGCUGCAAAUAACUCUAAGAACAUUACACAAACUUCAGUCCUUUCAGGAACUGAAAUACUGGCUUAUGCCGAGUUUACAAACUUCUGUACGUCAACGGAGCUCUCUUUAACCAUCUGGUUUAAUUUUUUCACGCAAAGAGGCAAAACAGCCCUAGACUAGCUGUGAGAAAUAGUAUUUAACCACUACGUAGAAACUAAUUAUUUGAGUUCUCCAUGCAUUUCUCAGUAAAGAGCACAGUAUCUUACCACGUCAGCGUCCCUGUUUUUUUUUUUUUUUAAGGAGAUGUUUUUGUUUAAAUCUUCCACUGCUCACCUGAUAAUGGAUUUUAAAUUGAAAUAAUCAAUUUUAUUUUAUUUGCAGUCCAUUGUGAAAUUCUUUCUAAAUGUGUAUAGUCACUGUUGCAAUAUGUCGGUGUAGCCUUUUUUUUUCUUCUUCUUCGUCUUCAGAAGAGAUAUCUGCAGGGCUUUCUUUCUCUUUUAACAUUACAGGAAAUAAUAUGCAACCUAACCUGUCUAUUUGCAGUUCACCAGUUACCCGAGUAAAUAAGAAAUAGCUCUGAACAAAGUUGGCAUUUGGAGACACAAGUGGCAAUACAUAUAAAUAAAUGUUAGUCAAAGCAAUUCAAUUCAAUGAAAAUUAAGAAGAAUCCAUGUGUAAAUUUAUUAGAGUGGAGAUCACUUCAUUUUACUACAGAAAAUUAUUCUGUAUGUUGGAAAGAGACCUGUUUAUUUUAUUUUUUUUAUAAUCUCUUGGGGUAGGUAAGCCAUGAAAGUGGGCCAUUUACCACAUACUUUUCUGGACAACUUGCUCUAAUGAGAGUUGUCAUGACUGAUGAAUUGUAUCAUUUUUGGCUGAAUUUUGAAAGGCCUGAGAAGAGGAAGAUAUAGUAAUUUUCACGAAUUCACCAUGCUAUACACCUGGUGUGCAUUAAAUGACUGUCUUUUAUAUGUUUAAACAGAUAAUGUGGAGGUAAAUGUAGACAACAUUUUAAUUUAAAGAUUAAAAGCUCUUUAAUUUAAAGCUCUUUCUCUAGCACUUGUGGUUCUUCAUUUUCAUUGUGUUUUUUUUUUUUUUUUCCUCCUACAGAUUGGUACUAAGCAUGGAGUUAUAUAUCUGAUCACAAAAUAUGGCUAUAUACACAUGUAUGAUCUGGAAUCCGGUGCCUGUAUCUAUAUGAACCGCAUCAGUGCUGAUACCAUCUUUGUCACUGCUCCUUAUGAGCCGACCUCUGGUAUUAUUGGUGUCAACAAGAAAGGGCAGGUAGGUAUUCAUUUUCCAUUUAGGAUGUCCAUUACAAUUAUAUGUGCUUACCUUAUGUACACAUACAAGCAUUAUUUAAAAAUAACAGAACAUUCAGGAUUUCACUGUAUAUAGUGACUACUUUAUUAUAUGCAGUUAAGUCAAUGCACCUUUCCUCUACAACUUAAAAGACUAACCUAUAGUCCAUCUGAUGUGAAACUAAUUUGAUAUGCUGAAAGCUUUCAAAGACUACUGGCACCAUCCCAUGGUAAGUAUUGAGACCAUUAUUUGUACGGUUUAAUUACUUACCUGGGUCCCCGACAGGUGUCCGCAGCAGCCUCUGUCUGUCUACUCCUAUAGGAGAUCUGGGUAUUUCUACUUGGCUGUAGUGGUUGGGAUGUUCCUUCAAUACAUUUUUCUAGAAUUUUAAAGAAUUGACCAAAAAUUAAAAUCCAGGAAAACUUUCAUUAACCACAAACUCCUACACGUUAGUGCUUUCUGCCUUUUUACUCGCAUGCAAACGAUAAUCAUAACUAGUGAUGUCCCGAACGGUUCGCCGCGGACUCAUCAUUGAGUAAACUUUGACCCUGUACCUCACAGUCAGCAGUCACAUUCCAACCAAUCAGCCGCAGACCCUCCCUCCCAGACCCUCCCACCUCCUGGACAGCAUCUAUUUUACAUUCAUUGUGAAGCUGCAUUCUUAGUGAGCUGUCCAGGAGGUGGGAGGGUCUGCUGCUCAUUGUCUGGAAUGUGUCUGCUGACUGUGAGGUACAGGGUCAAAGUUUACUCAAUGAUGAGUCCACGGCGAACCGUUCGUGAACCUUUCGGCGAACCGUUCGGGACAUCACUAAUCAUAACACAUCAGCUACUUUUAGAAGGUUAUCCCGAAGUGCCUAUACUCACACUCAUGUAACACACUACAUUAUGCUCAAGAUGUGUCACAUUUAAAAAUCUGUUUCUACAUUCACAUUUUCAGAAACAUAGACCCAAUAAAUUCUAUAGUUUUACUCUUUCCUCUUAUUUUAAAAUAUUGAAAAGGAGUAUAUUAAAGUAAAUUCUAUAGCAAAUACUACUGUAGUGAUUUAUUUUUUAUUUUUAUAUAACUUGAUACAGGAUAUGUACACUCAAUUACAGAUAUAUAUGUUUUUCUCGAUUCUAAAUCCAUUUAUUGUACCACUCCCCUGUUAGGUGCUCUCAGUCUGUGUUGAGGAAGACAACAUUGUGAAUUAUGCCACCAAUGUGCUGCAAAAUCCAGACCUGGGUCUUCGCAUGGCCAUCCGUAGCAAUCUUGCAGGGGCCGAGGAGCUGUUUGCAAGGAAGUUCAACACAAUGUUCGCCCAAGGAAAUUACUCAGAGGCAGCAAAGGUGGCAGCAUCUGCUCCAAAGGUAUCCUUCUCUUUUCAGUAUAGUACACAUCCCGUGAUGCUUAUUAUACAUUUUCCCUGAAAUUAUUAUCUAUGUUUCCAGGGAAUCCUGCGCACAGCAGACACAAUCAGGAAGUUCCAGACUGUUCCUGCUCAGCCUGGGCAAGCAUCACCUCUGCUCCAGUAUUUUGGUAUACUAUUGGAUCAAGGGCAGCUAAACAAGCUGGAGUCACUAGAGCUUUGUAGGCCUGUUUUGCAGCAAGGGCGCAAGCAGCUCUUGGAAAAGUGGCUGAAGGAAGAUAAGGUAAGCUACAUGCAAUUUAAUUACCUAUUCGUUCAAUUGAUCAUGCUAUUAGACCACCCAAGUUAUUUCAAACAAACAGUGGGCUUAACAAAUUAUCCAAAGAUAAAGUGGAAAUAAUGUGUACCCAAAGCAAGUGAAGCUUGUUAAUGCUUAUCAAGUUGCAAGCCAUCUUACUUGUUGUUAGCUGUGACAGCUCCUAUGUUUCUCCAUGCUGCAUUAUGUUCCCUUUAUUUGCCAUGCCCUCUAUGUGGACCAGCUUAGCCAUCACUUCCUUAUUUUCCAAACAGAUACAUGUUUUGAUUGUGAUGCAUAUGUAGGGAAUAAUGGAUUAAUUUAUCACCGUUCAUUAAUAAUAAUCCAGAUUUGCAGUUUUGAGUCUUAAACUGUUACUAUUAUUAUUACUGGAAUUUAUAAAGCACCAACACAUUCUGCAGUGCUGUUUGAUUGUGAAUUUUUACCGAGUGUUCAACUAAAGCAAAUAGUUCGCAUACACGUCUUCCUACUUUGAAUGUUACUGUAUGAUACAAAAAAAGCUAUAUUUCUUUCCUAACACAAGAUGGCAGUGCCAGAUCAUGUACUGGAGACAAUUCGUGAAAUAAUGUUCAGCUUACAAGAUUCAGUUAGUUGAAACUUUCAAGUGAAACAAGGUCACCCAAGGGUUUAUUCCUUACGUUUUAAAUACAUUAAUUUUUUUUAAUUUUUUUAAAUUCUUUAUUUUUGUUGUGGAAAAUUUCCACAAGUUUUGGUGAUAACAUACAUUCUUCCAGUUCAGAAAGAUAAAAGACAAACAUAACAGUAAUUAGUGACAUACAAGAGUUAAUUGUGACUUAACAGAUGGGUCCCCUGUUGGUUAAGUUUGGAUCUCCUGACAUGUCCCUGUGAGGUGCUCUCCUUUCUCUCUCUUGAGUCGUACGUGCCGUCUCUAUCCCGCUUUUCACUUGAUGCCUCCCUUAGUCUACGAUAUGGCACAUGUGCACAGCGUCCAAACCUUUUAAAUACAUUCUUAAAUCUGAACUGAAAUUUUAUUUAAACUUUCUUAUUAUAAUCAAAGUUAUUUUUAGCCAUAAAUAUCAAAACAAGACAACAUUGAUUAUAAGAUGCUCAUCUUAUUUUUUUUCAUUCUUUAUUUUCGUACUGCAUUGCAUAAUAAACAUGUAUUCAUAGACAGUUCACAAUAAUAUGAGCAACAGUAAACAAUGUAAGUGGGUGCUCAUCUAGAAUUGUAUUGAAAUAAAACACCUUUAUCUCCCCUUCUUGAUAUUUUUUAAUGUUCUGUACUGUGCAGAUAGUAUAGAGACAUUCUAGUCCCUGUCAUUAAUUCUCUAGCUCUCAUUUCCAGAAAAUUAGAACAGUAAGUGCAGACAAGUGGAUACGUCUGUAUCAGCUGGUUCCUGUGAAUUAAAAACAAAAGUGUAAAUGUACUAAAUAUUGUCAAAGAGUAGAGUAAAUCUUGAAAGAUAAAUUGUUUAAAUAUUGUGUUGACUGUGGCCAUAUUUUGAAGGAUACAUUUAUGGCAAUCUUUAUAGGGAUUUUCAUUGUGAAUUUUAGUGUGUGACCAAUACUCUAUUUUUCGGUUCAGCUGGAGUGUUCCGAGGAGCUUGGAGACCUGGUGAAGGCUGUUGAUCCGACUCUUGCUCUAAGUGUUUACCUACGUGCUAGUGUGCCAAAUAAAGUGAUCCAGUGCUUUGCAGAGACGGGACAGUUCCAAAAAAUAGUGUUGUAUGCCAAAAAAGUAAGACCUCCCCCAAUAUAUGUCGUGUUAUACUUUACAAUGAUUCAUGUUAGGGAUCGACCGAUAUUGUUUUUUCAGAGCCGAUACCGAUAAUCUGUGAACUUUCAGACCGGUAGACGAUAACUUACCGAUAUUCUGUACAUUUACGAUUUUGAAAAAAUAAACAAUUUCUAAAGGUAAAUGCACAAAAUAUACAUGCCACAUGUAGUGGAUGCAGUGUGUUUAGACAGGGGAGAUGUGUUUGUUUGUGUAGUGGAUGCAGUGUGUGUUUGUGUAGUGUGUGUAUAUAAUGAAUGCAUGGUGUGUUGUGUAGUGGGUGCAGUGAGUGUUUGUGUAGUGUGUGUGUGUGUAUAUAUAGUAAAUGCAGAGUGUUUGUGUGUGCGUUUGUGUAGUGUGUGUAUAGAAUGCAGUGUGUGUGUAUAGAAUGCAGUGUGUGUGUGUAAAAUGCAGUGUGUGUGUGUGUGUAGAAUGCAGUGUGUGUGUGUGUGUGUGUGUGUAGAAUGCAGAAUGCAGUGUCUGUGUGUGUGUAGAAUGCAGUGUCUGUGUGUGUGUAGAAUGCAGUGUGUGUGUGUGUGUGUGUAUAAUGUAGUGUGCAUUAUAUACACACACACACUCUGCAUUAUAUACACAGUGAGUGUGUGUAUUGUGUGUAUAUAAUGCAGAGUGUGUGUAUAUAAUGCAGUGUGUGUGUGUAUAAUGCAGAGUGUGUUUAUAAUUUAGUGUGUGUGUAGUGUGCAUUAUACACACACACACUGCAUUAUAUACACAGUGUUUGUGUAGUGUGUGUGUAUAUAUAGUGUAGUGUGUGUGUAUAAUGCAGUGUGUGUGUAAAAUGCAGUGUGUGCAUAUAAUGCAGUGUGUGUGUGUGUAGUGUGCAUUAUAUACACACACUGCAUUAUAUACAGUGUUUGUGUAGUGUGUGUAUAUAUAAUGCAGUGUGUGUGGUGUGUGUGUAUAUAAUGUAGUGUGCAUUAUAUACACAGUGUUUGUGUAGUGUGUGUAUAUAAUGCAGUGUGUAGUGUGCAUUAUAUACACACACUGCAUUAUAUACAGUGUGUGUGUGUGUGUGUGUGUGUGUGUGUGUGUAUAUAAUGCAGAGUGUGUUUAUAAUGUAGUGUGUGUGUAGUGUGCAUUAUAUACAGUGUUUGUGUAGUGUGUGUGUGUAUAUAAUGCAGUGUGUGUGUGUAUGUAGUGUAGUGUGUGUGUGUGUGGAUAUAGUGUAGUGUGUGUGUAGUGUGCAUUAUAUACACACACUCUGCAUUAUAUACACAGUGUUUGUGUAGUGUGUGUAGUGUGUGUGUGUGUAUGUAGUGUAGUGUGUGUAGUGUGCAUUAUAUACACACACACACACUCUGCAUUAUAUACACAGUGUUUGUGUAGUGUGUGUGUGUGUAUAUAAUGCAGUGUGUGUGUGUUUCUGAAGGGAUGGAAUUUGUGUAAAAUGGGGGGAGGAGGGAAUUAUUUAUUUUAAUAUUUGUUUUAUUUAUUUUUGUCCCCCCUCCCUGCUUGUUGCCUGGCCAGGGAGGGGGAUAUGGCAUUUAGCCUUUAGCUCCCCUGUGUAAAUCUCGCAGUCUGCGUGCCGUGCGGAGCAUUGCCAUGGUAACACGUGGCAACGCUCUGACGGCCGCAAGACUCGCCAGAUGUACACAGGGAGCUGAAGGUAGCUGCUGGGUAUGUAACAGCUUGCUGCCGGCCCUCCAGGACCGCCGGGCUUGUAAUGGGCCCGGCAGUCCUGGUAUGUAUUAUUGGCAAUAUCGUUAUCUCUCUUGGCCGAUACCGAUAUUGCCGAAAAUACUGAAUAUCAGCCGAUAAUAUCGGUAAAACAUAUAAUCGGUUGAUCCCUAAUUCAUAUUGUACUUGUCUAGUUAAAAGAAAAGUUCAUAUAUUUCAUUAUUGUGGAUAACCAUGUUACCAUGUUAGGUUGGCUACACUCCAGACUGGAUCUUCCUCCUUCGGAGUGUCAUGCGGAUAAGUCCAGAGCAAGGCCUCCAGUUCUCCCAAAUGCUAGUGCAAGAUGAGGAACCUUUAGCAAACAUCAACCAGGUAAGGAGUUCAUUUUAACUGGGGAAAAGUGUGUGUUUUUUUUAUAUAGCAACUUUAAUCUUUCCUAUUUACCCAAAAGACAAGAAAAGAGAUAAAAGAAAAAUGUAAACUUGUUGGAUGUUGUAUUAGGUUUAUCGCCCUAUCAAUAACACAAAUGCCCAAAAAUCGGUAAUGCGUACUUAUGUAAUUAUUUGUAGGCUAUUUAGUCUAGUCCCUAGUUUGAAAGCAAGAGAUUUCUGUACUAGACAAGGCUAGUCUUUGGCUGCCUCAAAGUAUAUGAGGAAUGUUUUUUUUGAGCCUAGAGGGAGAGAUUGAUUAUGUAUACUGUUGAGCUGAGGUAUUCAUUUGUUGUUUUUUUUAUUUUAAUGCAAGUGGACAGUGUUUCACACAUAUUUGCAACAUUAGACAUUGAACAGAGAUUCAGCACCUCUGGGUCUAAUAUGAUUGAUUCUGAUUAGUUACUAACACCUCAGUUGUUCUCUCCCUCUAACAUCUUCCUUUUUAGCUGAACCCCUUUAACUGUAUCACUGAUUAUUUGGAUGUUUGGGUUAUUGAAAGCAGGGCGAUAUACCUACUACAACAUUUAACUAGCUUUACCUUUUUUACCCCAUCGAAAUACUGAGAACGCCUUGUUUUUGUUUUUGGUAAAGCAAUUUUUUCUUAUUUAGGGUUCUGUUUUGCUACAACCAAAAAAAAAGUUUUACACGAUUUACUGUUCAGGGUGUUCUGUAAAGAUUUACCAAGCAGCACCUAUUGUGUUCAGCAAAUGUAAAUUAAAUGUAACUUAACUAAGUGCAGGAUUAGAAUGAAUUUGGGCUAUUUAAUGAGUAAGAAUGCAGGAAAGAUGAUAUCCAGCUGGAUCAUUUAAUGGUUCUUCAUUCUAUUUUUACAUUAAAUGGACCAAUUAUACGCCUAUCAAUAAUUAGGCUGUAAUUACAUCUCUCUGGUGGAGAAUACAGUAUAAACCAAUUAUGGGUCAAGAGGUCUACACAAUGUAAUUAAGAAUCCAUGUAUUACAUGUAGCUAAUCACAUCUGCAUUUAUUUAUUGAUGUUCUUGUUCUGCAAUGUCAGUAUCAUGUAUAAUAUGAUGUUUGGCCUUCAGUGACAGUGUUGCUACAGUAAACAUAUUAAAAAUGCUUGUGAUGUUCAUAGACUGUCCUGGAAAACAACUAGAACAAGGUAAAUAAAUCAGUUUUGGUUGCAUUUAUUAAUUGGAUAACUAUUUUUUUUUUUUUUAGCAGCGUUUCUAACUGCAGCCACAGUCUGUAUAUCUAAGUACAAGUUCUCAAUCUCCUUUAUUUAAUCAAAAACUGCAUUUGAUUGUGCUUCGUGGUUCACUGCAAGCUUUGGUUUCAAGCAGUUCUAACAUGCAAUAAAACUAUAUAUGGUAUUGUACGACAAUUAGUGGCUUAUCAUUGUAGUUGUUAUGGUACCAUCAUCCUUUUUGAUGACAUCUCCCCAUUUUUAUUCACUCAUUUAUUGGAUAAAUGUUUUUUUUAGUUUUUUUUUUAUAAAAGAACCUAAAACACACAUGCACUUUGCAGCUGCUCUGGUAAUAUGGAAGAUUCACUUAUGUAUUUUGCAUCCUAAACCUUCCAGCCAUGAAUGGCAGUGAAAUGGUAGGGAGGGCUAGCCUUGCACUCCCAGCCUUUUUUUACCAUCCGAGGAGAUUUUAAAUGGACAAUGUAGAAAUAAGGUUUCCGUAUUAUCUGGGCCAAUGCAGAAGGACAAACUUUGGCUGGGGUUGUGUUUUUUUUUUAAAUUUAUUUAUUUAUUUUUAAUAUUCUACAGAGAACAAGUAUCAUUUAGUUUGCAACUUGUCUUCAGCAUCACAUAUACUACUCUGUCCUUAGAUUGUGGAUGUCUUUAUGGAGAACAGUCUGAUCCAGCAGUGCACAUCAUUCCUGCUUGAUGCAUUGAAGAAUAACAGACCAACUGAGGGUCAUUUGCAGACUCGCCUGCUUGAGAUGAACCUUAUCCAUGCUCCACAGGUAUGCCCUUGGGCCUCCUGCUUAUUUUAGCAAUGGAACCUGACUUAUUAAGUUAAUAUUCUAGGUACGAUUAUGCAUUAAAAAUGAUUCACAUUUUGCAUUAAAAAUUUUGGCAAAUAAUAAUAAAAUUACCUUUUAAAAGUGUUCAUUUGAUGCACUGCUUAGUGUUCUCCUACACCAGGAUGAGAAGCUUGAAUCAAGGUUAUUUCAUUUUGGUCUGUGUGGACUGAUCAUAUCCCCCUAAUAAUAAUGUUUGCUCCAGCAGAGAAUUGUGUAAUAAAAAGUUUAGCCCAAAAGAGCCAUUCCAGUUACCACGUAGACGGACUUCAACUUCUCAAUAAACUGAUAAAAGCCAUACUGCUACAACUACUAUUCAUUUAUACACUUCCCAGUUUACUGUGUUUUGCUAUGACCUGCGAGUAUAGGAGGGUGAGAUUGACCCUGACCACCUGGAACAAAUCUUUCCGGGCUCUCUCAUUUAUAGGUGUGGUGUGCUCAUUUUAUUUAUUUUUAAACUGUUGUGCUGGAUUAAGAAAAUAGGUUGGGUGUUUUUAAUUGUGUACUAUAGUGUACUAAUGUUUGUACCAAAAUGCAUUUUAUAUAGAUCUGUUGCUGAACUGAACUUUGUGUUUAAUUUUACACAUGUAAAACUACACUGGUGGGGGAAAAAAGCUCCAGUAGUUUUGUCUGGGUCUUUUCCCUGACUGAUCCAAUUCAUUAUAUACCCUUGCGAUGGAGUAUGGGGAUGAGAGAGAAACAGAUUGGCAAUGUUGUCUCCUAUGGACUACAUAGACUGUGCACUUCUUAACUAUGACUAAAGCUUCAGGGGAAUAUAACCGAAUGGUGGAGAGAUAAACCGUGCAUAGGGGUAGAUAUAUAUAUGGUAGGCGAUAUUCAUAUAAAUAAAAUGAGACCACACAAUAACCACAGACAACGUUUAAUUACUUUUCAAUGGGCUUGGCUGUGGUGUUUAUUUAAACCAUAACUUUGUAACCAUAGCCAUAUAACAUAUGGUUCACCAACUUUUAAAACUUUUAACUUUAUUAACCACCAUAUUGCCAGUCAGUCAUAACUAACAUGACCGCCUUUUAUUUAAAACCAUUUACCACCAUAUCCCUCCUUAGAACUUGACCCUGAGAAUGACUUUUGCCCCACCGCCUCAACGGAGGUAGACACUACCCCAGCGGAGACCCCCCCCCCAUCCAAGAAUCUUCCAUCAUGUUUUGUAACUCCAACUUAAGUAUAUUAACUCCAAUAUAUAUAUAUUAACUUGCCAAAUGAACUUGAACCUUACUAUAUAGGUAUAUGUAAAACACCCAGCUUAAUGCUCAAUUUUUUCAACACCAUUACUCAUUAAACAGUGCCGUAAAUGAAGAGAUUUAACAAAAUCUACACUACUCCCUAUUUGCCCUAUUUUAUAGCUGUAGUUGUCCAUCUUGCUCUCUGAUCAAGCUAAAACGGUUACAGGAAAUAAUUCCUUAAUGAUCCAAUAACUCAAACCAUGCAAUAAACAGACUUCACUAAACCUACAAUGUUACCACUAUGUGAAUGAUUAAAAAACUGCUGUAGCUGGCCAUGUAGAACAAUCCAACCUAAUGACCAUAAUUCCAAAAUCUCAGAUAAACUAUAUUUGUACAUUGCCCUGAUUGAAGUUCUGGUUACGUCCAUAUAUGCUGGCUCUUGCUCUUUGCAUGGCCUGCCAGACCCCUUGAGUGACCUAGAAUCCAAACAUUUUUUUAUGGUACCUGAAAAUAAAAGAAUGACAAGAGGAAGAGACAGCAUUAAAUUAAAUCAAAUCAUCACACACGUAUAACUGAAAACUAGUCUGAUUACAUUUCCCAAUCUUCUUGAUUGCAUUUGCACCAAUCCAAUAUAGCCGCUUUGCCAAAGCCCAAACCUGAAAGAAUCGCAUGUUAUUUAUCUUCACAACCAAGUAUUCAAAGCGUAACUGUAAUACCCGCUAGAUUUUACAUGUUUUAAUGGACAAUCUUAAUUAUAAACAAAAAAGGGGGCCAGUAUCAGAAGGUGCAACAGCAAAAUAAACUUGUAAAGUUUCGACUGAACAAAACAAAUCCCUCACUGAUGCAGUACAAAUGAAUCCAUUUACUCUUCCUAUCAGAAAUGUAUUUAUUUAUAUAUUUUUUGCAAACUAAUACCUGCUUGAAAAUUUAUAGGGAAAGUAAUUAAAAUCCUAAAACUACAAUUCUGACACUCUAAAUCUACUAAACAAAACUAACCAAUUCUCAAUUUAGCAAAGAAAGCUAAAGAAAGGCUACUAAAAAUAAAAAUACUUCAAAAAGAAAAAUUAGAACAUUCACAAAAAGUAAUAUGCUAACAUAUAAGGUAUAGGACGCUUCACAUCCUUUAACUACAAAAUAAUCCAUCAACAACUGUUUAAUUAUAAACUCUUUCACCGUUGUCUUUUACCAAACCACAUAAAAUAUGCUCCCUGUGCUAUAGUAGAUAUGCUACCUGCACUAAGUGCCUGAAGAUAACUUCUUUAGAUAGCAUUAUUUGAACAUUAGUCAGGUAUGAAAGCAUCUUUGAUAUUACCACCAACUCUGUUAGCAGGGGUCAAUUGAUGGAAAAUUACCACUUAUCGCAAGGUGACACCUAAACAUACCCAGUGUUCUAUUUGAGUUCUUUCAUAAGAAUUUGAUCUGCUAUUAAGAUUAACUUAAGUAUUCUAGCAAUUCCCCUCUGCAUUUUCUGCAAUUAUAUGGUACCAAACAUCUGAAUGUGCUAAACGAAAAAUAGAAUUCGCUAUCCUGUUCUUAACUAGGAAUAUGCACUGCCUUCUGCCAACCAUUAAGUUACCAGUAUAAGAAUACUAAUUUUCUAACAAAUUAAUCACAAAGAAACUUUUUGAAUGCAAUAAACUGGAAACUUGUACCACUGACUCAUUGUCACAGUUGAAUAAUAUCCUUUUAUUUUGGAGCUAUAAUCAAAGAUUAAAACUGCUGACACCAUUGGCAGCAAUUCCAACAGGGUCAAAUUUUGUAGGUACUUCUUACAGCACCCAUUCAAAAAUCCAUCUUUUGUUCCAAAUAUGCGAAAAUCCAACUGCCCAUGUUACCUCCAGAAAUAACUGUUUCAUUAACUUGAACAUCUGAAUGCUACAAGGAGCAGCCAUUGAAAACUUGCAAAAUCUUUUUAAAACCUUUAUAUCAUUUUAAUUCAUGCAAGCACGCGAACAAAAUUUUAUCUUUGCAGAUGUCAAAAACACCCUUCUACCUUAACUCUUCUUACAGGCGAACUCAGACCUGUAAAUGCUUACAAACCUAACUAUGAUUGAAUUGUUUUAACAAUCAGCGCUUGCCAUUGUAUUCAUCUACAUACAUACACAUAAAUACACACACUCACCACCCCUCCCCCGAGCUAUAUUCAAUAAUCUUCAUGAAAAAACUAACAUAGUGGUGUUUGUUUUUAUUUUUUUAUAACACACAUACACAUAUUCGUUCCCACUAUGCUUGAAAUGUUGGCAUUAGCAGCUGGUCUGACUGCCAAACUCUGAGGCAAGAUCUGAUUCAACCAACCUCCUUAUAAUCCAUCUAAAGGACAAUUGAACCCCAAGGUAUUGUUUUCAACUCUAAUUGAAGGUAACCAUACUAAACCUCUCCAUUAAUAUGCUUCAAGCUUAUCUUCUAAAUCAGUGGCUCCCAAACAAGACCCCAUGACACAGUAACAGUUCAGGUCUCGUCUGCAUCCCCAUUGAAAUAAAUCCCAGUCUGUCGGUGGGCCGCAAGGACCGGCCAGGAACCACUGCUCUAUAUGUUAAAGAAAUUGACUACGUAAGCUCAACUUCUUUAGUACCAGAAAACUUUGAAAUGUCAAACAAUGAAAAUAAUGUAACUCUACCUUGAUCUUCUUUAACUUUGAAUAUCAAUAUGGCAUAGCUUUUUUUAUUAUUAUUAUUAUUAAACUGCUAUCUGCUAUUAACUGCUGUGUGUCAGGUUGCAGAUGCAAUUCUUGGAAACCAAAUGUUCACUCACUAUGACCGGGCCCACAUUGCCCAGCUGUGUGAGAAAGCGGGACUUCUGCAGAGGGCGCUCGAGCAUUACACUGAUCCGUAUGAUAUCAAGCGAGCAGUGGUGCACACACACCUUUUGAACCCCGAGGUAAGCUUCACCUGGCUCAUGCUCACUUUCACUUUUUACAUGGGGAACCAUUACUUUGCAGAAUUGGCAAAAGAAGAUCAGUACAUUUGUUGAAAAAAUGUGGAUGUACAAAUAUUGUAGUUAAACACGUGAUCCCACAACCUAGAAUUGCUUUUUUUUCUUUCCCCAGUGGCUGGUAAAUUUCUUUGGUUCCCUAUCUGUGGAGGAUUCAGUGGAGUGCUUACGUGCCAUGUUAUCUGCAAACAUACGGCAGAAUCUUCAACUCUGUGUUCAGGUGGCAUCCAAGUACCAUGAGCAGCUGGGCACACAAUCCUUGGUUGAACUGUUUGAAUCUUUCAAGAGUUAUGAAGGUAUGUGUUUUAAUUAAGUGGUUACAAUUAACAUAAUUCCUCCUCUAAUGUACAAAUAUGUGGUUGGGUCUAACAUUGUAUUCUGUAAGUGGGCAUUAUACCCACGUGUUUAUAUUCUGGUCAGUUUAAAAAAAACACAACAUAUUUUUCCAGAUGUGCGAUUAUUCAACUUUUUGCUAUUGUACUUUUUAUUUAUUAUUUUAUCAAAGAAAACUUGCUAGUGAAGUGGUUAUGAAAGUAAUUUAGAAGCUGCUGUGUAUUUUCAGUAUAUAUUGGAUCAGCGUAAUAACUUGGAUAGUGUAAUAACUUUAUUCACAAAUUGAUUUGUCUUGAUUGAAAACAUAAUAUAGGAUGCACUUUUUUUUUUUUUUUUUAAAUAUUUUAAACCUGUUAUUUUAAGCAACUUGGCUAAUAAUCACAAAUGUUGUGUUCUUUCCAGGGCUCUUUUAUUUCCUCGGGUCCAUUGUCAAUUUCAGUCAAGACCCUGAUGUACACUUUAAGUAUAUUCAGGCAGCCUGCAAAACAGGGCAGAUAAAGGAGGUGGAACGGAUCUGCCGGGAAAGCAACUGCUACAAUCCGGAGCGGGUCAAGAAUUUUCUCAAGGCAGGGUCCUUUUGUUUAUUUUUGUUUUAAAUACAAUAUAUCUAAAAGCUACAGGCAGUAAGAGAAAAGGGAAUAGAUAUAUAAACUAUGUUGCUGUUUCGAACAGUUCGUUUUAUUUUGUGACUGUGGUUGUAUAAUUUGUUUAGAGGUUCUUGCUAGGCUUCAUGGACAUGAAUAAAAUGGAAGUCAGUUACAUUUUUCUUUUUAGGCUUUAUGAACAUAAAGGAGUGUAAUUACAAUUUGCUCUAUUUAUCUCAACUUCUGUCUUCUUAACAUUAGGAGGCCAAGCUUACAGAUCAGCUGCCAUUGAUUAUUGUCUGCGACCGUUUCGACUUUGUACAUGACCUGGUUCUGUAUCUUUACCGCAAUAACCUCCAGAAAUACAUUGAAAUUUAUGUGCAAAAGGUUAGUCGGAGAUUGUGUGUUGUGUGAUUAAUCCCACCCUUAAUCUGCUUCACCACAGAAAUUAUAUGUCUACAAGUGAUACAGGUUAAAGUGUGUGUAGUUUGUUCUUGUUUGUUGUUUUUUGUUGUUUUUUUGGAAAUGUAACUGAUGGAAAGUCUACAUUGAAAAUAAAAACUUUAUUUAUAACUGGACUUUUAAAGGAGAAUCUUUGGGGGAAAACUCAUGUAAAAUGCAUUAUAUAGAUAAUUAAAAAUGCAUAAAUAAGCAAAUUGCUAUAAUAUCCUGUAGUUGCAUAGCUGAUAGAGACUGUACAGCUACAAGCAUGAUACUAUGUAAAAAUGGAGUGUGGACAGUGAAAACUGUCAGAGAAAGGAAGAUUUUUUUUAAAUUUUAUUUAUACACAUACACAUAACUUCCACUUUCCCCCAAACCAGGAUGAGGUGCCACCAUUCAGGGAUUUCUUAUUCUGGACCUUAUCCAGUCCAACAAGAGUUUAUUGGGUAAUUGUUUAUCCCCCAGAUGCAGGUCUUCUCCUCACAUAGGUUGUAACCAUUUAAAUAUUUGAAUUUGAGCAGAAAGCGUUUAAUGUAUUUGACAAAAUAUGCCAUUUACAGUCCCUAGAAAACCUUUGGACAGUACCAUUAAAUUGGGUAAUAGUAACCCCCUGGAUGUUGGGCUAAGGUAACAUCCCCAGGACGUACUUGAAAACCAGAGUAAUCUGAAUGUACCUUUCCUGGUUAAAUACUUUGUUGUUAUUUACACAUCGCAUGAUAUUUAAAUUGCUAUAUUUUGAGCAGUAAAUACACAUAUAAUUAUUACACUGAAAUACUCUACCAAAUGUGCUAUAAGGCUAAAUAGGAGUCCAAUUAAUUAAGAAAUUGGACUGUCAUCUUCCAGUCCAAAGUGUAUUAAGAUCUGCCAGUUCUUUGAUAAGCUCCUAGCCUCAAAAUUGUACAUGUAGUUAUUUCACAUUUUCAUACUAAUCAUAUGUUUUCCUUUUAUCCUAUUCCAAAACACUAAAGGUCCAUAUAUCUAAAAUACAAACAUAUAGCAAAUAGUUUGUGUGGCGUUAUAUAAAUAAACUGUUACAAUUUGCUGUGUCGGUGUGAAUGCUUUGCCGUCCAUGACAGAAAUGUUUGUCUGCUUGUAGGUUAACCCCAGCCGUAUUCCUGCCGUGGUGGGAGGACUCCUCGAUGUUGACUGCUCGGAGGAUGUUAUUAAGAACCUGAUCAUGGUUGUACAUGGUCAGUUCUCCACAGAUGAGCUGGUUGCUGAAGUGGAGAAACGGAACAGGUGGGGAGCAAGAAUAUAUAAAACAAUACUUGAUGUGCACCUGCUGGUUUCCCAUAUUAAAGGAACACUAUAGUAACAGGAAUACAAACAUGUAUUCCUGUUGUUAGAGCUGUGAAAACAUUAUUUGGAUGUCUGGCCCGCUACACUCCUUGGCUGAUAUCAUCAAACUUAACAAUCUCAGCCAAUGCAGGCUGUGGAGACGCUAAACGUUAUUGCUGCACACUGUCUGUAUUUGCUUCAUAAAACUACAUUCAUGAAAACAUAUGAAUAAAGCUGUACGUAAGACUAAUAAAGGAAGCAGUGUGGUGGCUUCUAUUCGUAUAUUACAUAGGUUAAUAAUAUUAGUUGUGGAACUAAAUAGCUUUUACACCCCUGUGCAGGCCCUCAUGUAAUAUCGGCAAGAUUCCCUUGAUGUUUAGAGCUGUAUGUAGCAUAUGAACAGAGCUAGCCCUGUUUUGUGUAAGUAAUGAGAGGGCCAGUAUGGGCAGAGGAAUGUCUGCAGCUUUUUAGUUUCAACAAGGAGAUUCAGAUGUGUAAUUUUUUUUAUUUUUUAGCAGGUUUGUUUUUGUUUUCCUCUUUCUUAUACUUUAUUUCCACUGAUAAACUCCCAAAUGUGUGGCCUCUCGCUUCCUUUCUUUGGCAGGCAAGGUUACCUGGCAUUCUGCAUUUUUACAAAAGAAUAAUACUAAUACUAGGGGGCUGACCUUUCUUCCACUCCCCCUCCAUCCCCCUCUCCCUGUUCCCACCGCCUUCAUUUAAUUUUCCUUUGUUUUAUAUUUAUAUUUAUUAUUUUUUUAUCCUCAACCUGUCUUCCUUACAACAAUGUGUAUACUCUUGUCAGGGCUAAAAAGUCCUACACUGUUAAACAGCCAUACAAAUUAUUUACCAUUGCAAGUCUGCAGGAUCCAAGGAUUCUACUCCCCAAUGGCUUGUGGACAAAUGGAAAUUUUGAGCUCUGCUGUUGCUUGAAACAAAGUUACUCCUUUUGUCUUUCUAGAUAUUUACAAUCAAUGAACAGUAUAAAAAUAGGUAUAAGAAAAUAUAUUAUCAGAAAAAGGGCAGCUACAUAUAACUUCUAGCGACUUAAAGGACCACUCUAGCCACCCAGACCACUUCCGCUUAAUGAAGUGGUCUGGGUGCCAGGUCCUUCUAGGGUUAACCCAUUUUUUCAUAAACAUAGCAGUUUCAGAGAAACUGCUAUGUUUAUGAAUGGGUUAAGCCUUCCCCCUAUUCCUCUAGUGGCUGUCUCAUUGACAGCCACUAGAGGCGCUUGCGUGCUUCUCACUGUGAUUUUCACAGUGAGAGCACGCCAGCAUCCAUAGGAAAGCAUUGUGAAUGCUUUCCUAUGUGACUGGCUGAAUGCGCGCGCAGCUCUUGCCGCGCGUGCGCAUUCAGCCGACGGGGAGGAGAGAAGGAGGAUCGGAGGAGGAGAGCUCCCCGCCCAGCGCUGGAAAAAGGUAAGUUUUUACCCCUUUCCCCUUCCAGAGCCGGGCGGGAGGGGGUCCCUGAGGGUGGGGGCACCCUCAGGGCACUAUAGUGCCAGGAAAACGAGUAUGUUUUCCUGGCACUAUAGUGGUCCUUUAAAUGAGUAAUAGACUCAGAAUAAACAAAGUGGUAUGUGCGCUCCUAAUUAUGAGACAAUGAAAAUAAGAUAAAUACAGUAAAUAUAAAUGUUACUAUCAAUGCCUUUGUCUUAUUCUUUCCCCACUUGGCUUGCCUAAUCACUAUACCUUCCUGAUAAAUAUUGUUUAAACUUAAGUAAAAUAAUUUAAUUACAGAAAGUUAAGGGGUAUUUUUUUCCCAACUAUUUUUCGUGCAAGAGAGAAAAGUCACUUUUACAAAUAUCCUGUUAAGUAUGGGUUGAAAUGUGGAUGUUGUGUUUGUCAUGGUAAAACUGAGAAUUCCUGUUUAUGUGAGAAUAAGGUUUACCAAUUUCUCAAGUUAUGUUUUUCAUUUGGUUUAAACUUGUUCUGAAAUUCAUGUGAUGGUUCUUUUCCAUAUGGUCAGGUUGAAGUUGCUCUUACCUUGGUUGGAAUCCAGAAUACAUGAGGGUUGUGAGGAGCCUGCUACACACAAUGCUUUGGCUAAAAUCUACAUUGAUAGCAACAAUAACCCUGAACGUUUCUUGCGGGAGAACCCAUUCUAUGAUAGCUGUGUGGUGGGCAAGUACUGCGAAAAAAGGGAUCCUCAUCUAGCUUGUGUGGCUUACGAAAGGGGGCAAUGUGAUUUGGAACUCAUUAAGGUUGGUGUAUUGGAUUUGCAAUGGAAUGUUAUGUUUGUUUGCGUAUGUAUGCAGUUAUAUUGAUUUGUUUUCUUCAAUUUGUUUGUCUACAGGUGUGCAAUGAGAACUCCUUAUUCAAGAGUGAAGCCCGUUACCUGGUACGUAGGAAAGAUGCUGAACUCUGGGCCAGUGUGCUUGAGGAAAACAAUCCUUUUAGAAGACAACUGAUUGACCAGGUGAGCUGAUAAGAGUGCAACAAACAUAAAAUAUCCUUGCAAUAGUGUCUUAUGUGAAUGGUUCUUUGUUUUGUAUGCCUACAGCAUAUAAACAUUUUACAUGUUGGGUGCUUGGUUAAGAAAAGUUAAACUUAGAUGAUCCAAACCAUUUUUGCAGUGCCUACUUUUGUUCAUUCUGACCGUAUCCAAUCAAAUGCUUCUCUAAAGCGAAGUAUUGUGGAAAUCAUAUAUAUAUAAUACCCUUUUCACAUCACUAGACUAAUACGGCUACAAUCUCUACUUGAACAAUAUAAAUCUGUAUUAUCUCAAGCCCAUGUGAUGCAAGUGAUCAAGGGCUUCAUUAGUUGCACCAGGUGUGCUUGAAAUAGCGAAUGCAUAUGCUACAUCUUUCACUUUUCUUUACCCUUUUUAUAAAUUUAUGCAAUGGUUUCAAAUUCUUGUGAUUGACCACUGUCAGUAUUAGUAAUUCUUGCUGGGUUUCAGACAUUGUUCUAAUCGUGGUGAUAAGAUUAUUCUUUUUAGGUUCAUAUUUGCAACUGCUAAAAACUGUUUAGAUAAUAAUUCCCCUUUUUUUUCCUGCAAGUAACUGUUCCUACAUUUUAAAUAUUGCCACUUCCUCACCUCAAGGGAAUACCUGAUACAUUGGGAAACUAGCUAUUUCAAGUCAUUUAAUAGGAUUUACUUAAUUAUGCAUAGAAAAGUGGUGCUUGCUUUUGUAAUUAAACAUGUGUUAAAAGCUUACUUUAAAGGACACUAUAGUGUCAUGUAUGCAAACAGGCCCCCUUUAAAGAGUCAUGAAACAGUGAUUUUACUCAUCUUUUUACGCCUCUGUGGCUGAGACGAUCAAUUUUGGUUAUCUAAGCCAAUUCACUGCUUUUCCAUAGGAAAGCAUUUAGAGUCUUUUGGGCACACACGACAAAUUGCCGCACUGCACCAAUCAGCAUCUCACCAUAGAGAUGCAUUAAAUCAAUGCAACUCUAUGGAGAAUGUUCAGUGUCUCCAUGCAGAGUGUGGGGACGCUGAAUGCCAGUGCUGCGGUUUCCAGGCACCAUUGUAAACACGGUCUCUAAAAAGGCAGCAUUUACAUUGAAAAGACUGCAGGGACAGGUCAUAGACACAAGAACUACUACAUUAUUAUUAUUAUUAUUGCAAUUUAUAAAGCGCACACAGAUUCCGCAGCGCUGUACAAUUAGUUGAGAAACGUACAAUAUACACAAACAAAUACAAGAGGUAAGAGAGCCCUGCCCGUAAGCUGAUAUCUAGCCAUUGGAGCUCUUUUAUACAAAGUGCUUAGCUAGAUGGCCCUUGAGCUUACAAUCUAAAGGAUACCAGGGGGAUUUGAGACAAAAGGUAGCAGGGGAAGUUUGGAGGUGAUGGCUGAAAGAGUUAACAGAGAAGCAGCUAUUGGUAAGAUGUUAGGGGAAUGAACAGGUAAUUGGGUGAGAAUCUCGAACAGCUGGAGGAGCAUGCUAUAUAUUUAAGGGGAGCCUGGGUGGGUGGGAAGUGGGGAGAAAAAAUGCAGUCUUCACUGAGUUGAUUGUGAAGUGAGGCCUGAGGAAUAGAGAUAGAACAAUUAAUGAAGGUAUUUACGACAGGGGAGGGGAAAAGGAGAGUGUGAGAGGGGGAGGGGGGGGGCAGAGUAGGCAUGUGUUAUAGACUAUUGAAAAGUUUAGCAAUCAAAUUCUAUCACCCAAAAUAUUAAUAACUGUCUACAUGAAAUAUUGGUCACAAACAUUAAAUGACAGUGGUACACACUGCAUGCACAUAACAUUACAGUGGCAAACUACAGGUAUCAAUUGUAACAACUCUAUAGUAACACAUGAGAAUUUUGUAGCAAUCCAGUAAUACGGGAGGUGGAGUAUCUUCCAAGCUUCAGUCAGUACCUGAGAGUGAUGGGUGUUUCUGCAGGAUGGUAAAUGCAGUCUUCACUGAGUUGAUUGUGAAGUGAGGCCUGAGAGUGAUGGGUGUUUCUGCAGGAUGGUAAAUGCAGUCUUCACUGAGUUGAUUGUGAAGUGAGGCCUGAGAGUGAUGGGUGUUUCUGCAGGAUGGUAAAUGCAGUCUUCACUGAGUUGAUUGUGAAGUGAGGCCUGAGAGUGAUGGGUGUUUCUGCAGGAUGGUAAAUGCAGUCUUCACUGAGUUGAUUGUGAAGUGAGGCCUGAGAGUGAUGGGUGUUUCUGCAGGAUGGUAAAUGCAGUCUUCACUGAGUUGAUUGUGAAGUGAGGCCUGAGAGUGAUGGGUGUUUCUGCAGGAUGGUAAAUGCAGUCUUCACUGAGUUGAUUGUGAAGUGAGGCCUGAGAGUAAUGGGUGUUUCUGCAGGAUGGUAAAUACAUCAAGCUGUAGUUGUUUUUGUGACUAUAGUGUCCCUUUAAGGGUGUUAAAUUCAGUUGUGUGAGAUGCUCACUAAUUCCGUGUGUGAUUUAUUUGGUGAUCUCAAUGUUGUCUAUAUUUCUUAAUUUGAGGUGUUAUUUUGUUUUCAGCUGCAGGCUGUCAGCGGUCAGGAUUAGCGAGCAUUUUCGUUCAGUAGGUUCGAUUGACAGGGUUGCCAUUUAAUGAUGUAGUAGUUCCAAUGUUGAUGUUUGGAGAUUUUUCAAAACUGAUCACUUAAAGGUACACCAUACUCACCAGCAUCACUACAACUUAAUGUAAUUGUUUUGGUGAGUAUAGUCAAUCCCGGCAGGCUUUUUAACCCCUUAACGCCGUUACUGCGUUCUAUGCCAUCCCGCAUUAAAUGGGCUUUCAAGCCGUUGCGGCGGCAUAGAAUGCCGUAACGGCUUUCAGCCCCAGGAGGUAAGGUUUACUUACCUCUGCCGCUAUCCUCUUCUGGAGGGCUGCCUGACAGCCCAGGCAGCCCUCCCCCGGCAAAUAUGGCCCCCUAUAGCUGGCUGUGGAUCUGCUAGCAGGGGGGACUGUCUGGGCUGUCAGACAGCCCCCCCUGCUGGUGGGAAGUAUUAAAAAUAAAAAAAUAAAGAUGUUAAAAUAAACUAAAUGCAUAUAUAUAUCAAUCAUAUAUAUGUAACGUCAUACGUAAUGUAUUUUAAUAUUAAUUUUAAGUACAUAUACUAGUAUUAAAAUUCACUUUGAAUGAGGCGGAGUCUGACUGCUGGAGUGGACGGUCGCAUGCUGCCCGAGCUCCGGGCCCAAGACCAGCAAAUCAACAGAAUACCAAGCCAAAACUAUUGACAAAUUGUUCCACUCACCUAAUGGGCACUAGUAAGCAGUCCGGGGACACGGUGCAUGCGGUAAACCCGCCGACGGACAGCUACUCCACGAUGAGGCAACUGCGCGGCCUACGGGAGGCCGAGGCGGGGGGAGACGGCCGCUCUCCUUGCACUCCGGUUGACCGUGGAGCCGAUAUUUGCUCCCACCCUCCCCCCUAUGGACCGGCGGGGGUCAUCCCGGUCCCCCAGAAGGUACAGGCAUGCUCACCCCGUCCUAGCCUGAGGGGCCCUGCAGAAUCGGAUUCCCACACGGAAGGAGCCAAGAUGGCCGCCGGACCGAAACCCAUCUCACCUCAAACCUCCAAGAUGCGGGCCACCCAGAGGGACGGUAUCGCCAGGGCCUUUGAUGAAUUCUGGGCCAAAUACCAAGAACUAACUCUACAGAGCGAGGCACAGCGUGCUACCGAAGAACCGACCCACAGCAAUAGAUGGAUUGACAUGAAUCUGGGCCAGGCAGACCCUAAGCAAGCCACGAGGAAACUGGAGGGAAAGUGGAAACACCACAACAGGUGGAGUGCCAACCAGGGCCUGACCCGGUCUCACCCACCAGUCCGACCGCAGCCUACCUCCAAGCGCACUUCUUACAGCACCUCAAGAAAUACACUUAAGGCACAGAGGCCUCUCUCCACACAUAGAUCACGAGACCAUCAGGCCGGUCAUCAUCACCAUCCACCCAAACACCCACCGAGAGACCCGGGGAAAAUGCCACGAUGGAACAAACAUAAGCAGCAGUCUAAACCAGGAUGGGGCCAAACUACAGCAUGGAAAGCAGGGAGGAGAAGGCGGGAAACCCGACGCAAGCCCCUGCGGGUCAGCAACAGCCCACCAGCGGUGAGUCACCUAACUGAAAGGAGACAAACCCAAGGACUAUCCACCCAAACCCCCCCUCCCCGCGCUGUGAUCACAACCCCACCUGGGCAAAGUCACCAUGGCAGAGACCACCAGACUCCCAGGCACAGCCCAGCCCAGUACAACUACCUAAAAGUGCUGUGGCGCGAUGGGGGACCUCCUCAUACUCACCAAACUGCCUUAACAGAGGAUACCAAUCACCAUAAAACCCACUAUCCCCACCAGGGACAACAAGCCCACGACAUGCUCAUCACAAGACAGGGGACUUAUGCAACCAUACCCUCUGAAUACACCUCGGCUGGACACUGGAAGAGCACUGACUGGGAGGACCCCCACCGCCUACUGCUCCGGGCACUAACCCGACGGCUGAUGGGGAUCAGUUAGACCACACAGGCUGGACAUUACGUUACUUAGUACAGAUGCAGCACACUAAGCUAACACAAUAUGUGCACUCAAUUUUUUUUUUUUUCUAUACCUGAGCUUAUAUUAUAUGUGAUUGUAUUAUAAUUAUAUAUAAUUAUUAGCACUAGUGGAAUCUUAACAAUCUAGAAAUCGCUAAACAAAUGUCACUAUACCUUUCACUCAUGCAUAAUAUGCAUUAGAAAUGCCUUAAUCUAUAGUGCUAAAUGUAUGAUCCUUCGCUAUGUCUAUACUCGUAUCUUACCUUUUCUGUUGAGCAGCAUAGAAGAACUCCUAGAUAAGCAACAUUACUAUAUAAAAAUGUGCAGUACUCUUUCAUGCCUAACUAAUGUACCUAUAUGUUAGCAAACUGCUUACCCUAGCUGUUGUGGCAUUGUAAGCCUGAUGUGAUAUAUCCGUGCACAAAUAAAAUAAAUAAAUAAAUAAAUAAAAAUAGUGAGCCAUGUAGAGAUGGCUCCAUACCUUCGAAACAUAAGCAUGACAAGCAACGUUUUAUUAUAGAGUUUUACCCCUCAUGCCUAGCCAGCCUCUCUGAGCUACCAAAACAAGUUCUAUAGCUUAGACAUGAGGAACAAGCCUUUAUCCCAUAGUUAUCUACUUGAAGCUUGUCGUAUUUUCACCCAGUAUAGCACAUUUAAAAUUACAUUAACAUAAUGACUCUGCAUAGGCAGACACCGCGAUACAUGUGUUUAGCUCAGUCAUAUAAUUCCAUGUCUUAGCCUGUUUUCCUUUUAUUGUGACUACUGGGUAAUGCUUCCUAGUUAGCCAAGAAAAGUUACCUUUUGUUUUUUAUGAAGCCCAGGGGAAAAUCCUGUUUACCUAUCUGUUAAAAAAUGUGUGCAGUACCUUUCUAUUCCACAAGCCUGUUUUAACAAUGUCACCCACUCUACUUGUUAUUGCUAUUGUGGCACAACAAGCGACUGUAUUAACUGAAUGCACCACAAAAAUAAAGAAUUUAAAAAAAAAAAAAAAAAUUCACUUUGAAUGCCGUUACAUAUAUAUGAUAUAUUUAUUAUAUAUAUAAUACAUCUAUAUAUAUAUUUAAUAUUUAUAUAUACACGUAUAAUUACAAUAAUAAAUAAAAUAUUUUAAAAAAUAAAUUAUAUAUACAUAUGUAAUUUCAUUCUAACUGUAUUUUGUUAUAUAUAUAUAUAUAUAUAUAUAUAUAUAUGUGUGUGUGUGUAACAAAAUACACUUAGAUUGACAUUCUAUAUCUAUCUAUAUAUAAAAUACAAAUAACUGCAAAUAUAUAUAUAUAUAUAUAUAUAUAUAUAUAUAUAAUUACCUAAAUAACUAUAUAAGUGUACACGUAGUCUUUAAAUACAUAUAUGUGUAUAUUUAAUAUUUUAACAUAAUUGUGAUUUUAUUAGUUAAAAUUUGAUUGACAUGCCCGAGAAUUUGAAUUGCAAGCACAAUAUUUAACCCUGUAAAUUGGGAGACUUCCCUGAACACAAAUAUUAGUGUUUCAAAAUGGUAACUUGUAUUCCAACAAUUAUAUUUUUAGUAAAAGUGACGGUUUUUGCAUUUUUCACACAUGAACGGCACUUUUACUGACAAUAUUAUUGUUGUAAUACAAGUUACCAUUUUAAAACACUAAUAUUUGUGUUCAGCAAAGUCUCCUGAGUAAAACAGUACCCCCAUGUACAGGUUUUAUGGUGUUUUGGAAAGUUAGAGAGUCAAAUAUAAGGCUUGCAUUUCAUUUUUGUCACAUUCAAAUUUGCCAGAUUGGUUAUGUUGCCUUUUGAGAACAUAUGGUAGCCCAGGAAUAAGAAUUACCCCCAUGAUGACAUACCAUUUGCAAAAGUAAAUAACCCAAGGUAUUACAAAUGUCCAGUCAUUUUUAGUAGCCACUUAGUUACAAACACUGGCCAAAUAUUCGGUUUUUUGCUUUUUUCACACAAAAACAAAUAUGAACGCUAACUUUGGCCAGUGUUUGUGACUAAGUGGCUACUACAAAAGACUGGACAUACCCCACCUGCAAUACCUUGGGUAGUCUACUUUUGCCAUCAUGGGGGUAAAUCUCAUUCCUGGGCUAUCACAUGGUCUCAAAGGUAACAUUACUAAUCUGGCAAAGUUCAAUGUGAAAAAACUGAAAAAUGGAAUGUGCUAUAUUUGACCCUUUAACUUUUUCCAAAACACCGUAAAAACUGUUAAUGGGGGGUACUGUUGUACUUGUGAGACUUUGCUGAAUCCAAAUAUGUGCUUUUUUUGCAGUAAAAGCUAACAGUAUUAUGACAUUUACAGCUAAAAUGUGAGGUGGAACUAUAAAUGUUUUUAAAAAUUUAAACUUUCUCAUUUUUUUUUUUUAAAUUUUAUUCAUAAUAAGUUAUGUUUCAUAUAUAAAUAUUUGAUAUGAAAUGAAAGCCCUGUUUCUCCUGAACAAAAUUAUAUAUAAUAAGUGUGGGUGCAUAUAAUAUGAAAGAGGUGAAUUACGGUUGAACAGACAUAUAGCGCAAAUUCUAGUUUUUGUUUACAUUUUGUUUUGAUCAGAACAUGUACUAUUGCCUCCGUCCUGAAGGGGUUAAUAUAAGCACUGCCUUUUCAGAGGCGGGGGUGUCAAAAAGUCAUCCUCAGGGUUAUGUUAUGAGCACGAACUUGGUUGUAAAUGGUAUGAAAGGCAGUCAGGUCAUCUUGGACUGACUUGCAAUUUGGUUAUGUUUAAUAAAUACAGUGUACAACAUUUUAAGUUAUGUUAUUUGGUUAAUCAUUUUAAAGUGUAUGAUAAGCUCAAUACAAUUUAACAAUGUGUGUCUGUUUUGAUUGUGUGGGCUCUAUAUUAAUAUAUAUAUUUUCUCCUCCUUCUCCUAUCCCACCAGCGUUGUCUAGUUUUAUUGUUUGAAGGCUUGAAAGCAAGGUUUCUAGUGACCUAUCUAAGCCCUCUUUGUCAGAGAGCUGGGGUUCUCACUUUCUUGAUUUCAUUCCCACACCAUGAUGUCAGCAUAGCCUGCUGAUAUUAAUGGAAUUUGAUAAAUCUAGCGCUUUCAAGAUCUCUCACAGCCACAGAAAUCUGUGCAGGGGAGUAAGAGAGGAGGUUCUUCACUGACUGGCCUGGAUCCCCCAUGGCACCAGUAGAUAUAUUUCAUGUCCACUCAGCAUAUAACAAGUAAAACCUCUUUAGAAAGACUAAUCUCAUAGGCAGGGCCUCCGUACACUUCACACAGAGCAACUAUCUGGGCACAGAUACUAGCAUGCCCGUAAAAUUUAAAGCUCAAUCUAGCUCUCCCUAGAUUGAAGGCUCCCAAAUAAAGGAUUUGUGAGCAGUUUGUAAAUGUGCACAGCGUUCAUGGCUUCUCAUAGAAAAGCAUUGCAUUCAAUGAUUCUAAAUGAGAAACAUUUGAAUGGACCGAUGUUAUCUGACUUGAUUACAUCAAAUGGGGUGGAGCUGACUGAGGGAACUGCUGUUGGUGAUGGAAUAGAGGUAAGUAUAUUCAUUUAGAAAAUGUUAUGUGAAAGGGUUUCAAGACACACAAGCUAUGCAAUUGAUUUAAUAAAAAAAAAGUGUAUUAAUUAGUGUUCCUUUAAAUAAUAAUUGUUUACUAAUGAAAUAUUAAUUGUGAUGGAAUAGGUCCAAAAAUAUGCUUCUUUGAUGCAGACAAGUCUGUAGGUUUCAAAGAAUUAUGGUUUCUUCUUGCACAGUUUAGAUUUUUUUUUUUUUUCUUUAACUUAACUUUCUGUAAACUCACGCAGGAGUUUACUUGACAGAAAAUUAACAGAGAACGAAAUAGAAGAUAUAUUUAUAUAAAAACACUAUCCUGAGAGAAGUUUGAAAAUGAAACUUUUUUUAGGAGGCUAUGUUAGUCAUAACUAGGUGUGUGGUAAGGACUGGCUAGGGCUGAAGAAAUAAAUUGAUUUAAUGCCUAAAUAGCAGAGAAUUGAGCACAGAGGCUGAAGGGACAUAACUUGUGCAACAAACCUACCUAAGUUAAGCUAAAAUUGUUUAGAGGCAAGUGUCCUUUUAGGAUUUAGUGAUAAGAAGCAGUUGUCCUUUCUUGGAUUUUAGUUUUUGUUUUUUUCUUUAAAAGUAAGCUCAUAUGAACCUCACAACGUGUUUUAUAUAAUAUAACUUUCACAAUGUGUCCACUUCUUUUUAACAUAUGAAAUCUAUUGGUCAUGAUAGAAAUUGAUUGAUAAAUGCCAUUGCUUGUCUCUUUUCCAAAGGUGGUGCAGACAGCCCUUUCAGAAACUCAGGACCCUGAAGAAGUGUCUGUGACUGUAAAAGCCUUCAUGACUGCGGACCUCCCUAAUGAGCUCAUAGAGCUCCUGGAGAAGAUUGUGCUGGACAACUCUGUAUUCAGUGAACACAGGUUAGAAUGAAAUUUAAAGGAGCGUUCGUGAAACUGGGUAAUUGUGAGAGGUGCCUUAUUUUGUUGGGAUUUUUAUUUUAUUUAUUUUUUAACAGAAAUUUACAGAAUCUACUGAUUCUGACAGCCAUUAAAGCUGACCGCACACGAGUUAUGGAAUAUAUCAACCGCUUGGAUAACUACGAUGCCCCUGAUAUUGCCAACAUUGCUAUUAGCAACCAGCUCUUUGAAGAGGCUUUUGCCAUCUUUAGGAAGUUUGACGUAAACACGUCUGCCAUUCAGGUAUGUUAAACAGCACUUAUGAAUAUACUGUGUGCCCACAUUGUCCUAUGCUUAUCAUGCACAUCUACUUUUUCGAUCUAUCACAAUUUGCAGGUUCUAAUUGAACAUAUUGGGAAUUUGGAUCGUGCCUAUGAGUUUGCUGAGAGGUGCAAUGAGCCUGCUGUAUGGAGCCAGUUGGGUCGAGCCCAGCUGCAGAAGGACUUGGUGAAGGAAGCCAUAGACUCUUAUAUUAAAGCUGAUGACCCAUCCUCUUACAUGGAAGUGGUACAGGCAGCAAGUAAAAAUAGUGAGUGCCUUUGUUUAUUCACUCUCCAUUAACCACAUCUCUUUUUGCCUGUGGGUUUUGGCAUAAUCACUGCUGUGGUAUUAUAUUCCAUCUAAAUUUUUAUUUUGUAUUUUUAAGCAUAUUACUUUAUUUGGUUUUCAGAUAACUGGGAAGACCUGGUAAAAUUCUUACAGAUGGCAAGGAAGAAAGCCAGAGAAUCGUAUGUGGAAACUGAACUUAUUUUUGCCUUUGCCAAAACUAACCGCCUGUCUGAGUUGGAAGAAUUUGUCAGUGGCCCUAACAAUGCACACAUCCAGCAGGUACUAUACUGACGCUUAUUUCUGAAACAAUAUUCAUGCAGAAAAGUUCAGUUUUGACUUGACCCUUUCUCUCUAUUGCGUUUUUUUUCUUGUUUUGUUUUAUUACACCUGCAGGUGGGAGAUCGCUGUUAUGAAGAGAGCAUGUAUGAUGCAGCCAAAUUGCUAUACAAUAACGUAUCCAAUUUUGCACGCUUGGCAUCAACAUUGGUACAUCUUGGAGAGUAUCAGGCUGCUGUGGAUAGUGCACGAAAGGCUAAUAGCACACGCACCUGGAAAGAGGUAAAGUAUUCUAUAAAUAUUUGUUUUAUUUAAUAGUUAAUAGCAUGUACUCAAUCCCAUUUCUAGGUGUUGUACAGACAUACACCCUGGCAAAGUAAAGUUUACAUAGUCUUUCUCAGUUAUUCACUUUUGCCAUUCUUCCAUCUCUCUAGGUGUGCUUUGCUUGCGUGGAUGGCACAGAGUUUCGCUUGGCCCAGAUUUGUGGCCUGCACAUUGUUAUACACGCAGAUGAGUUAGAGGAACUGAUUAGUUAUUAUCAGGUGAGUGUUUUGGUAAUGAUAUUUUGGGGGUUCAGGAUUCUUGAUAGCUAUUCUCCACACUUGUCAUCAAAUUCUGCAUUACUGAAUUUUACUAAAAGGAAACCGUAUAUUCAAUUUUUUUAUGUACAGAGUGCAGUGUCAGAAAAUUACUUUCAUUAGACUCGAGAGCCAAUAUUAUAACAACAUAAUUAAAGCAAAUGUAUUAAAUGUAAUCGUUAUAGUUUUGAAUUGUAACCAUGUUUCUUAAUAGGUAGCCAUUUGUUUCUACUUUUGAUCCAUUCUUACCAUUUUCUCUCUUCAAAGGAUCGAGGUUAUUUUGAGGAACUUAUUGCUCUGCUGGAAGCAGCUCUGGGGUUAGAACGUGCACACAUGGGAAUGUUCACAGAGCUCGCUAUUCUCUACUCUAAGUUCAAACCUCAAAAAAUGCGUGAGCACCUAGAACUCUUCUGGUCUCGCGUGAACAUUCCCAAGGUAAGUAAAUCAAUCCUGUUAUUAUCUGGUCAGUGACGAUCCCUCUUACCAGAUUGUAGGCACUGCAAUUCUUCUGGAGAUAAAUAAUUGUCUAUUUGGGAAAUGCAUAAUUAAGUAAAUUGUAGUCCCCUUAUAUGUUUCUUUGUCUGGAGGCAAAUGCACUGAGAUAUUUAACUUAAAUAAGUGUUAAAGGGACAUGCAUAACUUUGAGACAACUAUUUCAAAAAACCUUACAGAUAAUGGAACAAUUUCCUUGCUCUGCAGGCUAAAUAAAAGCAGGUAAAUAUGUUUUUUUUUUCCAUUUCCAUUUUUACCUGCUUCCCCUAUUCUAUUCUUUCCACAUUAACUCCAGGAGGGUCACUAAUCUAACCAAUCGGUGUCCUAUCCCUAGGAAUGCUGGAAAAUAGCACAGGGCGUGCCUGACGGAGUUACAAAUGUGCUUUUGAAAGAUCAUUAACCUUGCAACAUCCUGACCAGGGAGAAGAGACUGGUCAAUAGGAUUCAUGGAGAGCAGGCUCCAGUGUCUGGUUUCCUUCUCACCACUGUGUUAGUCAGUGCAGGGAGAUUGAGGAGCUUGCUGUUGCCACACCAUGAUGUUUUAUUUCUGUCAUAAGUGGUCUUGUCUGGACUGGAUUAGUGGGUGGGUAAGAGGCAUAGGCUAAAGAAACUCCCCUAGCUGUAAGGUGUGCCUAAUAAUGCAAUCUGACAGAGUUUCAAGUGCGUUUUAAAAGUUUUUCUUUAUUUUGGUUUGUAGAUUUUUCUGUAAAAGUGUUUGUUUGCUGCUUUAAAAUGUCAAGUAAUGCAUGUCCCUUUAAGCAAUUAAGACAUUUCAAUUUAACCCCUUAAGGACACAUGACAUGUGUGACAUGUCAUGAUUCCCUUUUAUUCCAGAAGUUUGGUCCUUAAGGGGUUAAAAUAGUCAAACCAAAAGCUGUUCAUAUAAAUGUAAUAUCUUCAUCCUAUGUAACCUCAUUUUAUAUGGUGAGAUUUACUGUUGAGAAUUUCAACUUGCUUUUCCCUAAGGUAAGGUAAACUAUGAUAGGAGGGUGUCCCCACAAUACUUUCUAAUUCAGUUUGUAUACUAAAACUCUUUGUAUUUUAUAUUGUCAUUCAUUAAAAACAUGUAAAAGUUCUGCAAUAUGCCUGUUCUGUCAGAUGAGUUCUAACCUCUGCUUAGUCAGGUUCCAAUGCUUAAAUUCAGCAGGUAACAGAAGUUUUAUUUGCACCGUAGUUUGCAAGUCUGAAUAAGGGUUAUAAAGUAGAUGGAUUAGUGGGUUUUCAAAAUUACUUUUUGAUUCAGGAGGGGGAGUUUGUCUAGUAAUCCUUUCCUGUGACUCUUUCUAAGACAUGCCUAAUUUUAGCUUCCAGGUUCACCUCCCCACCCUACCCCUACUUGUAAAUUUUACACAUUCUUUUUUUCCUUUACUGACUUGCUUAAACCGUAAAAUAAGAUUUCCAACAUGGUUCUGCUAUUUCAAAAAUAAGAUAAAAAAUAUAAGUGGUAAAAUGAAUUUAAUAAGCUAAAUAUCUCAUUGUUGGUGAGUUUACUAGAAUCUACGUAUAUGGAUUUAAGACUUUAAUGUAGAAGUAGUAAUAAAUUACAAUGUAUAAAACUGCCAUUAAACUCUACUAGAGGUACUUGAGAUGUGAGAUGACAGUGUUCAGGAUAUUACAGGUAGAUGAUAGGUUCUUCAGUGCAUGAAUAUGGAGAAUAAGUGCCGUGCAGAGGAGUCGGCAUAACAUCGGUUAGGAGGCCAACCUUUAUAGCUGUGUCAAAGGAUUACUAUAGGGUCAGUAACACAAAUAUGUAUUCCUGACCCUAUAGUGUUUAACCCACCAUUUUGGUGGCUUGUCCCCCCUAUAGCCCACCUAUAAAAGUUUAAAACUUACCUUAUUUCCAGCACCGCACGGGUCUGCUGGUGCUGACCCCGCCCCCUUUGUGACAUCAUCAAAAUGGCCGAUCUUUAGCCAAUUAUGGGAAAGCAUUGGAUAGGCUAAAAUAGGCAAUGUCAUUUUGGCCAAUCAGGACCUCCUCAUAGAGCUGCAUUGAAUCAAUGCAUCUCUAUGAGGAAUAUUCAGCAUCCCCAUGCAGACCGUGGGGACGCUGAAGGGCAGUGCUGCUCACUGUGCAGCACUGAGCCAGGAAGCCCCUCCAGUAGCCAUCUAAGGAGUUGCCACUUGGAGGUGUCCCUAGGGGCAAUGUAAACAUUGCCUUUUCUCUUAAAAAAAAAAAAAAAAAGGCAGUAUUUACAUGAAAAUGCAUGAGGGGAGUUAUUAUACUCACCAGAACGACUACAUUAAGCUGUAGUUGUUCUGGUGACUGUAGUGUCUCUUUAAAAUAGGAACACAUUUAACCAUUGCUACCUAGGCCCUGCAAUGGUUGAAUGUAAGUUACAGUUGGCAACUCUCUCCUACUCCGUAAUUUUUCUUUCUUAUCUCUAGGUCCUGCGUGCAGCAGAGCAGGCCCACCUAUGGGGCGAACUUGUCUUCCUGUAUGAUAAAUAUGAGGAGUAUGAUAACGCUAUUAUUACUAUGAUGAGCCAUCCCACCAGCGCCUGGAAAGAAGGUCAAUUUAAGGACAUUGUCACAAAGGUAAUGUGUGUUGUUGUUUUUUAUUUUUUUUAAUUUAUUUUUUUAAUUUAUUUAGUAAAGGUAAUGUGUCAUAAUGUAUUGUUGUAGAAUUAACUUUUCUCUGACUUCUGAAGGAAUUGUUACUAUUUCUUUUUCUGUAGGUGGCCAAUGUGGAACUUUAUUACAAAGCCAUGCAGUUUUACAUGGAGUACAAACCUCUGUUAAUCAAUGACCUUCUUUUGGUCUUGUCACCGCGUCUGGACCACACUAGAGCAGUUAACUACUUUUCCAAGGUAAGUGUAACUAAGCUGUAUACAGAACUAACUGACCUUGCUCUAUGAAUGCAUAUAAUCUGUUCAAUCAACUUCGCUGCUUUAGUUCAUAGUCUGGCUAUUAUGCCAUAGCAGUUGAUCUACUCCUACACAAGCUGUCUGCAUUUCUUGUUGCAGUAAAUAUGUCUUCACUACCUCAAGUACCGGAGAAUGUCACUUAAAUAAUGAGCUGUUAUUCUUUUUCAGGUCAACCAGCUACCUCUGGUUAAGCCGUACUUGCGCUCUGUACAAAACCACAACAACAAGUCUGUGAAUGAGGCUCUGAACAACCUGCUCACAGAGGAAGAGGAUUAUCAGGUAAGUGAACAUGACUCUGUUUUUGGACAGUUCUGUCAUUCCUCGAACAGUCACUUGCAAUUGUAAGGCCAAAAUAGUCACAGUGGAAAAAUGAUCCAAGUCAGCUAUGCUCUGUUUGCCUACUUUGGACUUAAAUGUGAAAUUCACUUUGAAUUUACAUCUCCUAUUUACAAAUGACCAAUACAGCAAUAAAUUGAACAUCAGAGAGUAUAUGAGUCACAGCAUAUCUUGUUAUCCAUGGAAUAAAUACAGAAGCAAAUUAAGUGCUAGAAAAUAUUUAGUUAGUUUCUUGUUACAUUUCCAGGCCAAUUAAUGCAUAUUUUUGCAUCUGUCUUGCUAUUUAUGUAAUUUGAAACCACCCCUCUGACUUUUUCUGAAGGAGUCAAAUGUGUUACAAUGGAGAAAUAAAUUGCUAUAUUCUAUUUGUAUAUAAACAAUUAUUGCACUCCCAUAAACUGUUACCCUUAACCCCUUAAAGUCCGAAUGAUGGUCUUUGCUGUCGUGCAGUGAUGGCAUAGACAGAAUGAGGGUCUAUGCUUUAAUGCAGUAUACGUUGAGUUGUUUUUUUAGAUGCACUUGUUUUGUAGAAUGUAUUAAAUGCAAAACUGAGAAAAAAAUGUUUUAUUAUUUUUAUUUAUAUUUACCGUUGUGUUAUGUAUACAAAAAUGUAAUGUAACAUAAUGUGUACAGUUGCCAUUAAACAGGGUGAAAUAGUAGUAAACGCAUGGAUAAAGCCCUUGGCUUAAUAUUGUUGGAUACGUUUUCCAGCUAACUUUAUAUCUUUACAUAAACAUUUACAAUUAAUUUUUUUCAACAUCUUAAAAUAUAAUAUAUGAUAUAAAAAAAAAUCAAUAUAUCAAAAAUAUUACAAAAAUUUUAAUCUUUUUCAUAUUACACCAUUUUAAACAUUUAUACAAAAAUAUUAAAUAGAUUUCAAAACUUAUCCAACACUUCAGUAAAGGAUUUGGUCUCAAAAUGUGUUGCAUCUCAAAAGAUAAGCCAUAAUAAUAUGGAUUAAAGAACCAUAAUAAUAUGGAUUCUCGUAGUACUUUCUGCAAUGCCCAUUUAGUCAAACGUUUUCACUUCUUCAGAGGUAUGGACGAACUUGGAGUUGAAUUUCAGUAUGGGCUCUCUUUUCCCUUUGAGAUAACUGUGGCACUGAAAUGACAAAUAGGCAAAAACUUUAUAUUAUUAAAUUUAAAUAUUUGGGAACUAGGUUUCUAGCACUUACAGUUAAAACAGAUAGGCAGGUCAAACACCCAAACUGGUCCAAUGAAUAUCCGUGUAAUAAGAGGAUGACGCUACACACCCUCCUCCUAUUAAAUGCAUAAUAUUAUUACAUGAAUGUUGUUCACUACAAACUAGUUACAGGGUAGUCUGUGAUAUACUAGGUGACUGUGAAUAUUAAUGCACUAAUUCGUAUUCUCCAUCUCUGCUCUUAGGGCCUGCGAGCAUCUAUUGAUGCAUAUGAUAACUUUGAUAACAUCAGCCUAGCACAGCGUCUGGAGAAACAUGAGCUGAUUGAAUUCCGCAGGAUUGCUGCAUAUCUAUACAAGGGGAAUAACCGCUGGAAGCAAAGUGUGGAGCUUUGUAAGAAGGAUCGGUUAUAUAAGGUAUUAUACAGCAUGCCAGACAGUUGCUAAAACAUAAUUAUUGGUUGAGAAAUAAAAGGCAAUCUUUAAUAUUAUAACACAAAAUCUAUUUGGGCUGUGUUGUCUAUUGAGCUGCCCAUUGUAACUUAAGUAUCAUUAUACAAGAAAGUAUACAACGUUUUGGCCUAAGGACUUAAUCAUGUACAACAUGAUAUUAUACAUGGUGAAGGCCUUGGGUUGAAAAGAACACAUUUGUGUGUUUAUAUAUGAUUAAGGCCUUACCAGAAACGUGUGUGUGUGCAUGUAUGUAUUUGUGUGAUCGAGUUUUAUAUACCGGUGUGAUAUCUAUAUCUCCAAGGUGCUUUCACUCCAGGUAUAUAAUGACUGUGAUGCCUGGGGCAAAUCCAGCAAAAAUCAUAGGUAUUCCAAAAACCAGAAUGCACUCCAGGGUCUUUGUAAAGUAAAAUCUAACUUUUUAUUCAUGUACAAAAUAAAAAAUUAACAUCAAUAUUUCGGCUCACAUCUGUAGGCAGGAUGGCAUCUCAUCUGGAGCCUUAACGUUGAUGUAAAUUUUUUUUAUUUUGUACAUGAAUUAAAAGUUAUAUUUUACUUUACAAAGACCCUAGAGUGCAUUCAGUUUUUUGGAGAUAUGGAUAUCCAAAAUGGAUAUAUAGAUAUAAAUCUCCCCGAAGAAAGGCACAGCUGGGCUUUUUGAAGAAAAUGAUUCGUCUUUAAAACACACACACACACCAAUAGACACACACACACCACAAUAGAGACAGACACACACACCCCAAUAGAGAGACACACACACACACACCCCCCAAUAGAGACAUAUAUCAAAAAACAAUGGCUGCUCACCGGACUUAAAAACAAAAAUCUUUAUUGAAUAACGUUACAAAUCGACCAACGUUUCAGUACCCAUUCGGGUUUUUUCGUUUUUAAGUCCGGUGAGCAGCCAUUCUUUUUUGAUGUGUGUGUGUGUGUGUAUAUAUAUAUAUAAUGUGUGUGUUAUGAAUAAAGACGAAUCAUUUGCUUCAAAAAGCCUAACAUGUGCCUUUCUUCAUGGAGAUUUAUGUUGAUUUGGCUGAAAGAGCACCAUGGCAUUUAUACUACAAAUGAGUGCAGGAUCGUGGAUGGAAAAUGUAUAUAUAUCCAAAAAACUGAAUGCACUCUAGGGUCUUUGUAAAGUAAAAUAUAACUUUUAAUUCAUGUACAAAAUAAAAAAAUUAACAUCAACUUUUCGGCUGAGAGAGAACAGGAACACAAAAAAAAUUAUAUAUUUAUUAUAUAUGUGUGUGUGUGUGUUUCUGUUCUAUAUAAAUCUUUAUAAAGUACCUACCUUGUAAACUGUGGACUUUAAAAAGAUUUAUAUGGAGGUAGUUGGUCUCCUCCACAGUGUACUAGGCUGGACUUUGCGCCAGUGGUGUAUUUUGGAAUUGUGCUGCCCUAGGCAUGACUAAAUUCGGGCACCCUCCUAAUUUAAAUUUGUCUCACCAAUUUGUCAGGGCCACUUUUUUGACUGACAGACACACACCCUCAUUGAUACAUGCACUGACAUACACUCACUGACAGAUACAGUUAUUGGCGCACACACUGUUUAACCAACACACACUUUCACUGAGACACACUCCCUGACAGAUGCUUACUCUGAUACACAUACACUGACAGACACAGACACACACAUCCUCACUGAUUUGACACGCUCUGACACACACACAUUCUCUCACUCAGACACACACUGACAGCUACAUGCACUCACAGACAUACACACUCACAAUGACACUCACACUCCCUGACAGACACACAGACUCACAAUGACAGACACACAUUCACUGACUCAAUCGCUCAAAACAGAAAAAAGAAAUCACAAACAAAUCAAGUAGAAGGCAAAUUUAAAUAAAGAAAAAAAGAAACAUGCUCAAUUGAUUGUUAGAUUGACUAUAAAACACACCCACUUAACAAAUGCAGUCUAACCCAAAAAGCUAAAGGGUCCAAUAGCCUAGAGUCCCAAAUCACAUUAAGUUACAGAAGUACUUUAAUGUAAAACACUUUAACCAGGCUUAAUUACUGUAAGAGGAAUAAAAAGAUGGGGAGAUACAGCGCUAACUCCAAAGGCAGCAGAAUAAGGUCUGUUACUUGGAUACCCUAAUAACCCAAGAGGAACUAGGAAAAAAUACAGAAAAAAGACUGCGCAAAUAAGAAAUACUAGAUAAUCUUAUGCAGAUAUAUGUAUACACAAUAUUAUAUAUAAAAAUAUUGAUAUAUAACAAUAAUAGAGAGUGAGUCACAGCAUAAAGUCUUUUUUUGGAGAUAAGAACCUUUUGAUAGUAGUACUUUUUCGGAGGUCCGUAUGUUCUCCUCCUUAGUGUUCAAGUAGACAAAACUUUAGUGCAGAUGAGGAAUUCUGUUGUUGGUGUCUCAUAUGAAAUAAAACACAAAAGAAACCACCAAUAGUGUAAUAGAGUAUAUACAGUGUCUUAGGUAAAAUUGAUAUCUGACCGUUUCACCCUCCCAUUAUUCCCUGAACCCCACCAGGGCAGCAACCACCCUGAGAUGCAACACUUCUAUACGAAUUAUAAAUUAUUUUAGGCACAUAAUCCACCCAAGUCAAUAUCUUCUUCAAUAAACACUUUUCCUUUCAACCCUCCCUUUCAUUGACCAAAGGUCCCUCCUGAUUUCUUGCUUCUUAUCAACCUCUUUCUUUCUUCAAUACUUUACUUACUGUAUACUCAUUCAGGAUUAUUUAUUGAAGGGAGAAAUCAAAGUGAAUUUCAAAUUGAAGGCUAGAGUUUCUGAAUUGAAACCAUAGCUGAUUUAGAUAAUUUUUCCAGUUUGGCUAUUUUGGAACUAAGUUUGAAAUUUUACGUUGAGUUCAUUUAGCAUUAUCACUUUAGUCGAUAACUCUUCGCCACAUUCAAUGCAUAGUGACUGUAAAGCAUUGCUUCUUGAUUCUUCGUAAUAGUCGCUGUGUACACUAUAUACUAUAGUUAAAUUGUUAAAAAGUACUCCUUAUAUUGGCACAAUCGUGGAUACAUUUCUGUUGCUUUCGCAAUUUUAUUUUCUUGUUCACAAUGAAAAAUUGUCUUGUAGAGUGUACGUUCGUGGGCAGGUUUCUCACCGUCUUUUGUGUGUGUCUACAUAUUUAUCCCGUUUGUAUAAUUAACAAUCUUAUUUUUGUAUAGUGCUCUGGCUAAAAGCACUAUGUAAGAACUGUUCAAUACAUUGGUAUCUAGUGAUAUCCACAGUGAUCCCAUCAAAACAAAAUUUAAGUAGUGAGUAAUAAUAAUAAAAAAAAGAAAAAAUAUAAAAUGACAAAAAAUAAUCCAAAACCUUUGUAAUCAAAAGAACACUUAUAAAGCUGCAACAACUAAUCGAUAAUAAUUUUUUUUAAAAUAACUGUUAAUGAAUCUCAUUAUUGAUUAGUUGGUCUGCCAACUAAUUGAUGAAGGAUGUGGAAGAGGACAGACCUGUAGCAAUAAACAUUGGAGAAGGUUGUUGCAAAGUUUGAGCUUUCCUCUGGAGAAAAUCAUUGCAAUUGAGCAGAACAAUGGUACUAAUAUUUUGUCAGCUGCAAACGUACUGGAGGGGACCAGUAUCUGCUGCACCAGCUCCACCUUGCAGCUGGUGAUCACUGCUGAAUUAUGCAAGAUGUGCAUAAUAAACAAUCACUGUUAACACUGCCAUUUUCUUGUGUGAUAGAGAUUUAUAUACCGGGAGUCCAAAUGAGAGCCAGCUUUCUGUCUCCUCCACCCGAAAAGUCAAGGGAAUUCUUUAUUCUUGCAUUGAAUAUGGUGGGAAUAGACAUUGCAUAUAAUGAGAUGCCGCAAUCAUUUGAACUUGUCUGAUAGACUAACAUUCUUUGCUGUGAUUCUGCAUUAGUCCUUUGAAUGAUUAUUAUAUGUUUAAGCUAGGCUAUUUUUGGAUAAAAUUUGUAGUGUUUUUGCUUUUCGAGAUUCACUUAUUGUAAAGAUUGCUUUUAUUAUGUACUUCACAAAAUUACAGUGGCAAAUUACCUUUGUAUAGAUGGAGUUGGAAAGUAUUUGAUGUCAUUAACAAAGUGAUUGUAAUUAAAUGUUCUAAUGACAAUGAAUAUGUGCAAGACAUUGUUCAGUCUAAUAAUAUUGUUUCAUCACAGGAUGCAAUGCUAUAUGCCGCAGAAUCAAAAGAUAUGGAACUAGCAGAAAAACUUCUUCAAUGGUUCCUUGAGGAAGGGAAGCAGGAGUGCUUUGCUGCAACUCUUUUUACUUGUUAUGACUUACUGCAUCCAGAUAUAGUGCUGGAGUUGGCCUGGAGACACAACAUCAUGGACUUUGCAAUGCCUUACUUCAUCCAGGUCAUGAGAGAGUAUCUUAGCAAGGUAAUACAAGUGUUGUGGCUCCCAGGUGUUGUGUAAUAUGUAUAAGUGUACCAGUUAUGACAACUGAUUUUGAGCACACGUGCUUAAUCUUAGACAGAGAUUAAAGGGAAACUAUAGUGCCAGAAAGAAAAAAAAGUUGUUUUCCUGGCAUUAAAGCUGCCUAUAGUGCCCCCACCCCCACCUGUGGUGCUGAAGGAUUCGAAAAUAUGAUUCCUGGCCGACGUCACUUGGUGCUGGUUCGGGCUCCACCUCCGCUCCUCCCCUUCCGACAUCAGUGGCAAUUGCCACGCUCACAUCAGGACUUCCCCCAUAGGAAAGCAUUAUACAAUGCUUUUAGGUUUAUGGUGACAAUAGAUAUCCUCAUGCAUAGCGAGAGGAUAUCCAGUGUCAAUUAGGCGACCAAAAGUCAUCUAACUAGAGAUGGAGUAAACCCUGGCAGGUAAUUAUUGCAGUUUAUUAAAAACUGCUAAAUAAUUACUACUGCAGGGUUAAGGGACCUGGGACACUGCACCCAGACCACUUCAAUGAGCUAUGUUUGGCUGGGUGCCUAUAGUGUCCCUUUAAGUAACUGACCGGAAAGUGCCCAGACUGCAUUUUCAUUAAGCUCAUUUAUUAUACCCUUAUUUGUCCUGUCACGUUUAUUUUUUUUCAAUUUUCCCUUUGCAUUUCUGGCUUCUGGGCAACUGCUGUCCUGUGAGGUAUUUAAAACCAAUAAAUUUAAAAAUAAAUUUAACACAAACUAAAGUAUUAAAGUAAAGUCUCUACUUUCCCCCCCACUUCUCAGCCUCUGGGGUUUGCAUAGGCCCAUUUUUCUCUUGAAUUCGUCAGAGCUCAUCCUUGUUGUUUAACUUGCUUUACUCCUCUCAGUAUUGUUUGCCUCGUCUCUGGUUUUUUCUCCUCUUUAUAAUGAAUGUGACCUUCUAAAUGAGUAUUUUACUAUUGUUUUGCUGCCUGCUUCUGUACCAAUAAAGUGCUUAGUAAAUGAAGAUAUCAUGGUACAGCAACUGCCUCAGAAUGCAACAUUUACUUGGGUCUCCAGGAUUAAUUCAUUAGUUUUAAUGAAGGCAAACGGUUUAUAGGUCCACCAUCACUGAUACAGCAGACAAUGUGUUGGAAUUCUAUUGACAAAUUGUAACAGAACGGUUUCCACAAGUUUAAAUCUGUUCUUUUUUUUUUUUUUUAAUAGGUGGAUAAACUGCAUGCUGCAGAAAGCUUGAGAAAAGAAGAGGAGCAAGUGACAGAGCCAACCCCUAUAGUAUUUGGUGUGUAUGAGGCGUUUUAAUUUUAGAAUCGAACUCCAAUACACAUUAUUACAUAUAAACCUCCAGCAUGUUCCACUGAGCUCUACAUGACUGUAUGAUGUCAUGCUAUAAAUAUAAUAUAUUACAAUUCUAGCCCCACCCCCUCCACGGAAAAAAAAAAGAACAUUUCACACAGACUGUUAUGAAAAUUCACUGAAAUCCCAACCCAGUCAAAAGAAAUAAUAAGACAAAUAGGGACUAGUAUUUUUUUUUUACGCUUGGAAAAAAGGCGGAGCUACUUUCUGUCGCGCACUCGUGACAGCUGAGUGGAAAAGGGCUCUUUCUGUGGUGGGUCUUGCGGGAUUCUCCAUAUACAUCAGUGUUGUACUCUCGCGCUAGUAGUGGAAGAAGAUGGUGGUGCCCACAGAGGACAGGGACUACUUUUCCCUGAUCUUUAUGGCCACUGGAAUUCACGUAGAGCAGUCACCAUAUGGGGUCUUUGCAAAACCCCAAAAGGUGACAGAGCCACUUUAAUGCAGGUCGUUUUGACAAUUUUUUUUUCUCUAAAUCUUUUAGUAGACUGAAAUAUUGAUUCUACAACCUGUUUCAUUAUAAAGAAAGCAUUGUCGACUGUGUAAUACCAACCAUUUCCUUCUCUUUACAGGUCAGCAGUUGAUGCUCACAGCUGGUCCUAGUGGAGUGGUACCACCUCAGCCGAAUUUUCCCUAUGGAUACACCGCUCCCCACACCUUCACCCAGCACCCCCCUCCUUCUGUCUCUCCUGGCUAUGCCUUUAACAUGUAACCUCCUGUCAUCCAGAUUAUACCUGAAGGGGGAUACCUUAGUCCCCAUAUUCUGGGAGCUGACUGCAGUUUAUCUUGGACAUGUUUAUUUAUUACAUUUGCUCUUACAGACGUUGAUGCGGGAAAGGCAGCUUUUCAGCCAGUCACUACCAUUACUCGUUAAAUUUCUUUUUUUGUUUGUGGUUUUUUGUUUUAUUUUAAUUAUAAUUAUUUUUUAUUUAUGUUUUUUUUAUUUUGUUUUUUUUUAUGGAUGGGAAUGGCCGAGAGCUGUCAGCACUGAUUUCAUGGCUAUCACACAUGCUAAUGGAGCAAAUGUUCUGUACAGUACUGUAAACUGCUGGACAUGAUUCACGGCAGCUCCAUAUCUGUGCACAAGCCCUUAUCAACCGCUGCCAUGUUAAGUAGCUAAUGGUGAACAACCACAACAAGUUUAAAUUUCUUCUCCUUCUCUGAUCUUAGUCUGGCCAACAGCAGUCACUGUCUCUGCCAAAGCCCAAAUUAGCAGCCUGAUACUGUUCUGCCUAAUACCUCUCUGAUAUUGGAGCAAAGAGUCAUUUUAUUAUCAUUAUUAUUGUAAAGACUGUAUGCGGGGAGAUUAGACUUUGCAAUCUGCUACCAUUUAGUGAUUAGUGAUCAUAAUCAAAUAUGUUUGAAAAAGACCUGGUACAGUUAGUAAUGAAUGUGGUCGGUACUUGUUUAUGUGUCACAUUUAUUUUCAGACUGCUACAGUAUGCAAAUGAAAUGCCAAGUACAAUAAAUGUAUUUAAUCAUAUUAUCCAGCUAACAUUUCCACCCACAGUGUGCUUAGUAAAAUCAGUUUGCUUCAGUUACAUGACAUUUUAUUCCUACAGUGAAAGUGUCUUUCUUUCGUACAAAGGCACGCGUUUCUUUUCUUUUUGGUUAGUUACAAUAUGCUGCUGAUAUUUUGCUUAAAACAUUGACAGAAUUGGGUAAAUGUAUUUCUUUUUCAGGUGCUAUUUUUUUUUUUUAACUUUAAUGCCACAGUAAUUCCUGGUAAUGAAAUUCUUCGCUAUCACAACCUUUCGCUAGAGGUACAGGAUUACCAAUCCAUUGUAAGCAAUCUAGUUAAUAUUUAGUCCCAUUACCAGCCAUGUAAUAAUAAACAAACACUGACACAAAGGUCACAAUAAUGUGUAAACAGUUCCUAUUGACUACCCACUGCAGAAACUAACACAUUUCCCAAAUGUUCCCUACAGCACACAGGCAGAAAACUAGUAACUGAUACCAAUCUUCAUGAAACAAAUAUCCAUGCUCAUUUAGCCAUGUGCCUAGUGUUGUGCAUGGGAGUAGCAUGUUUUUUUUUGUUAUGUUUUUUUUUUUUUAAACAUUCAUGAGCUGUUGAAAUAAUAAUAAAAUACCUGUUUCACUGAACAAAAGCAUGUCCUUCAUCCAUAUCUAACUUGUAUUAAUGAUCUUAAUUUUAGUGGUGUUUUUUUUGUUUUGUCUACUGUAGAUUUUUAUAGUGUUUAGAUAUGCUACAGGGAAACAAAUAUAUGUAUCAUAGUAAGACUAGAAUAAUUCAAGUAUCAUUCUACUGGUUUCCAUGAUGAUUUGUAUCAUUAGAUAUCACUUAGGCCUACAGUUGCACUAGUUUUGUCUAGAUGCACGUGGCCUACUAUAUCUUCUAAAAGCAGUAAUUCCGUAUACAAUAUGAACAGAUAUAUUACCAGAUCCUUUUCAGGAAUACUGCAAAAAGGUCUCGAGCAGUCUGUGGUAGAUGCCAAAAACAUUAUUCCAACAUGCAUAGGUUUUAGGACAUAUACAGGGGAAGCUGAGGACCAAAAUAGAGCAGCUUAUAUGUUUUCUACCCAAAGGCACUUACUUACAGACAUCCAGUGACGUUUAUCUCUCCAAGAGACAUGACAACAUUUUGAAUCUCAUUAUCCUUCAUAUAUCUUCUACAGCCAGCUGUUUCAUCAGUGACACUGCUGUGUUGUUUCAAACUGUAGCAACAGUCUGCACUACUUUGAACAAUAUGUGGUAAGAUUGCUGUUGUGUUUAGAACACAUACUGCUAUGGUCUCACACAAAAUAUCAGACUAUCAAAUAAUUAGCAUUACAAAAAAAAGCAUUGUUUUUCUAAUGACAAUAAACAGCAUAGAAUCCUGCCACCCGACAGUGGUUGAACGCAGGAGGUCUUUCUAUGGCACGUGUCGUAGUGUAUUCAGUGUUGAGUAUUAAUCUGUAAGCAGCCCUUCGUAAACUGCCCUACUAAAUAGGAAAGAAAAAAGUAAAAUGUGUUUGCCAUUCUUUCACAAAUACCUGCAUUGUUUAAAAAUUUUAACAAAGAGGGUUAAUUGGCUAAACGUAUUUCAGUGUUAAGAGGGCAGCAAGGAGCAGCACCUUUGUCUUUUCCAGUGACCCCUAUGUUUGCACUGAUGGGCACAAAUCUUAAAAUCACAAUUAUCUUACAAGUACACAAACAGAUAAAGAAGGGUCAGAGUUCUAGGCAUACUAUAUCACUAGAAGAAGCAUGUUUUAAUUCUGUUACAAAUGGUGACCUUUAAGGGACCCUACUGGAAUAAUUAAAAAAGGGUCCACUUGUGAUACUGAAUUUACUCAAACUGGACAGUUUCCUCUCACCCCUUUCCCGUAAAGCAUAUCACCCUUUUUGGCUGCAGGCUUUCUGACUCCUGAGUGACUGCAGUAUUUAAAAUGAGGCAGUGUAACAGACACAUUUCUCCAUUCUUAGGGGAACUCUUCCACCAAUCACAGGGGAGAUGAGAUUGUCUACCCAUGCUGCUGUUUGCAUGUAGGAUUACUGUAAAUCGCCCCAUUUUGAUGUCUUUUUAUUUCUUUUAUAUGUUUUUUUUUUUCUAUGUAUUUACAUUGUGCUAUGUCUCUCUCAGAUCAUAUUUUCCUUAACAUUUUAUGUACUGAACUUAGUUUGCUAUGUAUAACGUAUGGUUAUGAAUAUUGUGCUAAUCAUGAAUAUUAUAAAAGAAAAAACAAUUAUAAAUGUGUAAAAUGAGAUGGAGAUGUUUUGUCCCUUUGAUUAUUUUUUUUUGUGCGUUCAACUUACUAAUGUUUAAAAUGGGUAUCCAGAAUUAUUAUUUUUUAAUAAGGUAAGAUGUGUGUAUG
Messenger RNA from Pelobates cultripes (western spadefoot toad), 95884 nucleotides. Lineage: Eukaryota; Metazoa; Chordata; Amphibia; Anura; Pelobatidae. The record is from the annotation of a GenBank genome assembly.